CCCAGCCUCGCCUCGGGUGUAGGGAUUGCAGAGAAAAGCAAAACUACACCAUCCCAGCUGUGUAGUUUUGUUUUUUUAUGGUUAGAGGCUCAACCAUUCUCAUGGUGGGAUUGUUUAAAAUCAUACUCUGGAUAAGGACGUCGUUUAAAGAACUUCCGUUUGGGCUAAGCCCACUCCUGUUAGGCACUCUUGUGAAAACAGAGUGCCAGUAAAGAUGACGACGAAAGCACCAACAUUUACGCAGCCGUUACAAAGUGUUGUGGCACUGGAGGGUAGUGCCGCAACCUUUGAGGCUCAUAUUAGUGGUUUCCCAGUUCCUGAGGUGAGCUGGUAUCGGGAUGGCCAGGUUCUUUCUGCUGCAACUCUGCCCGGUGUGCAGAUCUCGUUUAGUGAUGGCCGCGCUAAACUUGUGAUCUCCGCCGUGACAGCAGCUAACAGUGGAAGAUAUACCGUACAAGCCACCAAUGGAUCUGGACAAGCAACUAGUACUGCCGAACUACUCGUCACAGCUGAAACAGCACCACCAAACUUUUCACAACGACUACAGAGCAUGACUGCAAGACAAGGAAGUCAAGUUCGACUUGACGUGAGAGUGACUGGAAUCCCUACACCUGUGGUGAAGUUUUAUCGGGAUGGAGCAGAAAUUCAAAGCUCCCCCGAUUUUCAAAUUUUACACGAAGGAGACCUUUACAGUUUAAUCAUUGCAGAAGCUUACCCCGAAGACUCCGGAACCUAUUCAGUAAAUGCCACAAAUAGCGUGGGACGAGCUACUUCAACAGCCGAACUUCUAGUUCAAGGUGAGGAAGAAGCUGUUCCCGCUAAAAAGACAAAAACAAUUGUAUCGACUGCUCAGAUUACACAAACCACAAGACAAGCCCGAAUUGAGAAGAAGAUAGAAGCCCACUUUGAUGCCAGAACACUUGCAACUGCUGAGAUGGUUAUCGAUAGUGCCACUGGGCAACAACUGCACCACAAAGCACCUCCACGAAUGCCUCCUCGGCCUACCUCCAAAUCACCAACCCCACCAUCUCCAAUUGUUGCUGCCAAAGCACAAAUGGCCCGCCAACAGUCACCAUCUCCAGUUAGACAGUCACCAUCUCCUGUCAGACAUGUUAGAGCUCCAACCCCAUCACCAGUCAGAUCUGUGUCUCCUGCUGGAGCUGGGCGACUCUCCGUCUCCACUUCGCCUAUCAGACCUGUGAAAUCGCCGAUCUUGGUCCGAAAAGCACAAGUAACAGCAGCUGCGGGCACUGAAGUUCUUCCUCCUUGGAAACAGGAAGGCUAUGUCGCUACCUCUGAAACGAUGAUGAGAGACACUAGAGUGACUACAAGUACUACCCAAAUGAGGACUGAAGAAAGAUGGGAGGGGAGAUACGGUCUCCAAGAACAGAUCACUGUUAGUGGCGCUGCCGCAGCGGAGGCUGCUAUUGGAGUUAGUGCUGCUGCUAUUGCAGGUGCAGCAGCAACCACAGAGGACACUGAACGGUCAGCAGCUGUUGCUACAGUAGUUGCUGCUGUUGACAUGGCCAGAGUGAGAGAGCCUCUUCCAAGUGCUGUAGAACAGACUGCUAAAAGAACAGCCAUGACUGCAGUGCACAUUCAACCUGUCCAGGAGCAGAUUAAAAAGGAAGCUACAGUAGUAGUUACUAGUACUACUGGUAAAGGCAAAGAACAAGAGGUAAUAUCAAGAACUAGAGAAGGAAUUGCUACUAAACAAGAACAAAUACACAUCACUCAGGAAAAGAUUAAAAAGGAACCGGUGAAAGUUCCUGUACCAAAAGUAAUAAUUGCGACUGAUGUAGUUAAAGACCAAGAACAAAUUUCAAGAGCUAGAGAAGAAAUUUCUACCAGACGAGAAGAAAUUCACAUUGCUCGUCAUGAAAAGACGAGGAAAGAAGUUGUGAAGUCUGUGAAACCUUCUGUACCUAAGGUACUAAUAACCACUGAUAAAGCCAAAGUGCCCACCACAAUAAUAAAAACUUCAGAGGGAAUUGCUGCCCAACAAGAACAACAGGCCCACCUUAUCCAAGAAAAGAUAAGAAAGGAGGCUGAGAAAACGACUAUAGUUCCAACAGUCAUUGCCGUUGACAAACGCAGGGAACAAGAUAGAAUAUCAAGAACUAGAGAAGAAGUUGCUGUCAAACGAGAACAAAUCCAUCUAGCUCAUGAUCAGAUUGCUGUUGGCAAAAAGGCUGAAGCUGUAGCCACAGUUGUUCAUGCAGUUGAUCAAGCACGUGUUAGAGAACCAAGAGAGCUGGAUCAUGGCGAAGAAGCUUAUGCUGAACAGGCAGCUUUGGAAUAUGGAUAUAAAGAACAUGCUUUAGCAAGACAUGUUGUUGAGUUACCACCAGAACACCAUGUGGUCACCAAAGCAGUGAAAAAGGAGGAGGUUCAUGUUCCUCCUGUGACACACAUUGCAGCUGCUGAAAAAGUGGGAGUGACCGUAUCAACACAGAUUAAAAGGACUGCAGAAACUUCAGUCGAAAAAGCAAUCCAUGUGGAACACACACGUCCCCGCACAGCAAGCCCUCAUUUUACAGUUUCAAAAAUUACUGUUCCUAAACCAGAUCAUACGUAUGAGGUUUCAAUAGCAGGAUCUGCUAUAGCUACUCUGCAAAAGGAGUUGUCAGCAACUUCUGUUCCAAAGAUCACCAAGCCUGUGAGGCCUCCUCUUGCAAAGUCACCAGAGCCCAGAGUGAUGCCAGAGAAAGUAGUCUCCCCACAGUUUCCUUUCGUAGAGACAGCUGCCGACACCUAUCAGAGGCGUUACGAUACUGAAAUCAAAAGAGAAAUAGGUGUGAGCAUGGCAGGUGGUCUGGUGCGGGAGCAAGAACACAUUGAAUUAAUGCAAGAAGGUGAACCAGAGGUGAUUGAAGCUGCUAGAGUUCCUGAACCAACAGAAGUUCCUGCCACACCCCCAUCCAUAGUAAAAGUCCUGAAAGAUGUGACUGUGAUGGAGGGGGAGAGUGUCACACUGGAAUGUCGCAUCUCAGCCUAUCCAUCCCCAACAGUGUCUUGGUACAGGGAGGAAUACCACAUUGAAAGUUCCAUAGAUUUCCAGAUCACCUUUGAAUCAGGAGUUGCUCGCCUUGUGAUUCGAGAAGCCUUUGCAGAGGACAGUGGAAAAUUUACUUGCACUGCUACCAAUGAGGCAGGAAGUGUCAGCACUUCAUGCCACCUCACUGUACAAGUUUCAGAAGAGUUUGAAAGUAAAGAGGCUGUUUCUGCAAAAAUGAUCACAGAAGAAAAACGCUAUGUGGAAUCCAAAGAUGUUGUGAUGGCUGAGAUCGCAGCAGCUGCAGAAGAUGUAUCUGCAGAGCCAGCGGCACCAUUCUUCAUAAGAAAACCUAGCAUACAGAAGUUAAUUGAAGGCGGAAGUGUCAUUUUUGAAUGCCAAGUUGGGGGCAACCCAAAGCCACAUAUUUACUGGAAGAAAGCUGGGCUUCCUCUUACCACAGGCUAUAGGUACAAAAUACUUCAUAAAAAAGAAACUGGGGAAUGCAGACUUGAAAUUUCAAUGACCUUUGCUGAUGAUGCCGGAGAGUACACUAUUGUUGCACGUAACAAACAUGGGGAAGUUUCUGCAUCAGCUUCCUUACUAGAAGAAGCUGAUUAUGAGGUCUACCUAAAAUCCCAACAAGAAACAAUAUAUCAAACUCAAGUGACUGCAUACGUACAAGAACCUAAAGUGGCUGUGGUAGCCCCACCGACAUUGUAUGCUGACUAUGAAAAAGAAUAUGAAAGAGAACAAGCAUUAAUUAGGAAGAAAAUGGCAAAGGAUACUGUGCUGGUCAGGACUUUUGCCGAAGAACAGGAAUUCCACAUUUCUUCCUUUGAAGAAAGGCUUAUCAAAGAAAUAGAAUACAGAAUUAUUAAGAUAUCCCUCGAGGAACUGCUUGAAGAAGAUGGAGAAGAGAUGGUGGUUGAUGUAUCUGAAUCUGAAACAGUUGAAGCAGGAUUUGAACUGAGAUUAAAGAAUUACAGAAUCCUUGAGGGAAGUGGUGUGACUUUCCACUGCAAGAUGACUGGCUACCCAUUGCCUAAGAUUGCAUGGUACAAAGAUGGCAAGCGUAUCAGACAAGGAGACCACUACCACAUGGAGGUUCUAGAAGAUGGCAGAGCCAGUCUUCGUUUACCUGUGGUCUUCCCUGAAGAUGAAGGCAUUUAUACUGUCUUUGCCAGCAAUGUAAAAGGGAAUGCCAUAUGCUCUGCAAAAUUAUAUGUUGAGCCUGUUGGACCAACUGGGUCUCCAGGUUAUAUCCCAUCACCAGAAAUGAUUAGACGAUAUCGGUCUCUUUCUCCCCGAUCGCCAAGCCGUUCUCCUGCUCGUAGUUCACCUUCACGGUCUCCAGCACGCAGGCUGGAUGAGACAGAUGAAGGACAGCUGGAGAGGCUGUACAAGCCAGUGUUUGUCUUAAAGCCGACAUCAUUCAAAUGUGCAGAAGGACAGACAGCAAGAUUUGACCUCAAAGUUGUGGGCCGACCAAUGCCAGAAACAUACUGGUUUCACAACGGUCAACAAAUUCUUAAUGAUUAUACCCAUAAAAUAGUGAUUAAAGAAGAUGGCACACAGUCACUGAUUAUUGUUCCAGCUAUGCCUGCAGAUUCUGGUGAAUGGGUUGUAAUUGCUCAAAACCGAGCAGGCAAAUCAUCCAUCACAAUGAACCUGACAGUGGAAGCUAAAGAACAUUUAGUGAGGCCAGCAUUUGUGGAAAAACUGAAGAAUGUGAGUGUCAAAGAAGGUGAUCAACUGGAAAUGAAUGUAAAAGCCAGAGGCAACCCCAAUCCUGACAUUGUGUGGUUGAAGAACAGUGAUAUAAUUGUACCACAUAAGUACCCAAAUAUAAAAAUUGAGGGAACAAAAGGAGAAGCUGCCCUGAAAAUCGAAUCCACUGUCAGACAUGAUGCUGCAUGGUAUACUGCAACUGCUAUUAAUAAAGCAGGGCGUGACACUACAAGGUGCAAAGUGAAUGUAGAAGUUGAAUUCACUGAACCUGUACCAGAACGGAAAUUAAUCAUUCCAAAAGGGACAUACAAAGCAAAAGAAAUUGCAGCACCAGAACUAGAACCUCUCCACUUGCGUUAUGGUCAAGAGCAAUGGGAGGAAGGUGAUCUGUAUGACAAAGAGAAACAACAAAAGCCAUUUUUCAAGAAGAAGCUUACUUCUUUAAGACUCAAGCGCUUUGGACCAGCCCAUUUUGAAUGCAGACUUACACCCAUUGGUGACCCCACCAUGGUUGUGGAGUGGCUACAUGAUGGCAAACCUUUGGAAGCAGCCAACAGACUUAGAAUGAUUAAUGAAUUUGGUUAUUGCAGUCUUGACUAUGAUGUAUCUUAUCCCAGAGACAGCGGAGUGAUUACAUGCAGGGCUACAAACAAAUAUGGCACUGAUCAUACAUCAGCUACACUGAUUGUUAAGGAUGAGAAAAGCCUUGUUGAAGAAUCUCAGCUGCCAGAAGGCAGGAAGGGCCUCCAGCGCAUUGAAGAGCUAGAAAGAAUGGCUCAUGAAGGUGCUCUUACUGGAGUUAUAGAAGAUCAAAAAGUGAAACAAAAGCCAGAAAUUGUUUUGUUUCCUGAACCUGCAAGAGUCCUUGAAGGUGAAAUUGCUCGGUUCCGCUGCCGGGUGACUGGUUAUCCACAACCUAAAGUCAACUGGUAUCUCAAUGGUCAACUCAUUCGUAAAAGCAAAAGAUUUAGACUUCGUUAUGAUGGAAUUUACUAUCUGGAUAUUGUGGACUGCAAAUCAUAUGAUACAGGGGAAGUAAAAGUAACAGCAGAAAAUCCUGAAGGUACAACAGAACACACAGUGAAAAUUGAGAUUCAGCAACGAGAAGAUUUCAGAUCUGUACUUCGUCGGGCACCUGAACCUAAGCACGAAGCUCCAACAACAGAGCCAGGCAAACUUUUGUUUGAAGUCCAAAAGGUUGACAAGCCAGUUGACAAAACCACCAAAGAGGUGGUGAAGCUCAAAAAGGCAGAAAAAGUAAGCCAUGAGAAAGUGUCAGAAGAAUCUGAAGAACUCCGCAGUAAAUUCAAACGCAGAACAGAAGAGGGCUAUUAUGAAGCCAUCACUGCUGUGGAACUUAAAUCUCGUAAGAAGGAUGAAUCAUAUGAAGAGCUGCUUAAGAAGACAAAAGAAGAACUUCUUCACUGGACCAAAGAGUUGACAGAAGAAGAAAAGAAAGCUCUUAUGGCUGAAGGCAAAAUCACUAUCCCAACCAUCAAGCCAGAGAAAGUUCAACUUAGUCCAAGCAUGGAGGCUCCCAAGAUAUUUGAACGCAUACAAAGCCAGACAGUUGGCCAAGGAAGUGAUGCCCAUUUCCGUGUUCGUGUUGUAGGAAAACCAGACCCAGAAUGCCAGUGGUUUAAAAAUGGUGUACAGAUUGAGAGGUCAGAUCGCAUCUAUUGGUUUUGGCCAGAAGAUAAUGUAUGUGAAUUGGUCAUCAGAGAUGUAACAGCAGAGGACUCUGCCAGCAUCAUGGUGAAAGCUGUCAAUAUAGCUGGUGAAACCUCAAGUCAUGCUUUCCUGCUAGUACAAGCCAAACAGCAUAUAACAUUCACACAGCAGUUACAAGAUGUCACAGCUAAAGAAAAAGAUUCAAUGGCAACCUUUGAAUGCGAAACCUCUGAACCAUUUGUCAAAGUGCAAUGGUACAAGAAUGGAGUGGAGAUUUCUUCUGCAGACAAAUACAGAACACAUUCUGAUAGGAAGGCUCACUUCCUUUCAGUUCUAAUGAUUGACAAAAGUGAUGAAGAGGAUUAUAGCUGUGUUCUUGUGGAUGAUGAAUCUGUGAAAACAACAGCUAAACUAAUUGUAGAAGGUGCUGUUAUUGAGUUUAUUAAAGAACUUGAGGACCUUGAAGUCCCAGAAUCCUUCUCAGGGGAAUUGGAAUGUGAAGUUUCACCUGAAGAUGUGGAAGGAAAAUGGUAUCAUAACAAUGUUGAACUCACACCCAGUAAUAAAUAUGUCAUAACUUCACGCCGAGGUCGACAGGUCCUUACAGUUAAGGAUGUUGCUAAAGAAGACCAAGGAGAAUAUAGCUUUGUGGCAGAUGGGAAAAAGACCUCCUGUAAACUGAAGAUGAAGCCACGACCAGUCACUGUCCUCCAGGGCCUUGCUGAUCAGAAAGUCUGUGAAGGUGACAUUGUGCAGCUUGAAGUGAAACUCUCCCAAGAAAAUGUUGAGGGUGUCUGGAUGAAAGAUGGUGCUGAAAUUCAACCCAGCGACCGUGUCCAUGUUGUAAUAGACAAGCAGUCGCAUAUGCUGUUAGUUGAAGAUGUAACAAAAGAAGACAGUGGAGCAUACUCAUUUAACAUCCCUAGUCUGCUUCUUUCAACUACUGGUCGUGUCACUGUAUAUAGUGUGGAUAUAAUAGUACCUCUGAAAGAUGUCCAUGCUAUUGAAGGCACAAAAGCCAUCCUUGAGAGUAAGAUUUCAGUCCCUGACGUAUCCUCAUCCAAGUGGUUCUUAAAUGAUCAGCAAAUAAAGCCUGAUGACCGUGUCCAAGCAGUCUCCAAAGGCACAAAACAACGGCUUGUCUUUACCAGGACAUAUGCAUCAGAUGAAGGACACUGUAAAUUGGCUGUUGGCAAAGUUGAAACCAGCUGUAAUCUCACAAUUGAGAAAAUUCAGAUUAUUAAAGGUCUUCAUGACAUCACCUGCACUGAAACUCAGAAUGUCACCUUUGAAGUUGAGCUGUCCCAUGCUGGAAUUGAUGUUGUGUGGCAUUUUAAGGACCAAGAAAUCAAAGCUGGCCCCAAGUACAAGAUAGAAGCACAUGGAACAAUAUAUAAACUAACAGUAGUAAACAUGAUGAAAGAUGAUGAAGGAGAGUACACAUUUUAUGCUGGAGAAAAGAAGACAUCUGGGAAGCUGGUUGUGGCAGGAGGUGCCAUUUCAAAGCCCCUCACUGAUCUAACUGUGGCUGAAUCCCAGCAAGCUAUUCUUGAAUGUGAAGUAGCUAAUCCGGAUUCUCAGGGCCAGUGGCUGAAAGAUGGGAAAUCACUUGCUAUGACAGAUCGCUGUAGAAGUGAAUCCGAUGGUCGGAAGAGGAGACUUAAUAUUCCAGUCAGCAAAGUGGAUGAUGUUGGUGAAUACACCUUUCAAGUGGCAUCCUCAAAAACAUCAGCCAAGCUGAAAGUUGAAACUGUGAAGAUCAAGAAGACACUGAAAAACCUGACUGUAACAGAAACACAAGAUGCAGUGUUUUCAGUUGAACUUACUCAUCCUGAUGUGAAAGGAGCACAGUGGAUCAAAAAUGGUGUUGAGCUACAUUCCAAUGACAAAUAUGAGAUCAAAGUGGAGGGACAUGUCCACUCAUUGAAAGUCAAGAAUUGUGCUGUAACUGAUGAAUCAGUUUACAGCUUUAAACUUGGAAGGAUAGGAGCCAAUGCCAGACUCCAUGUUGAAACUGUUAAGAUCAUUAAAAAACCAAAGGAUGUGACCGCUCUAGAGAAUGCUGUUGUUUCCUUUGAAGUGAGUGUGUCCCAUGACACAGUCCCAGUCAAAUGGUUCCACAAAAACAUCGAGCUCAAACCAAAUGAUAAGUACAGAAUGAGCUCUCAAAGGAAAGUUCACAAGCUGACGUUACAAAACAUAUCUCCUUCUGAUGCUGGAGAAUACACAGCAGUAGUAGGACAACUUGAAUGUAAAGCAAAACUGUUUGUGGAAACUGUACAUAUUACAAAGACCAUGAAAAAUAUUGAGGUUGCUGAGACCAAAACUGCCUCUUUUGAGUGUGAGGUGUCUCAUUUCAAUGUACCUGCUGUGUGGCUAAAAAAUGGGGUCGAAAUUGAAAUGAGUGAGAAGUUCAAAAUCGUAGUUCAGGGGAAACUCCAUCAGCUCAACAUCAUGAACACCAGCAGUGAGGAUUCUGCCGAGUACACCUUUAUCUGUGGAAAUGACAAAGUCAGCGCAACUCUAACCGUGAAACCUAUCUUAAUUACAUCCAUGCUGAAAGACAUCAAUGCAGAAGAGAAAGAUACAAUCACUUUUGAAGUGACUGUCAAUUAUGAAGGCAUUACAUACAAAUGGUUGAAGAAUGGGGUGGAAAUAAAAUCAACCGACCGAUGCCAGAUCAGAACGAAGAAGCUAACCCAUUCACUUUCAAUAAGGAAUGUUCAUUUUGGAGAUGCAGCUGAGUACAGUUUUGUUGCUGGCAAAGCAGCCUCAUCGGCAACUUUAUAUGUGGAAGCUCGCCACAUUGAAUUCAGAAAACACAUCAAAGAUAUUAAAGUUGUUGAGAAGAAAAAGGCUGUUUUUGAAUGUGAAAUCUCAGAACCUGACAUUUCUGUUCAGUGGAUGAAAGAUGGGCAGGAGCUUCAGCUUGGGGAAAGAAUGAAAGUUCAGAGGGAAAGAUUUGUUCAUCGCCUUCUGAUUACUUCGACAAAGAUGUCUGAUUCUGGGAAGUACACAGUGGUGGCAGGAGGAAAUAUGUCCAGCGCUAAUCUGGUAGUGGAAGGGCGUGAUGUGCGCAUCAGGAGCCUGCAAAAAGAAGUUCAGGUCAUCGAGAGACAACGAGCUGUGGUCGAGUUCGAGGUCAAUGAGGAUGACAUUGAAGCACGCUGGUACAAAGAUGGCAUUGAGAUCAACUUCCAAAUUGAAGAAAGAUACCAUUAUGUGGUGGAGCGAAGAGUUCAUCGAAUGACAAUCACUGAAACCAGCUAUACAGAUGCUGGAGAAUAUACCUUAUUAGCUGGAAGAAAUAGGAGUUCUGUCACUCUACAUGUGAAUGCUCCUGAGCCACCUGAGAUUGUCAAGGAACUUCAGCCAGCCACUGUAGAGUCUGGGAAGCCAGCUCGUUUCUGUGCUGUAGUGUCAGGGAGGCCUGCACCAAAGAUCUCAUGGUACAAAGAUGAACAGCCUCUUUCUCCAGGCUUUAAAGUCAAAUUCCUCCAUGAUGCUCAAGAAUAUACUCUGUUGCUAAUUGAGACGUUCCCUGAAGAUGCUGCUGUUUACACCAUUGAAGCCAAGAACGACUAUGGGGUUGCCACUUCUUCAGCAUCCCUGUUGGUGGAAGUCCCAGAAGUUGUUUCUCCUGAUGUAGAAGUGCCAAUUUACCCACCUACCAUUAUCACACCACUCCGUGAUGCUAUUACCUCUGAGGGACAGUCCACUUACUUUCAGUGCAGAGUUACAGGGACAGACCUCAAAAUAGCUUGGUAUUGCAAAGACAAAGAGAUCAAGCCCUCCCGCUUCUUUAGGAUGACUCAGUUUGAAGAUACUUUCCAACUGGAAAUUGCAGAAGCUUAUCCAGAGGAUGAAGGAAUUUACACCUUUGUUGCCAGCAAUUCUGUAGGCCAGGUGUCCAGUACAGCUACGCUGAAGCUGGAAGCCUUAGAAAAAGUUCUUCAGGAGAAGAUAGAGCAGCAAAUUGAAAUGGAAGUUAAAGUUGGCCCAAUACUGAGGAGAAGACUGGAAACUCAGGAAGUAGCUGUGAACCACCUUGCCAAGUUCACUUGUGAGAUUGAGAUGGCACCAAAUGUACGGUUUCAGUGGUAUAGAGCUGGGCGGGAAAUUUACGAUGGUGAUAAGUACACCAUUUAUACAGCUAAUUAUACAUCCUCACUUCAAAUCCCGAGACCUCAAGUAGCAGAUUGUGGUGAAUACAGUUGCAAAGCUUCAAAUCAGUUUGGCAGUGUAAGCAGCACAGCAAAUUUAACAGUAACUGAAGCAUUUCCUCCAACCUUUCUAACCAGACCUGAAUCUAUAACUACUUUUGUGGGUAAGAAUGCCAGGUUCCUCUGUUCAGUGUCAGGCACUCCUGUGAUAGACACAGUGUGGCAGAAGGAUGGUACUGCCAUUUCUUCCACAGAACACCACAAGAUUACCACUUCUGAUAAUAAGCACAGUUUAGAAAUUGUGCAUCUUACUGUAAAUGACAGAGGAAUAUAUACUUGCAAAGCCUCAAACAAGUUUGGAGCUGACAUCUGCCAAGCAGAACUAGCCAUUAUUGAUAAGCCCCAUUUCAUUAAGGAACUGCAGUCUGUGCAGUCUGCCAUCAAUAAAAAGAUCCACCUUGAAUGCCAACUGGACGAAGACCGGAAAGUAACAGUGUCCUGGAGUAAGGAUGGGAACAGAAUACCUCCAGGCAAAGAUUACAAGAUAUACUUUGAAGACAAAAUAGCAUCGCUUGAGAUCCCUCUGGCCAAACUUAAAGAUUCAGGAACAUACACAUGCACAGCAGCAAAUGAGGCAGGAAGUAGCUCCUCUUCUGCAACCAUAACAAUCAGAGAACCUCCAAAGUUUGUUAAAAAACUAGAAGCAUCCAAAGUUGUGAAACAGGGUGACACCACCCGGCUCGAAUGUAAAAUCAGUGGAUCUCCAGAAAUCAAAGUGGUAUGGUACAGAAAUGACUCUGAACUUCAUCCUAGUGAAAAAUUCCAGAUGUCAUUCACAGACUCUGUGGCAGUGAUUGAAAUGAGACAUCUUGGUGCUGAAGACAGUGGAGAUUACAUAUGUGAAGCACAUAAUCCUGCUGGCAGGGCAAGCUGCAGUACAAAACUUCUAGUAAAAGAACCGCCUGUAUUUAGCAGGAAGCCAUCUCCAGUAGAUACCCUAAAAGGCACUGAAGUUAGUCUUGAGUGUGAAAUCUCUGGGACACCACCAUUUGAUGUUACGUGGUAUAAGGAUAAGAGGCAAAUUCGCAGCAGUAAAAAAUACAAGGUCACAUCCAAAAACUAUCAUGCCAGUGUUCACAUUCUUAAUAUUGAAGCUUCUGACAUUGGUGAAUACCAGUGCAAAGCCCAGAAUGAUGUUGGAACUGACACUUGUAUUUGCACUGUAAAAUUAAAAGAACCACCAAAAUUUGUCACUAAAAUAAACAAUCUUACUGUUGUGGUGGGUGAACCAGUAGAGUUACAAGCAACAGUGGAAGGCUCUCGGCCUAUUUCAGUUCUGUGGCUCAAGGAUAAGGAAGACGUCAUUCGAGAAAGUGAAAACAGAACAAUAACCUUUGUGGAAAACACGGCUACUCUUCAGCUUGCAAAAGCAGAACCAGCAAGUGCUGGGAAAUAUAUUUGUCAAAUCAGUAAUGAUGCUGGAACCCGGGAGUGUAUAGCCACCUUAACAGUUCUAGAGCCAGCUGUCAUUGUAGAAAAAGCUGAGCCGAUGAAAGUCACAGUAGGAGAUACCUGUACCUUAGAGUGCAAAGUGGGUGGAACACCAGAACUUUCAAUAGGCUGGUUUAAGGAUGGAAAAGAACUGACUAGUAGCCAGAAAUACAAAAUUACCUUCUACAACAAAAUGUCCUCACUUAAAAUUCUUGAUUCAAAAAGAGAGGACAGUGGCUUAUAUACCUUUGAGGUGCAGAACAAUGUUGGCAAAAGCAGCUGCACAGCUUCAGUCGAUGUUCUAGAUCGGAUUAUUCCACCUUCUUUUACAAGAAAACUUAAAGAAACGCAUGGCGUACUGGCUUCAUCUGUGGUUCUUGAGUGCAAAGUAGCUGGCUCGCCACCAAUUACAGUUGCUUGGUUUCAAAAUGGUCAUAAACUCACAAGUGGGGAAAAACAUCAAAUUACUUUUACAGACAAUGUUUGUGGCUUACAAAUCAAUUCGUUGAGUUCUUCUGAUACAGGAUCUUACAUGUGCAAAGCAACUAAUGUAGCAGGCUCUGAUGAGACCAAGGCAGUUCUGACUGUACAAGAACCACCCUCUUUUGUGAAGAAACCAGAAUCUGUGGAUAUUUUACCAGGCAGAAGUGUUACAUUUUCAGCUACUGUUAGAGGAACACCACCAUUUAAGGUGAAAUGGUUUAGAGGGGUCAAUGAACUGAUACCAGGUGAUAAAUGUAACAUCUAUUUGGAAGAUUUGAUUACAAAGCUGGAACUCUUUGAUGUAGAGCCAUUCCAGAGUGGCGAAUAUACUUGUGUUGUGACUAAUGAAGCUGGCAAAGUGUCUUGUACAACUCAACUUUCUGUAAAAGAACCAGCAGUUUUUGUGAAGAAACUAAGCGAUCACUGUGUGGAACCAGGCAAAUCUAUCAUUUUAGAAAGCAAGUACACUGGUAGCCUUCCAAUUUCAGUCACAUGGAAGAAGAAUGGUGUACCUUUAAGUCCAUCUGAAAAAUGCAGCAUCACCACAACUGAGAAGUCAUGCAUUCUUGAAAUUCUUAAUAGUACCAAGGAUGAUCAAGGAGAAUACAUAUGUGUGGUGGAAAAUGAGGCUGGAGAAGAUAUUUGUGAAGCACUGGUAACCGCUUUAGAACCCCCUUCUUUCGUCAUACCCUUGGGACCUCUUGAGGUAUCAGUUGGAGACUAUACAACUUUGCAAUGCCAAAUUUCUGGAACACCAGAAAUCACAAUAUCUUGGUACAAAGGAGAUACUAAAUUAAGAUCAACUCCUGAAUACAAGAUGUACUUUAAAGACAAUGUUGCCACUCUGAUAUUUAACAAAGUGGAUGUCAGUGACAGUGGGGAAUAUAUUUGCAAAGCAGAAAACAGUGUUGGAACUGCCUCAUCAAAGGCUGUCUUGUCAGUUCAAGAGAGAAAACGCCCACCUUCUUUUGCAAGGAAAUUGAAGGAUACAGAGCAAACUGUUGGCUUCCCAAUCAAAUUUGUUUGUCGCCUAAAUGGGUCAGAACCUAUCAGUGUUACUUGGUAUAAGGAUGGUGUACCUUUAAGAGAUGACUUUAAUGUGCAGGCUUCUUACAUAGAUAAUGUGGCAACUCUUCAUCUGUUGCAAACGGAAAUGAGCCAUACUGGGCAAUACUCUUGCACAGCUACCAAUCCUGUUGGAACAGCAACUUCUAGUGCUAGGUUCACCGUCACAGAACCCAAACAAGCUCCCUUAUUUGACAUCACUCCUGAAUCCAAAGAUGUUCCUGUUGGAGAAAGUGUUGACUUUGAAUGUCAUGUUACCGGAGCCCAACCAAUCCAUGUUACCUGGGCAAAAGAUGGCCGAGAGAUCCGUACAGGAGGCAACUAUGCAAUCACAUUUGUAGCAAACACAGCCCAUUUAAGGAUUCUGAGAGUAGGCAAAGGAGACUCUGGACAGUAUACCUGCCAAGCUGUCAAUGAUGUUGGAAAAGACUUUUGUUCAGCUCAACUUAACGUAAAAGAACCGCCUAAAUUUGUAAAGAAACUAGAAGCAUCAAGAAUGGUGAAACAGGGUGAUUCAUGUCAACUUGAAUGUAAGAUCACUGGUUCUCCAGAAAUCAAAAUUGUGUGGUACAAGAAUGACCAUGAAAUCCAUGCUAGCGCCAAAUACCACAUGACAUUUAGUGACUCCAUAGCAGUGCUGGUCAUCGUUGAUGCCAACAUUGAAGACAGUGGAGAUUACAUAUGUGAAGCCCUCAAUUCUGCUGGCACUGCAAGCUGCAGUACAGUUGUCACAGUAAAAGAGCCUCCUGUUUUUAGCAAGAAACCUUCCCCUGUAGACACACUUAAGGGCUCUGAUGUCAUCCUUCAGUGUGAAAUUGCAGGCACACCACCAUUUGAGGUUGCUUGGUUCAAGGAUAGAAAGCAAGUCAGAAGCAGCAAGAAGUUCAAAGUGACAACUAAGAACUUCAAUGCCAGUGUCCACAUUCUUAAUCUUGAAGCUGCCGACACUGGGGAAUAUCAGUGCAAAGCUACAAAUGAGGUGGGAAGUGACACGUGCUCUUGUACUGUAAAAUUCAAAGAACCACCUCGGUUUGUUAAGAAGCUGAGUGACACCUCCACUUAUGCUGGGGAACCCACAGCACUCCGGGCUGUUGUAGAAGGCUCCCAGCCUAUUUCAGUUGUGUGGCUUAAAGACAAGGGUGAAAUCAUACGGGAAAGUGAAAACAUCCAGAUUUCCUUUUCGGAUAAUAUCGCAACUCUUCAGAUUGCAAAUGUCGAGGCAACUAAUGGUGGAAAGUACAUCUGCCAGAUUAAAAACGAUGCUGGAAUGCGAGAAUGUGCAGGAUAUUUACAAGUUUUAGAACCAGCUGUGAUUUUAGAGAAGCCAGAGCCCAUGACAGUUACAGCUGGCAGUACAUUUACUUUGGAGUGUACUGUGGGUGGUACUCCAGAGCUAAUUGCCAAGUGGUUUAAGGAUGGAAGAGAACUUGCCAACAGCCGCAAACAUCAGAUUACCUUUUUGAACAAAAUAGCCACACUCAAGGUUCUUUCUGCAGACAUGGAUGACCGGGGACUGUACACUUUUGAAGUAUACAAUGAAGUGGGGAAGAGCAGCUGUACUUCCUCAGUGGAUAUCUCAGACCAGAUUGUUUCACCUUCCUUUGUAAGACGGUUAAAAGAAACCUUUGGUGUGCUGGGCUCCUCUGUUGUUUUGGAGUGCAAGAUUUCUGGUUCACCGCCUAUUUCCGUCACAUGGUUUUAUGGAGGAAAUGAGAUUUUCAGUGGGGAUAAAUAUGAAAUUGCCUUUUCGGAAAAUGUUUGUGCUUUGAAGGUGAAUGCUUUGGAUUCAUCUGAUACAGGGCCAUACACUUGCACUGCCACAAAUGUUGCCGGCUCUGAUGAAUGCAGUGCCUUUUUGACUGUACAAGAACCUCCCUCUUUUGCAAAGACCCCUGAUCCAUUAGAAGUUUUACCUGGAAAGAGUGUCACAUUCAAGAGUUUGAUAAGAGGAACCCCUCCAUUCAAAGUGAGCUGGUUUAAAGGAAGCAGAGAACUCAUACCUGGGAAAACGUGCAACAUCGUUUUGGCAGAUUCAACUGCAGAGUUGGAAUUAUUUGAAGUCGGACCACUGCAGACUGGGGAUUAUACCUGCCUUGCCACUAACAAUGCUGGAAGUGCUUCUUGCACCACACAUCUUUUCGUGAAAGAGCCAGCUGUAUUUGUAAAGAAACUAAGUGAUUUCAGUGUGGAGCAUGGCAAAUCCAUUAUUCUAGAGAGUACAUUUAGCGGAACUCCCCCACUCACUGUUACAUGGAAGAAGAAUGGCUUAAACAUCACUCAAUCUCCCAAGUGUAAUAUAACAACAACAGAAAAAUCAGGCAUACUGGAAGUUCUUAGCAGUACCAGAGAAGAUGAAGGAGAAUAUGUAUGUGAAGUUGCAAAUGAUGCUGGGGAAGAUGUAUGCCAUGCGUUGGUAUCAAUUUUAGAACCACCUUAUUUUGUUAAACACUUGGAAGGUGCAGAGGUGACUGUUGGAGAGCCAGCAUCUUUGCAAUGCCAGCUGGCUGGAACACCAGAAAUCAAAGUGUCAUGGUACAAAGGAGAUACAAAACUAAGGUCUACUCAGGCUUAUAAAAUGCAUUUCAAGAACAAUGUGGCUUCACUUGUUUUCAGCCAAGUGGAAAAUGCUGAUAUUGGUGAAUAUGUCUGUAAAGCAGAAAACAGUGUUGGCUUUGCUACCUCCACAGCAACGUUGACUGUCAAAGACCGUAAACUUCCCCCUUCAUUUACAAGAAAGCUGAAAGAUAUUCAGGAGACUGUUGGUGCUCCUGUUACUUUUGAUUGCCGUAUCAUUGGCUCUGAACCCCUUCAGGUGUCGUGGCACAAGGAUGGUGUAUUGUUGCAUGAUGAAGAUAACAUUCAGUCAACCUUCUUAAAUAGUGUAGCAACUCUUCAGAUCCUGCAAACUGACAUGGCUCACUGUGGCCAGUACACAUGCACAGCUCAAAAUGCUCUUGGAACUGCUUCUGCCAGCGCCAGACUCCAACUCACAGAACACCUGAAACCUCCAUUUUUUGAUGUGAAGCCUUUGCCCCUUGAUGUUGCUAUUGGGGAAAGUGGUUCUUUCAAAUGCCAUGUCACAGGAUCAAUGCCAAUGAAAGUCACUUGGGCAAAGGAUAACAGAGAGAUUCGGCCUGGCGGCAAUUACAAGAUCACGCUGGUAGAAAACACAGCCACUCUGACAGUCCUUAAAGUAGGCAAAGGUGAUGCUGGGCUUUACACUUGUUAUGCAAGCAACAGUGCUGGGAAAGAUUCUUGUGCUGCUCAGCUGAGUUUCAAAGAGCCACCGCGGUUUAUUAAGAAGUUGGAUACUUCCAGAGUUGUAAAACAAAAUGAUUCAACUAGAUAUGAAUGCAAGAUAGGUGGUUCUCCAGAAAUUAAUGUUGUGUGGUAUAAGGGUGAAACUCAAAUUCAGCCCAGUAAUAAGUACAGUAUAUCCUUCACUGAUUCUGUGGCAGUCAUUGAAAUGCACAAUCUGAGUGUUGAAGACAGUGGAGACUACGCUUGUGAGGCCCAAAAUUCAGCAGGCAGUGCCAGCAGCAGUACGUCACUGAAAGUGAAAGCUCCUCCAGUUUUCCACAAGAAACCCCGACCAGUAGAAACUCUGAGAGGUUUUGAUGUUCACCUGGAAUGUGAGCUUAAAGGCACUCCUCCCUUCCAAGUAUCAUGGUAUAAAGACAAAAGAGAAAUUAGGAGUAGCAAGAAAUACAAGAUUUUGUCAGAGAAUUACCUCACUAGUAUUCACAUCCUCAAUGUUGAUGCUGCUGACAUUGGCGAAUAUCACUGUAAGGCCAUCAAUGAUGUUGGAAGUGACACUUGCGUUUGCUCCGUGGUACUGAAAGUACCCCCUAAGUUUGUGAAGAAACUCCAUGAUAUCACUGCUACAGUUGGGGAGCCAGCUGAAUUGCAAGCCACAGUAGAAGGGUCUGAGCCUAUUUCUGUCCUUUGGCUGAAAGACAAAGGAGAAAUCAUCAGAGAAAGUGACAACCUCUGGAUGUCCUAUUCAGAUAAAGUUGCUGUUCUUCAGGUUGUGAAUGCAGAGCCAUCCAACACUGGAAAAUAUACUUGCCAGAUUAAAAAUGAUGCUGGAAGUCAAGAAUGUUUCGCUAUGUUAUCAGUUCUAGAGCCAGCAACUAUUGUAGAGAAACCAGGACCAAUGACAGUCACAGCUGGAGAUUCUUGUACUUUAGAAUGCACGGUAGCUGGGACACCAGAGCUCACUGCUCGGUGGUUCAAGGAUGGGCAUGAGCUCUCUACAGAUCAUAAAUACAAAAUCACCUUCUUCAACAAAGUGUCUGGGCUUAAGAUUCUGAAUACAGAAUUACAAGACAGUGGAGAAUAUACCUUUGAGGUGAAAAAUUGUGUUGGCCAAAGCAGUUGCACAGCAUCAGUGCACGUUUCAGACCGUAUUAUACCACCUUCAUUCACAAAAAGGCUAAAAGAAACUCAUGGUCUCUUGGGUUCAUCUGCUGUACUUGAGUGCAAAGUCAUUGGGUCACCACCUAUCUCUGUUUCUUGGUUCCGCAAUGGUUAUGAGAUCACAAGUGGAGAUAAAUAUCAGGCAGCCCUUACAGAUAACACUUGUUCUUUGACUGUGAAUUCUCUUGAAGAGUCAGAUGCUGGAAACUAUUCUUGUACGGCAACUAAUGUAGCAGGAUCUGAUGAAUGUGAUGCAUAUUUCAUAGUAANAGAACCCCCAUCUUUUGUGAAGAAACCUGAACCUUUGCAAGUAUUAUCUGGAGCAAAUAUAACAUUCACAAGUAUCAUUAAAGGAACCCCUCCAUUUGAUGUGAAAUGGUUUAGGGGUAGUGUUGAACUAGUCCCAGGACAUAGAUGCAACAUCUCUCUAGAAGAAACGGUUGCUGAACUGGAAUUGUUUGAUGUUCACCCUGUCCAAAGUGGAGACUAUACUUGCAUUGUUACUAAUGAAGCAGGCAAAAUAUCUUGCACCACUCACCUCUUUGUAAAAGAACCAGCCAAGUUUGUGAAGAAGUUGAAUGACUUCAAUGUCGAAAAAGGAAAACAGUUAAUCUUAGAAUGUACAUACACUGGUACACCUCCUAUUUCAGUGUCUUGGAAGAAAAAUGGAAUAAAAAUAUCUCAGUCAGAAAAAUCCCAUAUUACCACUACAGAAACAUCUGCCAUAUUGGAGAUAUCUAACUGCAAAAUGGAUGAUGCUGGACUAUAUUCUUGUCAUAUAGGGAAUGAUUCAGGACAAGAUAAUUCUCAGGCAACAGUCUCAAUAUUAGAACCUCCUUACUUUGUGAGAAAUGUAGAACCUGUUCAGGUAACAGUUGGAGAUUCUGCAUCAUUGCAGUGCCAGAUUGCUGGAACACCAGAAAUCAUUGUAUCAUGGUACAAAGGAGACACAAAACUAAGAGCAACUGCUACCUCUAAAAUGCACUAUAAAAAUCAAGUUGCUACUCUUGUGUUCACUCAAGUGGAUAGCAAUGAUAGUGGCGAGUAUAUCUGUAAAGCGGAAAAUAGUGUUGGGGAAGCUGUUUCUGCAGCGCUACUAUCUGUUCAAGAGCGUAAACUUCCUCCUUCAUUUUCAAGAAAGCUAAGGGACAUCCAUGAAACAGUUGGGCUACCAAUUACAUUUGAUUGUGGCAUUACUGGUUCUGAUCCUAUUGAAGUAAUUUGGUAUAAAGAAGGUGCACAAAUAAGAGAUGGUUAUAAUGUGCAAACAUCAUACUUAAAUAAUGUUGCAACUCUACAAAUCGCACAAACUGACAUGAGUCUUGCUGGUCAAUAUACUUGCACAGCUUCCAAUGCCAUUGGAACAGCUUCUUCAAGUGCCAGACUCAUCCUUACAGAAGGGAAGACUCCUCCAUUCUUUGACAUUCCGAUUGCACCUGUUGAGGCUGUUGCUGGUGACAGUGCUGACUUUGAAUGCCACAUUUCUGGAACACGACCAAUUAAAGUUACAUGGUCAAAGGAUAACCAAGAAUUAAGAACUGGAGGGAACUACCAGAUCAGUUUUGUGGAAAAUAUAGCCCAUUUGACAGUUUUGAAAGUUGAUAAAAGAGACUCUGGAAAAUAUUCAUGUCAUGCUAGCAAUGAAGUUGGAAAGGAAUCUUGUACAGCUCAACUUAAUAUCAAAGAACGACAGACUCCACCUACAUUUACCAAGAAGCUAUCUGAAAUGGUAGAAGAAACAAAAGGGAAUGCUUUUAAACUUGAGGGUCGCGUUUCUGGUUCUCAGCCUCUGACAGUUUCUUGGUACAAAAAUAACCAGGAGAUUUAUGAAAGCCGUAAUUGUGAGAUAUCUUUCAAAAACAAUAUAAUUCUCCUGCACGUUAAAAAUGCAGGUCAAACUGAUGCAGGCUUAUAUACCUGCAAAGUGUCCAAUGAAGCUGGGAGCACACUAUGUACUUCUUCUGUUGUUAUUAAAGAACCCAAAGAGCCACCAGUAUUUGAUCAGCCUCUUAAACCAGUGACAACAGAUGAAGGCAAAAUCUUACAGCUCAAUUGCCAUGUCCGGGGAUCACAGCCAAUUAGAAUCCAGUGGCUAAAAGCUGGGAAGGAACUGAGAUCAUCUGAUAAAUGCAGCUUGAGCUUUGCUAAUGGAACUGCACUUUUAGAACUCCAAGCAGUUACUAAAACUGAUUCUGGGGAGUAUGUAUGCAAAGCUACAAAUUCAGCUGGCAGUGAUUCUUCCAAGUCAAAAGUGACAAUCAAAGAAAAACCAGCAGCUGUUCCAGCAGCCAAGAAAGCACCAACUGAUGGAAAGCUUUAUUUUGUCUCAGAACCUCAAAAUAUCACUAUACUGGAAAAAAGUGUAGCAACAUUUAUUGCUAAAGUUGGUGGUGAUCCCAUCCCCAAUGUGAAAUGGAUGAAAGGAAAAUGGAGACAACUAAACCAAGGUGGUCGCAUUACUAUCCAACAAAAAGGAGAUGAAGCCAAGCUGGAAAUAAAGGAUGCAACAAAAACGGAUUCUGGACAAUAUAGAUGUGUGGCUUUCAAUAAACAUGGUGAAGUUGACAGUACUGCCAAUCUCCAGGUUGAGGAAAGGAAACAAGAAGUAAUUGAGGGUGAUCUUAGAGCAAAACUGAAAAAAACUCCAACCAAGAAGAAGGAAGAUGAGGAAGAAAAGGCCAUUGAUAUCAUGGAACUUCUAAAAAAUGUAGAUCCCAAAGAAUAUGAGAAAUAUGCUCGUAUGUAUGGAAUAACAGAUUUCCGAGGUCUCCUCCAAGCUUUUGAACUGCUAAAACAAAGUCAAGAAGAAGAAACCCAUAGACUGGAGAUUGAAGUAACAGAAAGAUCAAGAAGGGAAGAACAAGAAUUUGAUGAACUUGUAUCAUUUAUUCAGCAAAGGCUUACACAGACAGAGCCCAUUACUCUGAUCAGAGAUAUUGAAGAUAAGACUGUAUUAACAGAUGAAGAUGCUGUCUUUGAAUGUGAGAUUAAAAUAAACUAUCCAGAAAUCAAACUGUCCUGGUACAAAGGCACAGAAAAACUGGAUUCUAACAACAAAUAUGAUAUAAGAAUUGAAGGUGACAGACAUAUACUUAAAAUAAGGAAUUGUCAGCUUGGAGAUCAAGGGAAUUACAGGGUGGUUUGUGGACCACAUAUUGCCAGUGCCAAGCUUACUGUAAUUGAACCUGCAAUUGAACGACAUCUGCGUGAUACUGCACUCAAGGAAGGCUUUACAUGCUCUUUGGUUUGUCAGUUCUCUGUUCCAAAUGCAAAAUCCCAAUGGUUCAGAAAUGGAAAGGCCAUUAAAAUAGGAGGAAGAUAUUCCACAGAAGUCUCAGAAAAGGUACACAGGCUCAUUAUCAAGGAUGUCAGAACAGAAGACCAGGGGCGCUACACCUGCAGGUUUGACCAACUAGAAACAACCGCUGACCUCACAAUUGAAGCUGAACCUAUUCAGUUUACAAAGACCAUUCAGAAUAUAGUGGUGAGCGAAUACCAGUCUGCAACCUUUGAGUGUGAAGUGUCUUUUGAUGAUGCAGUCGUCACAUGGUAUAAAGGGAAAAUUGAACUCAGGGAAAGUCAUAAGUACAGCUUUAGAAGUGAAGGCCGUUGCCAUUACAUGACUAUCCACAAUGUUACCGCAGAUGAUGAAGGAGUAUAUUCUGUAAUUGCUCGCCUUGAGCCAAGAGGUGAAGCCAGAAGCACUGCUGAACUUUACCUGACUACAAAAGAGAUUAAGCUGGAAGUCAAGCCUCCAGAUGUCCCAGAUGCUAGAGUGGCAGUUCCAGUUGAAGUCCCAACUGAAAAAAUUCCUGCUCUUCCUAUCAUCAUUCCAAUGCCAGAAGAGAAGAAAAAGGAAAAAGUGGUUAAAAAACCAGUUUUGCAGAAAGUCCCCAAAAAGGUUGUUCCAAAACCUCCAGAGGAACCUGCACCUCCUAAAGUCCCUGCGAAGAAACCUCAAGAUGUGAAGGCAGUUGCUGUGGCUAAGAAGAAGGAAGAAGUUUAUGAGAAAAGGGAAGAAAUCUAUGAGGUUCGUAAAGAAGCAUAUGAAGAAUGGGAAGAGGACUAUGGAGAGGAACAUGAAUAUUAUGAAAGAGAAGAAGGUUACGAGGAAGGAGAAGAGGAAUGGGCAUACGAAGAAAGAGGAGUAACUUAUGAGAAAAAAGUAUAUCAUGAAGAAGUGGUUGAGGUUCCAAGAAAACCAGUGCCAGGGCGAAAACCACCAGAAAUUUCAGCCAAGAAGGCAGAAAAGAAAGAAGUCAUUGUACAGAAAGUUACUCGAAAACCUGUAACUGAAGAGGUUGAAAGAACUACUCAGAGAAUGGAAGAAGAACACCUUAAACGAGCUAAAGCUCCUGAAGUUCCACCCCAAAAACCUGCACGGAAGCUGGUCCAUGAGGAAGUUAUAGAAAGAAAAGUUCCAACAGAACAAAAAUGGACUAUUUCAGAAGAAAAGGUAUCCGUUUCAUACCAGAGGGAAGAAGAAUAUACAUAUUCAGAACCUGAGGAGUAUGAAGAGGACAGCGUUUAUGUGGAAUAUCCAGCUGAAGAACCUGAUGAAUAUGAUGAAGAAAGGUUCCAUGUGGAAGUUCCUGAAAUUAAACCACCUAAAGUUCCUGAGGUCCGUAAAAGAGCAGAAGAAAAAGUUCCGGUUUCUGUUCCCAAGAAAGAAGCUAAAGUUCCAGAAGAGCCAAAGAAACCAGUUCCAGAAAAGAAAAAACCUGCCCCUCCUCCCAAAGUAGAGGCUCCACCAGCUAAAGUGCCAGAAGUACCUAAGAAACCUGUUCCAGAAGAAAGAAAACCUGCUGCAGUUCCCAAGAAAGAGGCAGCACCACCAGCUAAAGUGCCUGAAGUACCAAAGCCAGUCCCUGAGAAAAAAGUACCUGCCCCCAUUCCUAAAAAAGUGGAACCACCAGCCAAAGUUCUGGAGAGAGCAGUUCCAGAAGAGAAAGUUCCUGUCCCAAAGAAAAAAGAGGUUCCCCCAGCCAAAGUACCUGAAGAAAAAGUACCCCGACUACGGAAAAGAGAAGAGGCUCCUCCAGCAAAAGUGCCUGAAGUACCAAAGAAAGUUAUCUCAGAAGAAAAAGUAGCUGUUGCCGUUCCCAAAAAAGUGGAAGCUCCUCCUACCAGAGUGCCCGAGGUGCCAAAGAGAGCUGUUUUAGAAGAGAAAGUAUUUGUUUCAGAAGAAAAAGUAUCUGUUUCCAUUUCUAAAAGAGCAGAAGCUCCUCCUGAAGUGACAAAAUGGACUGAAGAAGUGGAGGAAGAACAGGUGGAGGAAGAAGAAGGAGAGGAGAUUUCUUAUGAAAGAGAGGAAGAGAUUUCCUAUGAAAGAGAGGAGGAAAUUUCUUACGAGAGAGAGGAAAUUUCUUAUGAGAGGGAGGAAGAGAUCUCAGAAGUGUCAGAGGAGGCCUACUACGCUGAGGAGAUAGUACAUGUUACUGUUCCCGAGGAAGUGCCACUAGUCCCAGAGGUUCGGAAGAGACCUGAACCAGAAAAGAAAGUACCAGUUCCUGUUCCCAAGAAAGUGGAAGCUCCUCCAGCUAGAGUGCCCAAGAAACCUCCUGCUGAAGAACGGAUACUACCUAAAGUAAAAGAACCCCCACCAACUAAAGUAACUGAAGUCCACAAGAAAAAAGUAAUCACUGAAGAAAAAGUAUCUGUCACUAAAAAGGAGGAGGCUCCACCAAAAAGAGUGCCAGCUGUACCCAAGAAAGUUGUACCAGAGGAGAAGGUCCAUGUUCCAGUUCCUAAAAAAGAGAUGGCACCACCAGCUAAAGUGUCAGAAGUUCAUAAGGCUGUCAUCAAAAAAGAAGUGGUCCAUGUGGAAGUUCCCCAAUAUGAAGAGGAGGAGGAGGAGGCUGCACAGUAUGAAGAAGAAGAAGAGGAGGUUCCACAGUAUGAAGAGGAAGAAACUGUGCAAUAUGAAGAAGAAGUCACUCAAUAUGAAGAGAAGAUUAGCCAUUAUGAGCAGAAAGUAACUCGCUAUGAGGAAGAGGAAGAAGUUCCUGAAUAUGAAGAAGUUCCUGAAUAUGAAGAAGAGGAAGAACUCCCGCCUCCACCUCCUCCAGCUAAAGUGCCUGAGGUACCCAAGAAACCUGUCCCUGAGAAAAAGGCUCCUGCUGUACCUGUUCCCAAGAAAAAGGAAGUGCCUCCAGUGAAAGUGGCUGAAGUGCCCAAGAAACCUGUCCCAGAAGAGAAGGUGCCAGCUGCUGUGCCAGAAGUACCUCCAGCAAAAGUGCCUGAAAUACCAAAGAAACGUGUCCCAGAAGAAAAAGUUGUACCUAAAAAACCAGAAGCACCACCUGCUAAAGUCCCUGAGGUACCAAAGAAGCCUGUCCCAGAAGAAAAGGUUCCAGUUGCAGUACCAAAGAAGCCAGAAUCCCCACCUGCUAAAGUUCCAGAAGUGCCAAAGAAAGUUAUUCCAGAAAAGAAAGUUACCCCUGAAGUGCCUAAGAAACCAGAAGCUCCACCUGCUAAAGUUCCUGAGGUACCCAAGGAAAUGGUUGCUGAAGAGAAAGUACAGCUCAAAAAGCCAGAGCCUCCACCUGCUAAAGUGCCAGAAGCUCCCAAGAAAAUCAUUCCAGAAAAGAAACCUCCUGAACCAGAGGCUCCACCUGCUAAAGUGCCUGAGGUACCCAAGAAACCUGUGCCUGAAGAGAAAGUCCCUACACUCAAAAAGAAGGAACCACCACCAACUAAAGUGCCUGAAGUGCCCAAAAAGACUGUGGUGGAAGAGAGAGAACCAACUCCUAUACUAAAAAAGCCAGUACUUAAAAAACCAGAACCUCCUCCUGUUAAAGAACCAGAACCAGAAAAGAAGAUACCUGAGAAACCCAAACCCCGUGUACCUUUCCCACCAAAAGAGGAAGUUAAAGAGGAAAAGGUUCCAUUUAAAGCACCUGGACUGAAACCACGAAGACAACUUCCUGAACCUGCUCCACCACCCAAGGAAGAGAUUGUUCUGAAAAAAGUUCCAAGAACAGUUAAGAAGCCUGAGGAAGAAGAAGCUAAACCAGAGAAAGAACCUAAAGUUGAACCCAAGCCUGUUGUUGAAAAGAUUAAAAAGCCUGAAGUGCCAGAGAUUUCAAAGAAGAAAACUGAGAUCCUACCUUUGAAGAAAAGGGAGGAAAAAGAGAAGCCUGUGCCAGAACCAGCCAAAGUUCCAGAACCUAAACCAGCAAAACUUCCUGAACCAAAGCCUGCUGUAGCCCUAAAAUCUCCUAAGCCUACUGCAGAGCCAACACCUGAGGCUGCUCCUGUGACAGCUCCAGUGGUAGGGAAGAAAGCAGAGCCUAAGACUACACCAGAGAAGGAUGCUGCCAAGGGUAAAAGUCCCAUUAAAGCCAAAAAGACACCUUCACCUGCAGAUGCGGAGAGAAGGAAACUAAGACCAGGAAGUGGGGGUGACAAGCCUCCUGAUGAGCCCCCUUUCCAAUACCAACUAAAAGCCGUGCCACUCAAGUUUGUGAAAGAAAUUAAAGACAUAGUGCUGACUGAAGCUGAGUCCGUAGGCUCUUCCGCCAUCUUCGAGUGCCUCAUCUCUCCCUCCACUGCCAUAACUACCUGGAUGAAAGAUGGCAGCAAUAUCCGCGAGAGCCCUAAGUACAGGUUCCUGUCUGAUGGGAAAGAUAGGAAACUCCAUAUUAUUGAUGUCCAGCUUUCAGAUGCUGGGGAGUAUACUUGCGUGCUGAAACUGGGAAACAAAGAAAAGACCUCUACAGCAAAACUUGUUGUUGAAGAAUUACCAGUGCGUUUUGUGAAGACUUUAGAGGAGGAACUUACUGUCAUAAAAGGGCAACCCUUUUAUCUAAGCUGUGAACUGAACAAAGAGAGAGAUGUGGUCUGGAGGAAAGAUGGGAAAAUUAUUAAGGACAAACCUGGGAAAUUUGCCCUGGGUAUUAUCGGUCUGCAGCGUGCCAUCACAAUUAUGGAUGCUGAUGACAGUGAUGGUGGAGAAUACAGUGUGACUGUUGACCAAGCUAACAUCAGCUGUAAAUCCAGUGUUAAAGUUGUUGAAAUGAUAAAAGACUGGCUAGUGAAACCUAUCAGAGACCAGCACGUGAAACCAAAGGGUACUGCCACCUUCUCUUGUGAUAUUGUGAAGGAUACCCCAAAUAUUAAAUGGUACAAAGGUGAAGAAGAAAUUCCUCUAGAACCAACUGAUAAAACAGAAAUUAUAAAAGAUGGACCUCAUAUCUACCUCAAAAUUAAGAACGCCACACCAGAUGAUAUUGGGGAAUAUGCAGUUGAAGUUGAAGGUCGUAGAUAUCCAGCCAAACUGACUCUUGGUGAACGUGACGUUGACCUGCUUAAACCCCUUGAAGAUGUUACUGUUUAUGAGAAAGAAACAGCCAGCUUUGAUGCUGAGAUUUCUGAAGAUGAUAUUCCUGGGGAAUGGAAACUGAAAGGAGAAAUUCUCAGACCCUCACCUACAUGUGAGAUCAAAGCUGAAGGAGGAAAACGUUUCUUAACAUUGCACAAAGUCAAAUUAGACCAAGCUGGAGAAGUUCUCUACCAGGCACUGAAUGCAGUUACUGCAGCUAUCCUGACAGUAAAAGAAAUUGAGCUUGACUUUGCUGUGCCUUUGAAAGAUGUGACUGUACCAGAGAAGCGGCAGGCAAGGUUUGAGUGUGUUCUCACAAGGGAAGCCAAUGUAAUGUGGUCUAAAGGCACCGACAUUAUCAAAGUUGGGGACAAAUAUGACAUAAUAGCAGAUGGAAAGAAACAUAUUCUAGUCAUCAAUGAUUCUCAAUUUGAUGAUGAAGGAGAGUACACUGCUGAAGUUGAAGGAAAGAAAACCACAGCAAAACUUUUUGUAGAAGGUAUCAGGCUGAAAUUCAUCUCCCCUCUCAAAGACCAAACAGUGAAGGAAGGAGAAACAGCUAACUUUGACUUUGAACUUUCACAUGAAGAUAUGCCAGUGACCUGGUUCAAAAAUGAUAAGAAACUCCAUACUAGCAGAACAGUUCACAUUUCUGCCGAAGGGAAGAAACACAAAUUAGAAAUAAGAGAAGUGACGCUUGAUGACAUCUCUGAGAUCAAGGCUCAAGUUAAGACAUUACACACCGAGGCACACCUGAAGGUUUUAGAGGCUGACCCAUAUUUCACUGUAAAAUUGCAAGACUAUACCGCCAUUGAGAAAGAUGAUGUAAUUCUGGAGUGUGAACUUAGCAAAGAUGUGCCAGUGAAGUGGUAUAAAGAUGGCGAGGAACUUGUAGCUUCCAAGAGAAUCUCCAUAAAGACUGAUGGCAAGCGCCGCAUAUUAAAAAUUAAAAAGGUGUCAGAUGCUGAUAUGGGAAAUUAUGAAUGUAACUGUGGAACUGACAAGACAAAUUGUGAUGUUAAGAUUGAGGCUCGAAUGAUAAAAAUAGAGCGUCCCCUAUAUGGACAAGAAGUAUUUGUGGGUGAAACAGCUCGAUUUGAGGUUGAAAUCUCUGAGCCUGAUGUUCAUGCAAUUUGGAAGUUAAAAGGAGAAACUUUAACAGCUUCACCUGAUUGUGAAAUGAUUGAAGAUGGCAAGAAACACAUCCUGGUCCUUUACAACUGCAAAUUGGAUAUGACAGGAGAAGUGUCCUUCCAGGCUGCAAAUGCUAAAAGUGCUGCUAAUCUGAAAGUGAAAGAACUGCCUCUCAUCUUUAUAACUCCACUCAGUGAUGUCAAAGUCUUUGAGAAGGAUGAAGCUAAAUUUGAAUGUGAGGUAUCAAGGGAACCAAAGAGUUUCCGUUGGUUGAAAGGAACACAAGAGAUCACAGGAGAUGAGAAAUUUGAAAUCAUACCAGAAGGCACAAGACAUGCCCUGGUCAUUAAGUCUGUGGCUUUUGAGGAUGAAGUAAAAUAUAUAUUUGAGGCUGAAGAUAAGCACACAAGUGCCAAGCUGAUAAUUGAAGGCAUUCGUCUUCAAUUUAUAACACCUCUCAAGGAUGUAACAGCAAAGGAGCGUGAAACUGCAGAAUUUACUGUUGAGUUGUCACAUGACAACAUCCCUGUCAUAUGGUAUAAGAACGAUCAACGGCUCCAUACCACCAAGGUUGUGUCAAUGAAGGAUGAUGGCAAAUUCCAUACAUUGUUAUUUAAAGAUCUCAAUGUCGAUGAUACCUCUCAGAUCAAAGUGGAAGCUAUGGGAAAAUCAUGUGAAGCAAAACUUACUGUUCUUGAGGGGGAUCCUUAUUUUACUGGGAAGCUUCAAGAUUACACUGCUGUGGAAAAAGAUGAAGUCAUUUUACAAUGUGAAAUUAGCAAAGCAAAUGCUCCUGUAAAAUGGUUCAAAGACGGACAAGAACUAACUCCAUCUAAGAAUGUUAUUAUCAAAGCAGAGGGCAAAAAGAGAAUUCUCAUCCUCAAGAAAGCAUUGAAGAAGGACAUUGGUCAAUAUACCUGUGAUUGUGGUACUGAUCAGACGUCUGCCAAGCUCAACAUUGAAGAUCGUGAUAUUAAGAUUGUGCGGCCCCUAUAUAGUGUGGAAAUAUUUGAAACAGAGACUGCCCGUUUUGAAACAGAAAUCUCUGAGGAAGAUGUCCAUGCUAACUGGAAACUGAAAUCAGAGACCUUGACUCAGACAUCUGAUUGUGAGAUUAAAGAAGAAGGCAAAAGACACUGUCUUACACUCUACAAUGUACGCUUGAACCAGGCUGGUGGUGUAGACUUCCAAGCAGCCAAUGCCAAAUCUAGUGCCCAUCUUCGAGUGAAACCUCGUGUAAUUGGCCUGCUGAGGCCUCUCAAGGAUGUAACUGUGAGGGCUGGUGAAACUGCAACAUUUGAAUGUGAGCUCUCCUAUGAAGGAAUUGUGGUGGAAUGGUUCUUGAAAGGAGAGAAAUUGGAACCCAGUGACAAGAUUGUACCCCGUGCUGAAGGAAGAGUUCACACUCUUGUUCUCAGGGAUGUGAAGCUAACAGAUGCAGGAGAAGUCACACUAACUGCAAAGGAUUUCAAGACUAAAGCAAAUCUCAUUGUUAAAGAACCACCUGUUGAAUUUACUAAACCUCUUGAAGACCAGACUGUAGAAGAGGAAGCUACUGCAGUACUUGAGUGUGAAGUGUCCAGAGAAAAUGCCCCUGUGAAAUGGUUCAAAAAUGGUCAAGAGAUUCACAAAACAAAGAAAUAUGACAUAAUUGCUGAUGGCAGAGUCAGAAAACUUAUAAUUUAUGGUUGCACACUAGACGAUGCUAAGACAUAUACCUGUGAUGCUAAAGAUUUCAAGACUUCUUGCUUCUUGAAUGUUGAACCCCCUCAUGUUGAGUUUACAAAGCCUCUUACUGAUCUUGAAGUUAAAGAAAAGGAAGUUGCUCGGUUUGAAUGUGAAAUUUCCCGUCCAACAGUUAAGGCAUUGUGGUUCAGAGAUGGUGUUGAAGUGCGAAAAGGCAAAAAAUAUGACAUCAUCGCUAAAGGUGCCCAGAGGAUACUUGUCAUCAACAAAUGUCUACUUGAUGAUGAAGCAGAAUAUGCAUGUGAAGCAAAAGGCGCCAGAACCGCGGGCAUGCUUACAGUGAUAGAAGAGGAAGCUGUCUUCACCAAAAAUCUUCCUAACGUUGAGGCUAAUGAAACAGAUACUGUCAAAUUGAUUUGUGAAGUUUCAAAGCCUGAUGCAGAAGUAACUUGGUUCAAAGGAGAUGAGGAGUUACCUGAUGGUGGCAGAUAUGAACAAAUUGCUGAUGGCAGAAAAAGAAUUUUGGUCAUCCACAAUGCUCGCCUUGACGACGCAGCUGCAUACAGCUGCAAGCUUCCAAGCACAAAGACAACUGGAAAGCUCAAAGUUCAUGAACUUGCUGCAGAAUUCAUAACCAGACCUCAGAAUGCUGAGGUACUUGAAGGAGAAAAGGCAGAAUUUUCUUGUUCUGUAUCCAAAGAUGCCUUUGAAGUUCAAUGGCUAAAGGGUGAUACUGUUCUUGAAGCUGGUGAUAAGUAUGACAUCAUUUCUGAUGGCAAAAAGAGAGUCCUGGUCAUUAAAGAGUCUGUUCUGGAUGAUGAGGGAACUUAUGCUGCCAUGGUUGGUGAUGCCAAAGCAAAAGCUCGCUUGAGAGUGAUUGAAAAACUCAGGAUUGUUAUUCCAUUGAAGGACCAAGAAGUUAAAGAGGGACAAGAGCUUGUCUUUAACUGUGAAGUUAACACAGAAGGUGCCAAAGCUAAGUGGUACAAAGAUGAAGAACCAAUAUUUGAUAGUGCAAAAUAUAUCAUAGUCCACAAGGAUCUAAUUUACACUCUAAGACUCAGAGAUGCUCAUUUGAAUGACCAAGCAACCUAUACUGCAGCACUAACAAACCAAAGAGGAGAACAUGUUAAGACCUCUGCUACUUUAACUGUGCAUGAGGAAGACCUCAGAAUUGUUGAGCCUCUUGAAGACAUUGAAACCAUGGAAAAGAAGUCUGUUACAUUCUGGUGCAAAGUUAAUCGUCUCAAUGUAACCCUCCAAUGGACAAAGAAUGGCGAAGAAGUCACCUUUGACCGCCGGGUUUUGUACAAAGUAGACAAAUACAAGCAUUCACUUAUCAUCAAAAAUUGUGGUUUUGUAGAUGAAGGAGAAUACACUGUCACUGCUGGCCAGGACAAAUCUGUGGCUGAGCUUAUUAUCACAGAGGCACCUACAGAUUUCAUUGAGCACUUACAGGACCAAACUGUCACUGAGUUUGAUGAUGCUGUCUUCAGUUGCCAGCUUUCCAAAGAGAAAGCAAGUGUGAAAUGGUACAGAAAUGGACGAGAAAUAAAAGAGGGCAAAAAGUAUCAGUUUGAAAAGGAUGGAAAUCUACACAGGUUGAUUAUAAAAGACUGCAGACCAGAGGAUGAAUGUGAGUACUCCUGUGGAGUCGAUGAUAGGCGAUCCAGAGCAAGACUUUUUGUUGAGGAAAUUCCUGUGGAGAUCAUUCGACCACCACAAGAUAUAUAUGAAGCUCCUGGCUCUGAUGUUAUCUUCUAUGCUGAAUUGAAUAAAGACAAGGUGGAGGUCAAGUGGCUGAGAAAUAACAUGAUUAUAGUCCAGGGAGAUAAACACCAAAUGAUGAGUGAAGGAAAAAUCCAUAGACUGCAGGUCUGUGAGAUAAAGCCACGUGACCAAGGAGAAUAUCGGUUUAUUGCCAAAGACAAAGAAGCGCGAGCUAAGCUAGAACUGGCAGCUCCUCCAAGAAUAAAGGCAGCUGAUCAGAAUCUUGUGGUAGAUGUUGGUCAGCCAUUGACCAUGACUGUUCCAUAUGAUUCCUAUCCACGUGCAGAAGCAGAGUGGUUUAAGGAAGAUGAAACCUUGCCCACUCAGACUGUUGAUACAACCGCUGAGAGUACUACAUUCAGAAUUUAUGAAGCAAAGCCAUCACACAAAGGAAGUUACAAAAUUAUACUUAAAAAUAAACAUGGCCAAGCUGAAGCACACAUCAAUGUUCAAGUUAUUGAUGUCCCUGGCCCAGUUAGGAACUUGGAAGUCACUGAAACAUUUGAUGGUGAAGUCAGCCUUGCCUGGGAAGAACCAGAAAGUGAUGGUGGUAGUAAAAUCACUGGCUAUGUUGUUGAAAGGCGUGACAUCAAGCGUAAGACCUGGAUUUUAGCAACUGAUCGCGCUGACAGUUGUGAAUACACAGUGACCGGCCUUCAAAGGGGAGGAGUUGAGUAUCUCUUCCGUGUGAGUGCAAAAAACAGAGUCGGCACUGGUGAGCCCGUUGAAACAGACAAACCUGUUGAAGCAAAGAGCCGAUUUGAGGUUCCAGGUCCACCUCUCAACGUACAGGUUGUUGAUGUGAAUAGAUCAGGUGCAACUCUUACUUGGGAACCACCAGAGUACGAUGGAGGAUCUCCAAUUACUGGCUAUGUUGUUGAACUGCGUGAUAGAGCUUCCAUUAAGUGGGAGCCAGCCAUGACCACAGGAGCACAUGAAUUAUCUGCAACAUUGACAGAUGUGGUGGAAAACAAAGAAUAUUUCUUCAGAAUCAGAGCCCAAAACCAGGUUGGAGUUGGCAAACCUAGUGCAUCUACACAUGCAGUGAAAAUUAUGGAUCCAAUUGAGAGACCAAGUCCUCCUAUUAACUUUGAUCAUUCUGAUCAAACUAAGUCAUCUGUGAAACUUACAUGGGAGCCUCCUAUGACAGAUGGAGGCAGUCCAGUUAUAGGCUACAUUAUUGAACGACGUGAAGAGGGCACUGACAACUGGGUCCGUUGCAAUCCAAAGCUUGUACCUAAUCUUAAUUAUAAGGUAACUGAACUCAAACCUCUAGCCAAGUAUUAUUACAGAGUAUCUGCAGAGAAUGCUGCUGGCAUAUCAGAUCCAGCUGAAGCUAUAGGACCAUUGACUGCUGAUGAUCAUCAUGUUGGACCUACAAUGGACUUAAGUGGAUUUAAAGAUGGGCUUGAAGUUAUUGUUCCAGAACCACUCAAAAUACGUGUUCCUAUUACUGGCUAUCCAGUACCAACUGCUACAUGGUCUGUGGGUGACAAAGUUUUAGAACCAGGUGACCGAGUGAAAAUUGAAACUACUGCUGCUUUCGCGCAACUUAUUAUAACACCAAGUGAACGGCCAGAUAAAGGCAUUUAUACGUUGACAUUAGAAAACCCUGUGUCAUCUGUAUCAGGAGAAAUUGAUGUCAAUGUCAUUGCUCGCCCAAGUGCACCAAGAGAAUUAACAGUAGGAGAGAUAACUAGGAGCACAGUACAACUAACAUGGGAACCCCCUGAAAAUGAUGGAGGAAGUCCAUUAACCGGCUAUAUUGUUGAAAAACGUGAAGUGAGCCGCAAAACAUGGAUCAAAGUUAUAGACAAUGUCCUUGAUCAAGAGUUCACUGUCCCAGACCUCGCCCAAGGAAAAGAAUAUUUGUUUAGGGUUUUAGCAUGCAACAAAUGUGGACCAGGAGAACCAGCUUACAUUGAUGAACCAGUUAAUAUGUCAGCACCUGCAACGGUACCCGAUCCUCCAGAGAAUGUUAAAUGGAGAGAUCCAACAUCUAAGUCCAUUUUCCUUACAUGGGAGCCACCGAAAUAUGAUGGUGGCUCACGUAUCAAGGGCUAUCUGGUUGAAAAAUGCCAGCGUGGCACUGACAAAUGGGAGCCUUGUGGUGAACCUGUUAUUGAAACAAAAUUGGAAGUGACAAAACUUAAAGAAGGGGAAUGGUAUUCUUAUCGUGUUAAGGCUCUAAACAGGCAAGGAGCAAGCAAACCAAGCAAACCAACAGAUGACAUCCAAGCAGUGGAUGCAAAGGAGCCCCCAGAAAUUUUCUUAGAUGUGAAACUGCUUGCUGGACUCACUGUCAAAGCGGGAACUAAAAUUGAACUGCCAGCAAGAGUAACUGGAAAACCUGAGCCUCGGAUUACCUGGACAAAAGCUGAACAAACCCUGAGACCUGACAAAAGAAUAUCAAUUGAAAGCAAACCUGGCCAAUCCAUUGUCACAAUAACAGACAGCAAGAGAAGUGACAGUGGCACCUAUAUUAUUGAAGCUGUAAACACCAGUGGUCGGGCAACAGCAGUUGUUGAAGUUAAUGUUCUAGAUAAGCCUGGCCCACCAGCUGCAUUUGAUGUCUCAGAAAUUACAAAUGUAUCUUGCUUUUUGACUUGGAAUCCUCCUCGAGAUGAUGGUGGCUCCAAAAUCACAAACUAUGUUCUGGAACAAAGAGCUGCAGACAGUGAAAUAUGGCACAAACUGUCAUCCACUAUCAAAGAUACAAAAUUCAAUGUUACAAACCUAACCCCUCUUAAAGAAUAUAUCUUCAGAGUUAGUGCAGAAAACAUGUAUGGAGUUGGAGAACCAGCCCAAGCUGAUCCUAUCAUUGCUAAAUAUCCAUUUGAUACACCAGGUCCACCGACAAGAGUUCAGCCUGUUGAGAUCACUAAAGAGUCCGUAACAUUAACUUGGGCUGAACCAGAUGAUGAUGGUGGCAGUCCUAUCACUGGUUACUGGGUUGAAAAGUUUGACCCUGAUCAAGAUAAAUGGAUACGAUGCAAUAAAAUACCUGUUAAAGAUACAACAUUCAAGGUAAAAGGUCUUACAAACCAUAAGAAGUACAAGUUCCGUGUCUUGGCAGAGAAUCUUGCUGGACCAGGAAAACCAAGCAAAGCAACAGAGCCAGUCUUAGUAAAGGAUCCCAUUGAUCCCCCAUGGCCUCCUGGAAAACCAACAGUAAAAGAUGUUGCCAAGACCUCAUGUUUCCUGCAGUGGACAAAACCAGAACAUGACGGUGGGGCCAAAAUUGAGUCAUAUGUAAUUGAGUUGUUAAAAACUGGUACAGAUGAGUGGGUGAGAGUGGCCGAAGGAAUCCCCACACCAGAACACUUCCUCAAAGGACUGAUGGAGAAACAGGAAUACUCCUUCCGAGUCAGAGCUGUGAACAAAGCUGGAGAGAGUGAACCUAGUGAGCCCAGUGAUCCUGUGUUGUGCAAGGAAAGAUUAAAUCCACCGUCACCACCUCGAUGGCUUGAGGUCAUUAAUAUUACUAAAAACACAGCAGACCUUAAAUGGACAGUACCAGAACGAGAUGGAGGCUCUCCUAUUACAAAUUACAUUGUUGAAAAGAGAGAUGUGCGGCGCAAAGGCUGGCAGACCGUUGACACCACUGUAAAGGACACCAAAUAUACAGUGACACCUCUGACAGAAGGCUCUCUGUAUGUGUUCCGUGUGGCUGCAGAAAAUGCAGUGGGGCAGAGUGACUACUGUGAAAUCGAGGACUCAGUUCUUGCUAAAGACACCUUCACUACACCUGGAGCGCCAUAUGCACUUACACCAGUUGAAGUGACAAAGAGACAUGUUGACCUGAAAUGGGAACCACCUAAGAAUGAUGGUGGCAGGCCAAUUCUAAGAUAUGUUAUUGAAAAGAAAGAGAAGCUGGGCACACGUUGGGUGAAAGCUGGCAAAACAGCCGGCCCUGACUGUAAUUACAGAGUAACAGAUGUCAUUGAAGGCACAGAAGUACAGUUUCAGGUUCGUGCUGAAAAUGAAGCUGGCUGUGGCCAUCCUAGUGAACCAACUGACAUCUUGGCAAUAGAAGACCCAACAAGCCCUCCUUCACCUCCACUGGAAUUACAUGUCACAGAUGCAAGCAGAAAACACAUUUCAAUUGCUUGGAAGCCACCAGAGAAAAAUGGUGGAAGUCCUAUAAUUGGGUAUAAUAUUGAACUCUGUGAAGCUGGAACUGAAAAAUGGAUGCGAAUAAAUUCUCGACCAAUCAAAGACUUGAAGUAUAAAGCAGAAGAAGGCAUUGUACCUGACAAGGAAUAUGUGCUCAGAGUCAGGGCUGUCAAUGCUAUAGGAGCUAGUGAACCAUCUGAUAUCUCAGAGAAUGUUGUUGCCAAAGAUCCAGACUGCAAUCCAACUGUUGAUAUAAAGACUACAGACAUUAUUGUUGUUGAAGGUGAAAAGUUAACCAUCCCAGUUCCCUUCAGAGCUGUCCCAUCUCCAACCAUUUCAUGGCAUAAAAAUGGAAAGGAACUUAAAGCAGGUGACCGAACAACAAUGAAGAGUGACUACACCUCUGCUCUGCUUGAAGUAACAAAUACUGUACAUGCUGAUGCUGGUGUUUACACUAUUACCUUGGAGAAUAAACUGGGUUCAACAACUGGCACAGUCAACGUCAAAGUAAUAGGUUUGCCUGGACAAUGCCAGGAUAUUAAAGCAAGUGAAGUAACUAAAAGCUCAUGCAAAGUGACUUGGGAGCCUCCAGAAUUUGAUGGCAAUACUCCCAUAUUACAUUAUGUUCUGGAACGAAGAGAAGCUGGUCGGAGAACAUACAUACCCGUCAUGUCUGGUGAGAACAAACUGGCAUGGAACGUAAAGGAUCUUAUUCCAAACGGUGAAUACUACUUCCGGGUUAAAGCUGUCAAUAAAAUUGGAGGAGGUGAAUACCUUGAACUGAGAAAUCCAGUGAUUGCAGAAGAUCCAAAGCAACGUCCAGAUCCACCUGUUGACCUUGAGACUCACAAUCCAACAUCAAAAUCAGUAACCCUGACAUGGAAGCCACCAUUGUAUGAUGGAGGAACCAAAAUAAUGGGCUACGUUCUGGAAAAACUGCCUAAAGGUGGAGAGAAGUGGGAGAGAUGCAAUGACUUCUUGGUUCCUCUUCAGACUUACACUGUAAAAGAUCUUGAAGAAGGCAAAGAAUAUCAGUUCCGUGUCCGUGCAGAAAAUGCUGCUGGUGUCAGUGGACCUUCCAACACCACUCCACUUAUAAAAGCUGUGGAUCCCACUGAGGCUCCAAAGGUCUUCCUUGCUGCAAGCUUGCAGGAUGGCCUUGAAGUGAAGCAAGGUUCUGAUAUUCCACUUGAAGCACAAGUUUCAGGAUCACCAUACCCAGAAAUAUGUUGGUUAUGGAAUGAUGAAGUUAUUAAACCUACAGAAAUUAAGAAGAGGGUUACCAAGACGACAAGGAAGAAGAAAGGAGAAGUUGAGGAAGAUGAACCUUUCCAUUUAUCCCUACCAGAGCGUUUGACUAUCGAUAACAGCAAAAAAGGGGUGUCAUUCCUGUCUGUUCGUGACUCGCUCAGACCAGACCAUGGCACAUAUAUGAUCCGCGUUGAGAAUGAUCACGGGGUUGCAAAAGCUACAUGUGAAGUCAAUGUAUUAGAUACACCUGGACCACCCGUCAACUUUACCUUUGAAGAAGUUCGAAAAAAUUCUAUUACUUGCAAGUGGGAACCUCCUCUUGAUGAUGGCGGAAGUGAAAUAUUGAAUUAUGUCUUGGAAAAGAAAGACAACACAAAAGCUGAAAUUGGCUGGGUUACUGUGACUUCAACACUUAGGCACUGUAAAUUCAUUGUACCCAAACUGAUUGAAGGAAAAGAAUACAUCUUUCGUGUGAAAGCUGAGAACAGAGUAGGAGCUGGCCCUCCAUGUAUUUCAAAACCUGUUGUAGCUAAAGAUCCAUUUGGUCCUCCUGAUGCACCUGAUAAGCCUCAAAUAGAAGAACCUUCCGGCAAUAGUAUGUUGGUUAAAUGGAAUGAACCUAAAGACAAUGGUAGCCCCAUUUUGGGAUACUGGAUUGAAAAGCGUGAAAUUAAUGGAACUCACUGGGCUCGCGUGAAUAAAGAUCGUGUGAAUGCCUUGGAGUCAAGGGUUGAAGGACUACUGGAAGGACUAACUUACGUUUUCAGAGUCUGUGCUGAAAAUGCAGCUGGCCCUGGCAAAUUCAGUCCCCCAUCAGACCCUAAAAUUGCACAAGAUCCAAUAUUGCCACCUGGUCCACCUAUUCCAAGAAUUACUGAUACAAGUUCUACAACUAUUGACAUAGAAUGGGAUGCUCCACUAUACAACGGGGGUGGUGACAUCACUGGUUACUUUAUUUACAAGCAGUUUAUUGGCUCAAAUGAAUGGUCACGUUGCAAUGACAAAGCUAUUAAGGUGCGAAGCUAUAUAGUUAAAGGAAUUAGAGAAGGUGCAGAUUACAAACUUCGUGUUACUGCUGUUAAUAUUGCUGGAGAAGGACCUCCUGGAGAAACAGAGCCUGUGACAGUUGCAGAACCUCAAGAGCCUCCCACUGUUGAACUGGAUAUCUCUGUCAAAGCUGGUGUUCAGAUACUGGCAGGUCAAACCCUUACACUUCCUGCUGUUGUGACUGGACGUCCUAAACCUACAAUUGAAUGGACAUUAGAGGAUGGGGAAAUUGACAAGGAACGCGCUGUGAUUGAAAAUGUUGGCACUUCGUCUGUCCUGACAAUAAAAAAUGCACUCAGAAAAGACCAUGGAAGAUAUGUGAUUACUGCAACUAAUGAGAGUGGUUCAAAAUUUGCUGCAACCAGAGCUGAAAUAUUUGACGUUCCUGGACCAGUUACUGACCUACAUCCUGUAGUGGUGAAUAGAAAGAUGUGUCUUCUUAAUUGGGACGAUCCCAAAGAUGAUGGAGGAAGUGAGAUCAUUGGCUUCCUGGUAGAAAGGAAGGAUGCCAAAAUGCAUACAUGGAGAUUAGCUGUAGACACAGAUAGAUCUAAGUGUGAUAUUACAGGUCUUGUCGAAGGGCAAGAAUACAAAUUCCGUGUAUUUGCCAAGAACAAGUUUGGGUGUGGACCACCUGUUGAAUUGGGACCACUCCUUGCUGUUGAUCCCAAAGGUCCUCCAACUUCACCUGAGAGGUUUAUGUACACAGAGAGAACAAAAUCAUCAGUAACACUAGACUGGAAGCCCCCUCGUAAUGAUGGUGGCAGCCCCAUCAUUGGUUAUAUUGUUGACAAGAGAAGGCAUGACUCACCUGAAUUUGAAAGGGUCAAUAAGAGACUUUGCCCGACCACAUCACUCCUUGUUGACAAUCUUGCUGAACUGCAUAUGUAUGAAUUCCGAGUCAGGGCAGUCAAUGAGAUUGGAGAAAGUGAACCGUCACUCCCUCUUAAUGUAGUUAUACAAGAUGAUGAAGAACCUCCCACAGUGACAUUGCGCCUGACUGUUAGGGGAGAUACUAUCAAGGUAAUGGCAGGACAACCAGUCAACAUUCCUGCGGAAGUGACAGGUCUUCCAAUGCCAAAGAUUGAAUGGUCCAAAGAUGAUGUUAUUAUUGACAAAUCAACAGAUGCCCGCAAGAUCACCAAAAAGGAAGAAUCUAGAACAGAGGCAAAAACUGAACUCAGCAUGCCUGCAGCAGUUAGGGAAGAUAAAGGCACAUAUACAGUCACAGCUUCCAAUCGUCUUGGCACAGCAUUCCGCAAUGUUCAUGUUGAAGUAUUUGAUCGUCCUUCUCCACCAAGAAACCUUACCGUUUCUGAUAUUAAAGCUGAAUCUUGCUGCUUAACUUGGGAUGCCCCACUUGAUAACGGUGGAAGUGAGAUAACUCACUACAUUCUUGAGAAACGUGAUGCCAGUAGGAAGAAAACUGAAUGGGAAGAAGUAUCAAGCACUGUGGUGGACAGACGAUAUGGGGUCUAUAAACUUACUACAAAUGGACAGUAUCAGUUUAGAGUUAGGGCCGUGAACAGAUAUGGAACAAGUGAUGAAUGCCUUUCAGAGAAAGUGGUUAUCAAAGAUCCUUAUGGUCUUCCUGGACCACCUGGAAAACCAAAGGUUAUAGACCACACUAGGUCAUCAAUGCUUGUAACAUGGACCCCUCCUCUAGACAAUGGUGGAGCUGCAAUUACAGGCUAUUGGCUAGAGAAGAAAGAAGAAGGAGGUGUCUACUGGUCACGCGUCAACAGAGCUCCAGUAACAAAACCAGCUGUAAAAGGACUGGAAUUCAAUGUAUUGCGUUUGAUUGAAGGUGUAAAAUAUCAGUUCAGAGCUAUGGCUAUAAAUAUUGCUGGAAUUGGUCCUCCCAGUGAACCAUCAGAUCUUUUUGAAGCGGCAGAUCCAAUCUUUCCUCCUGGUGCACCAUCAUGCCCAGAUGUCAAAGACAGAACCAAGUCAACCAUAUCUCUUGCAUGGAAACCUCCACAAAAAGAUGGUGGCAGUCCUAUUAAAGGAUAUAUUGUUGAAAUGCAAGAAGAAGGUACUUUGGAUUGGAAGAACGUGAAUGAGCCAGACAAGCUGUUCCCUACCUGCGAAUGUGUUGUACCCAACCUGAAAGAGCUCAGAAAGUACAGAUUUAGAGUAAAGGCAGUAAAUGCUGCAGGGGAGUCUGAGCCAAGUCUGGCUACUUCAGAAAUACAAUGCAAGGAAAUUCAAGAAGAGCCAGAAAUAUUUAUUGAUGUCGGAGCACAAGAUUUCCUCUCUUGCAGAAAUGGCACAACAAUCAGAAUUCCAGCAGUUAUUAAAGGCCGUCCAGUUCCUAAAACAACUUGGGAGUUUGAAGGAGAAGCAAAGAAAACUGCAAAGGAUGGACAUAAUAUACCUGAAGAUGCUGUGGUGGAAUCAACUGAUACUACUUCAGUUAUUACGAUCCCUGAAUGUAACAGAGGUCAUUCUGGAAAAUAUAGCAUUACAGCAAAGAAUAAAGCAGGGCAGAAAACUGUAAAUAUCAGAGUGAAUGUCCUCGAUGUUCCAGGCCCACCAAAAGACCUGAAAGUAAGUGAUAUAACAAGAUGCAACUGUAAGCUUUCGUGGAAAAUGCCAGACAAUGAUGGAGGAGACAGAAUCAGAAAUUAUAUUAUUGAGAAAAGAACAGUUGAAGGGAAAGCCUGGACAAAAGUUAAUGCAAAUUGUGCUGGCACAUCAUUAAUUAUUCCUGAUCUCAUAGCUGGGCAACAGUAUUUCUUCCGUGUACGUGCAGAAAACCGCUUUGGAGUUGGACCCCCAGCAGAUACCAUUCAAAGGACCACAGCAAGGGAUCCAAUCCAUCCUCCUGACCCACCUAUCAAACUCAAGAUUGGCCUUGUAACUAAGAACACAGUAAGCUUGACAUGGAAACCUCCAAAGAAUGAUGGCGGUGCUCCUGUAACACAUUAUAAUAUUGAGUGCCUUCGCUGGGAUCGUACAGGUGAAGGAAAGGAAGCCUGGCGACAGUGCAAUAGACGUGAUGUGGAAGAAACAAAGUUUACAGUUGAAGACCUUAAAGAAGGCGAUGAAUAUGAAUUCAGGGUGAAAGCAGUAAAUGAAGCAGGUCCAAGCAGACCAUCAGCUACUGUUGGGCCAAUUGUUGUGAAAGAUCAGACAUGCCCUCCAGCUAUUGAACUCAAAGAGUUUAUGGAAGUAGAAGAAGGAACAGAUAUUAACAUUGUAGCUAAAAUAAAGGGUGUGCCCUUCCCUACCCUUACUUGGGUUAAAGCUGUGCCCAAGAAGCCUGAGGACAAAUUGCCGGUGCUGUAUGACCAACAUGUCAAUAAGAUUGUAGGUGAAGACUCUUGUACUUUAGUGAUACAGCAGUCUCGCAGAAAGGAUACAGGUCUCUACACCAUAACUGCAGUCAACAAUUUUGGAACAGAUUCGAAGGAGAUGAGGCUGAAUGUUCUGGGUCGACCUGGACCACCAGAAGGGCCCAUUAAAUUUGAAUCUAUUUCAGCUGAUCACAUGACAUUGUCUUGGCUUCCUCCUAAAGAUGAUGGUGGCUCUAAAAUAACUAACUAUGUUAUUGAAAAACGGGAAGCAAACAGAAGGACCUGGGUCCCUGUUACCAAUGAACCCAAGGAAUGCAUCUUCACAGUACCAAAACUGCUGGAAGGCCAUGAAUAUGUGUUCCGCAUAAUGGCACAGAACAAAUAUGGCAUUGGAGAACCUCUUGAUAGUGAACCCGAAACAGCAAGAAAUCUUUUCACUGUUCCUGGAAUUUGUGAUAAACCAACAGUUAGCAGUGUCACACAUGACUCAAUGACUGUCAAUUGGGAGGAACCAGAAUACGAUGGAGGCUCUCCUGUGACAGGUUAUUGGCUGGAGCGCAAAGAGACUACAGGAAAGAGAUGGACAAGGGUUAACCGUGAUCCUAUUAAACCUAUGACACUGGGAGUUUCCUACAAAGUAACAGGCCUUAUUGAAGGUUCUGAUUAUCAGUUCCGUGUGUAUGCCAUUAAUGCUGCUGGUGUGGGACCACCAAGCUUGCCAUCUGAUCCAAUAACAGCAAGAGAUCCUAUUGCACCACCUGGUCCUCCAAUUCCAAAAGUUACUGACUGGACAAAAUCAUCAGUUGACCUUGAAUGGGUUCCACCAUUAAAAGAUGGGGGCUCUAAAGUCACUGGUUACAUUGUUGAAUACAAAGAAGAAGGAAAAGAAGAAUGGGAAAAGGCAAAAGAUAAAGAAAUAAGAGGAACCAAGUUUGUUGUCGCAGGAUUAAAAGAAGGCGGUUUCUACAGAUUUAGAGUCAGAGCAAUAAAUGCUGCUGGCAUUGGAGAGCCUGGAGAAGUUACUGAAGUAAUUGAAAUAAAGGACAGAAUAGUUGCUCCUGACCUUCACUUGGAUGCCCACGUGAAAGACAGAAUUGUUGUUCAUGCUGGUGGAGUGAUCCGCAUCAUAGCUUAUGUCUCAGGAAAACCACCUCCAGCAAUUUCCUGGACUAAGGAUGAAAGAGGUCUGCCAGAAGAAGCCAAAAUUGAAGAAACUGCUAUUAGUUCUUCUAUGGUCGUAAAGAACUGCAAGAGAAGUCACCAAGGCAUCUACACUCUUCUUGCCAAAAAUGCAGGAGGAGAAAGAAAGAAGGCUAUCAUAGUUGAUGUGCUUGAUGUACCAGGUCCAGUUGGUAUUCCAUUCCUUACUGAAAACCUGACCAAUGACUCUUGCAAGCUUACCUGGUUUUCUCCUGAAGAUGAUGGUGGCUCAGCUAUCACCAACUACAUUAUUGAAAAGCGUGAAGCAGAUCACAGAGCUUGGACACCAGUAACCUACACAGUCACCAGACAGAAUGCUACUGUUCAGGGGCUGAUUGAGGGCAAAGCAUAUUUCUUCCGAAUUGCUGCUGAGAAUAUCAUUGGCAUGGGUCCAUUUGUAGAAACAACCAAAGAACUUUUGAUCAGAGAACCAAUAACUGUGCCAGAGAGGCCUGAGGAUCUUGAAGUAAAAGCCGUAACAAAGGACUCUGUUACACUGACCUGGAACCCACCAAAGUAUAAUGGAGGAUCUGAUAUCACUAUGUAUGUUUUGGAAAGCCGUCUUAUUGGGAAAGAGAAAUUCUCUAGAGUUACAAAAGAGAAAAUGCUUGACAGGAAAUACACAGUUGAAGGACUAAAAGAAGGUGACACUUAUGAGUAUCGUGUCAGUGCUUGUAACAUUGUGGGACAAGGCAAGCCAUCAUUCUGUACAAAGCCCAUCACAUGCAAAGAUGAAAUUGCUCCUCCACAACUUGAACUUGAUAUCAGGGAGAAGCUCACUGUCCGUGUAGGAGAAGCUUUCAGUCUAACUGGCCGUUACUCAGGCAAACCAGCACCAAAGAUUACUUGGCUUAAAGAUGACAUUACAGUGAAAGAAGACAAAAGGACAAAGAUCCAAACUACUCCAGCAACUAUUUGUCUAGGGAUAUUAAAAUCUACCCGUGAAGACUCAGGCAAAUAUUGUGUUGUUGUAGAAAACAGUUCAGGAUCAAGAAAAGGCUUCUGUCAAGUGACUGUAGUCGACCGUCCUCAGCCUCCAGUUGGGCCAGUUAUAUUUGAUGAAGUACAUAAAGAUCAUUUUGUUAUCUCCUGGAAACCUCCCUUGGAUGACGGUGGCAGUCCAAUUACAAAUUACAUUAUUGAGAAGAGAGAUGUAAACAGAGAUGUCUGGAUGCCAGUCACAUCAGCCAGUGUCAAAACAACAUGCAAAGUCCCUAAAUUGCUUGAGGGAAGAGAAUAUGUUGUAAGAAUUUAUGCUGAAAAUCUGUAUGGCAUGAGUGAUCCUCUAGAAUCUGAUGAAAUGAAGGCCAAAGAUCGUUUCAGUGUUCCUGAUGCACCAGAUCAACCAAUCAUUAAGGGUGUGACCAAAAAUUCUGCAUUAGUUACCUGGAACAGGCCACGUGAUGGAGGAAAGCCAAUAACCAAUUACAUACUUGAAAAGAAGGAAACAAUGUCUAAUAGAUGGGGAAGAGUCACCAGAGAUGUUAUUUACCCAGAUACGCAGUUUAGGGUAACAGAUCUUCUUGAAGGCUGUGAAUAUGAAUUCCGAGUUUCAGCAGAAAAUGAAAUUGGCGUUGGGGAUCCUAGCCCACCAUCGAAACCAAUCUUUGCUAAAGAUCCAAUUGUAAAACCAAGUCCACCAAUUAAUCCUGAAGCAGUGGAUAAAACUAAAAAUUCAGUUGAUUUGUCCUGGCAACCACCACGUCAUGAUGGAGGUGGCAAGAUUAUAGGCUAUCUUAUUGAGUACCAAAAGGUUGGAGAUGAGGAAUGGAAAAAAGCCAACCAUACAGCUGAUUCCUGCCCUAACACAAAAUUCAAUGUUAUUGGCCUUACUGAAGGUACCAACUAUAAAUUCAGAGUCUUUGCCGUCAAUGCAGCAGGAGAAUCAGAGCCAGCUUAUGUUCGUGACCCAGUGGAAGUGAAGGACAGACUUGAGCCUCCUGAUUUAAUCCUGGAUGCUAAUAUGGCACGAGAACAACAUGUCAAAGCUGGAGAUACACUGAGACUCAGUGCAGUCAUUAAAGGCAUCCCAUUCCCAAAGGUGACUUGGAAGAAGGAAGAUAAGGAAGUUUCUACAAAAGCAGACAUUGAAGUUACAGGAGUUGGCAGUAAACUGGAAAUUCGUAAUGCUGCCCAUGAAGAUGGAGGGAUUUACUCCCUGACUGUGGAGAAUCCAGCUGGAUCAAAGACUGUCUCAGUAAAAGUUGUUGUGCUGGAUAAGCCUGGGCCUCCUAGGGACCUAGUGGUCAGUGAAGUUAGAAGAGACUCAUGCUACCUGACUUGGAAGGAACCUGAAGAUGAUGGUGGCUCUGUCAUUACCAACUAUAUUGUGGAAAGGAAAGAUGUUGCUUCUCCUCAGUGGUUACCAAUAUCCUCCUCCUCUAAGAAACGCAGUAUAUUAGCAAGAUACCUCAUGGAAGGCACUCAGUAUCUCUUCCGUGUUGCUGCUGAGAACCAGUAUGGACGGAGUCCCUUCGUUGAAACCCUCAAGCCAAUUAAGGCUAUAGAUCCAAUUCAUCCUCCAGGUCCACCAAAGAACUUGCAUCAUGUAGAUGUUGACAAGACAGAAGUUUCUCUUGUUUGGAAUUGGCCUGAUCGUGACGGCGGUUCUGAAAUAACUGGAUUUCUGGUGGAAUACCAAGAAGAAGGUGCACAGGACUGGACUAAAUUCAAAACAGUCCCUGUGCCAGAGUGUGUUGUUACUGGUCUAACUCAAGGAAAGAUCUACAAGUUCCGUGUGAAAGCUCAAAACAUUGCGGGUCUUAGUCUGCCAGACACAACCAUACCAAUAGAAUGUCAAGAAAAAUUAGUACCACCAUCUGUCGACCUGGAUGUGAAAUUAAUAGAAGGCCUUGUUGUUAAAGCUGGCAGCACAGUAAGAUUCCCUGCAAUCAUGAGAGGUGUACCUGUUCCAUCUGCAAAAUGGGUCACUGAUGAUACAGAGAUCAAAUCAGAAGGCAAUUACAAGAUUGAUACUGAUAGUUAUUCAACAGUUCUCACUAUUAAAAGCUGCACAAGAAAAGACACAGGAGAAUAUCUACUCACAGUAUCUAACAUAGUGGGAAGCAAAACUGUACCUGUUCAUCUAACUGUUUUGGAUGUUCCUGGUCCUCCAACUGGCCCAAUUGAUAUUCUAGAAGUAAGUGUAGAUCACAUGGUCAUUGCUUGGAGACCUCCUAAAGAUGAUGGUGGAAGUCCUGUGAUUAACUAUAUUGUUGAGAAACGAGAGUCAAAGAAAGAAACCUGGGGAGUUGUCAGCUCUGGAAUCAAUCAAACUAGAAUUAAAAUACCACGUCUGCAGAAGGGCCACGAAUAUAUUUUCCGUGUUCGUGCAGAGAAUAAGAUAGGCAUUGGUGCACCUCUUGACUCACAGCCAACAGUUGCUAAGGCUAUGUUUGAUCCACCAUCCCCACCUGGUAAACCAGCAGUUCAUGAUAUUUUAGAAAAUGCUGCAACAGUCACCUGGUCUAUACCAAAAUCUGAUGGUGGAAGUCCAAUAAUUGGAUACAUUCUUGAACGUCGUGAAAUCUCAGGUAAAUGGAUACGUGUCAACAAAUCCCCAGUACUCGAUCUGAAAUUCAGAGCAACAGGACUAUUUGAAGGCAGCACAUAUGAAUUCCGUGUUUUUGCAGAAAACAGUGUUGGCAUAAGCAAACCAUCUCCAGUUUCUGAUCCAAUAAAAGCAUCACGUCCUAUCACACCACCUGGACCUCCCAUUAAUCCAAAGCUGAAAGAUAAGACCAGAGAAACAGCUGAACUAGUAUGGACAAAGCCACUCAAAGAUGGUGGAAGCCCUAUUCUAGGAUAUGUUGUAGAAUGCCAGAAAAGUGGAACUACACAGUGGAAUAGAAUUAAUAAAGAUGAACUAAUUCGACAGUGUGCCUUUACUGUACCUGGACUAAUUGAAGGGAAUGAAUAUAGGUUCCGUAUAAAAGCUGCCAAUAUUGUAGGAGAGGGAGAACCUCGAGAAUUGCCAGAAACAGUUCUUGCCAAAGACAUUCUUUCCCCGCCAGAACUAGAACUGGAUGUGACUUGCCGUGAUGUAAUAACUGUCAGAGUGGGCCAAACAAUCAAGAUUAUCGGCAAAGUGAAAGGCCGGCCAGUCCCUGAAAUAACAUGGUCUAGAGAUGGCAAAACACUAACAAAAGAUCAACGUGUAGAAAUUAUUCAUGAAUUCCCUCAUAUAGAACUGCAGGUGAAAAAAGCUGUAAGAGCAGACCAUGGCAAAUACCUUAUCACAGCUAAGAAUAGCAGUGGACAUGCACAAGCAUCAGCCAUUGUUAAUGUACUAGACAGGCCUGGGCCUUGCCAGCACCUGAAAGUAAGCUAUGUCACUAAGGAUUCCUGUGUUGUUUCUUGGGAUAAUCCUGAAGAUAAUGGUGGCUCAGAAAUUACAAAUUAUAUAGUUGAGUGUCGUCACCCAAGUCAGAGAGGCUGGUCAAUAGUUUCUUCUGAUCUUACUAAACGGUUGGUAAAAGCACAUCUUAUCGAAAAUCAUGAAUAUUUCUUCCGUGUUUGUGCAGAAAACAAAGUAGGUCCAGGCCCAGUUGUUGAAACCAAAACUCCAAUCCUUGCCAUUAAUCCUGUUGAUAGGCCAGGUGAGCCUGAAAACCUUCACAUUGCAGAAACAGGGAAGACAUUUGUAUAUCUGAAAUGGCGGAGACCUGACUAUGAUGGUGGCAGCCCUAACUUAACUUAUCAUGUUGAGAGAAAAUUGAAGGAUUCAGAUGAAUGGGAAAGGGUGCACAAAGGUAGCAUUAAGGAAACACACUACAUGGUUGACAAGUGUGUUGAAAAUAAGAUUUAUCAAUUUAGAGUCCAGACCAAGAAUGAAGGAGGUGAAAGUGACUGGGUGAAAACAAGUGAAGUUGUUGUUAAAGAAGAAGUGCAGAAACCAGUUCUUGAUCUGAAAUUAACUGGAGUACUCACUGUGAAAGCUGGUGAACCAAUUAAAAUAGAAGCAGGACUUAGAGGUAAACCACAACCAGAAGUAAUUUGGACAAAAGAUUCUGCAGAUCUAUCCAAAUCUCCAAGGGCCAAAAUCGAAACAACUUCAGAUGCAUCUAAGAUCCUUCUGUCAAAAGCAAGGCGCACUGAUGGUGGUAAAUACACUAUUACUGCCACAAAUCCUGUUGGUAGUUUUGUAGCAUAUGCUACUGUAAAUGUUUUGGACAAACCAGGGCCUGUACAAAAUUUGAAAGUCUCAGAUGUAUCAAGCGACCGAUGUACAGUCGGCUGGGAUCCACCUGAGGAUGAUGGAGGUUGUGAAAUACAGAACUAUAUUUUGGAGAAAUGUGAAAGUAAACGUAUGGUUUGGACUACCUACUCCUCCUCAGUCAUGAUGACCUAUGCGCAUGUAACACAUCUCAUUGAAGGCAAUGAAUAUAUAUUCAGGGUUCGUGCAGAGAAUAAAAUGGGAACUGGUCCACCAACAGAGACUAAGCCAAUUAUAGCAAAAACCAAGUAUAAUAGACCUGGACGCCCUGAUCCUCCAGAAGUCACUAAGGUCAGCAAAGAGGAAAUGACUGUGGUUUGGAAUCCACCAGAAUAUGAUGGUGGGAAAUCAAUUACAGGAUAUAUAUUAGAGAGAAAAGAGAAACGGUCAUUGAGAUGGGUUCCUGUUACCAAAACUGCAAUCCCUGAAAGACGCAAAAAAGUUCAAAAUCUUAUUCCAGGACAUGAAUAUCAGUUCCGUGUCAAGGCAGAGAAUGAAAUUGGAAUUGGAGAACCAAGUUUCCCUUCAAGGCCAGCAAUAGCAAAGGACCCAAUAGAACCACCUGGUCCUCCCACUAAUCUUAAGGUUGUUGACAGUACAAAGAGUUCUAUUACACUUGGAUGGGGAAAGCCAGUCUAUGAUGGUGGUGCUCCAAUUAUUGGAUAUGUGGUAGAAAUGAGACCAAAAAUGGAAAAAGCAGGUCCUGAUCAAGGAUGGAAAAGAUGCAAUGUUGCUGCACAAGUUAUUCACACUGAAUUUACUGUGACAAGCCUGAAUGAGAAAGAACUAUAUGAAUUCCGGGUUUCAGCCCAAAAUCAGGUUGGCAUUGGCCGGCCAGCUGAACUGAAGGAAGCUGUUUCUCCCAAAGAAAUACUUGAACCUCCUGAGAUUGACUUGGAUGCAAGUCUACGAAAGCUAGUUACAGUCAGAGCAGGAUGCCCCAUAAGGCUUUUUGCCAUUGUGAGAGGACGACCAGCACCUAAAGUCACCUGGAAGAGAGUAGGAAUUGACAAUGUGAUCAGAAAGGGCCAGGUUGACCUAGUUGACACAAUGGCCUUCUGUGUAAUUCCUGAUUCUACAAGAGACGACUCAGGCAAAUACUCCUUGACACUUGUUAACCCUGCCGGAGAAAAGGCUGUCUUCGUGAAUGUCCGUGUUCUCGAUACUCCUGGACCAGUAGCAGAGUUCAAAGUUUCAGAUGUGACAAAAAUGGCAUGUCAGCUUUCAUGGACACCACCUGAAAAUGAUGGUGGUAGUCCUGUUACACAUUACAUUUUGGAAAAACGUGAGGCUGAUAGGAAGACCUGGGCAACACUUAUUGGUGAUGUAAAGAAGACUAGUUUCAAAGUUAUUAAUCUUGUGCCUGGUACUGAGUAUUUCUUCAGAGUGACUGCUGUCAAUGAAUAUGGUCCUGGUGUUCCAAGAGACACACCGAAGCCAAUCCUAGCAACAGAUCCACUUAGUGAACCUGAUCCUCCAAGGAAAGUUGAAGUGACUGAAAUUACAAAACACAGUGCCACACUAGGCUGGUUGCCACCAUUGCGGGAUGGUGGUUCUAAAAUUGAUGGAUACAUUAUUUCAUAUCAAGAAGAGGGUCAAGCUGAGGAUCACUGGACACAGUACUCAAUUGUAAAAGAUCUUAACAUUGUUGUUGCUGGCCUAAAAGAAGGAAAGAAAUACAAAUUUAGAGUGGCUGCUAGAAAUGCUGUUGGAGUAAGUUUACCAAGAGAAACUGAAGGCAUAUUUGAAAUUAAAGAACAACUGAUGCCACCCAAGAUUCUGAUGCCAGACCAUGUCAGUAUAAAAGCUGGGCAGAAACUCAGGAUUGAAGCCCAUGUUUAUGGGAAACCUCACCCAACCUGUAAAUGGAUGAAAGCAGACCAUGAUGUGGCUAUAUCUAGCCGGUUGGCUGUGCAUAAAGCAGACAGCACUUCUGUUCUCAUCAUUAAGGAUGUAACUAGGAAAGACAGUGAUUAUUACAGUCUAACAGCUGAAAACAGUUCUGGAGUGGCUACUCAGAAAAUCAAAGUGGUUGUCAUGGACAUCCCUGGUCCACCACAGCCACCAUUUGAAAUUUCUGAUAUAGAUGCUGAUGCUUGCAGUUUGUCAUGGCACAUCCCUCUUGAAGAUGGUGGUAGUAACAUCACCAACUAUGUGGUUGAGAAGUGUGAUGUCAGCAGAGGAGACUGGAUAACAGUUGUUGCUUCUGUCACAAAGACAAAUUGCAGAAUUGGAAAGCUAACUCCUGGGCAAGAAUAUAUGUUCCGUGUCCGUGCAGAAAAUCGAUUUGGUAUUUCUGAGCCACUUCCAUCUGAUAAGAUGAUUGCAAGGUUCCCAUUUGAUGUUCCUAGUGAACCAAAGAAUGCACGUGUUACCAAAGUGAACAAGGACUGCGUUUUUGUGGCAUGGGAUAGGCCAGACAGUGAUGGAGGCAGUCCAAUCACUGGUUAUCUUAUUGAACGUAAAGAAAGGAAUAGUUUGCUGUGGGUGAAGGCCAAUGAUACACUUGUGCGAUCCACAGAAUACCCAUGUGCAAAUUUAAUUGAAGGUCUUGAGUACACAUUUAGAAUAUAUGCUCUGAACAAAGCAGGUGCAAGCAAGCCUAGCAAGCCAACAGAUUUUAUUACAGCAAGAACACCAGUUGAUCCUCCUGGUAAACCUGAAGUUAUUGAUGUCACUAAGAGUUCUGUGUCCCUUGUCUGGACAAGACCAAAGCAUGAUGGUGGAAGCAAACUAAUUGGAUACUUUGUUGAAGCCUGUAAAUUGCCUGGAGAUAAAUGGCUCCGAUGCAAUACCACGCCUCAUCAAAUACCUCAAGAAGAGUAUACUGCAACUGGUUUAGAGGAAGGUGCACAGUACCAAUUUAGAGCAAUAGCAAAAACAGCUGUGAAUAUCAGCUGGCCUUCUGAACCUUCUGAUCCAGUAACUGUACAGGCAGAAAAUGUACCACCGAAAAUAGAACUUGGAGUAGGUAUGAAAUCCUUACUUGUAGUAAAAGCUGGAACCAAUGUUUGUCUUGAAGCUAAUGUGUUUGGCAAGCCUAUGCCAACUAUUGCUUGGAAGAAAGAUGGGGAAAUUCUAAAACCCAUUGAAGGAAUCAAGAUAACCACCAAGAGAAACUUAUCUACUGUGGAGCUCUUCAGUGUAAAUAGAAAGCAGACUGGAGACUAUACCAUUACAGCUGAAAAUACAAGCGGUUCAAAGUCAGCCACAAUUAAGCUUAAAGUACUAGACAAGCCUGGCCCUCCAGCUUCAGUUAAGAUUACUAAUAUGUACACUGAUCGGGCAAUGCUUUCUUGGGAACCACCUCUAGAAGAUGGAGGAUCAGACAUUACUAAUUAUAUUGUUGACAAACGAGAAACAAGUAGGCCCAACUGGGCUCAAGUCACAGCCAAUGUCCCAAUCACUAGCUGUAGUGUUGAGAAGCUGAUUGAAGGACAUGAGUACCAAUUCCGCAUUGCUGCUGAAAACAAAUAUGGAGUAGGUGACCCAAUCUUGACUGAAUCAGCAGUGGCUAAAAAUCCAUAUGAUGUACCUGGACCUUGUGAUCCACCUAUAAUUAGUAAUAUAACAAAAGACUUCAUGACUGUAAGCUGGAAAGCACCUGCUGAUGAUGGCGGCUCUCCUAUAACUGGAUAUAUAGUUGAAAAACGUGAAACAAAGGCUGUGAACUGGACAAAAGUGAAUAGAAAGCCAGUCAUUGAGAGAACCAUAAAGGCCACUGGACUCCAGGAAGGAGCAGAAUAUGAGUAUAGAGUAACUGCACUGAAUAAAGCUGGACUAGGCAAACCUAGUGGACCAUCUAAGGCAGCCUAUGCUCGUGAUCCUCAGUAUCCUCCUGGCCCACCAGCAUUCCCAAAAGUUGUAGAUACCACUCGAAGUUCUAUCAGCUUGUCUUGGAGUAAGCCAGCAUAUGAUGGUGGAAGCCCCAUUAUUGGCUACCUUGUUGAAGUUAAACGACUAGACACAGAUAACUGGGUCAGAUGUAAUUUGCCAAAAAAUUUGCCAGAUACCAAUUAUGUUGUGACUGGACUUACAGAAAACACAGAAUACCAAUUCCGCAUUUAUGCUGUCAAUAAGAUUGGAUACAGUGAUCCAAGUGAUGUGCCAGACAAACACCUUGCCAAAGACAUUUUAAUUCCACCUGAAGGGGAGCUUGAUGCUGAACUGAGGAAAGUUCUAAUAUUACGUGCCGGAGUCACAAUGAGAAUUUAUGUGCCAGUAAGAGGCCGUCCACCUCCAAAGAUUUCUUGGUCUAAAGUGGACGCUAACAUAAGAGACAGGCAAGGAUUAGACAUCAAAUCAACUGAUUUUGAUACCUUCUUGCGCUGUGAAAAUGUAAAUAAAUAUGAUGCUGGAAAAUAUGUCCUGAAUCUUGAGAACAGCUGUGGCAAAAAGUCAUACACCAUUGUGGUCAAAGUACUUGACACUCCUGGGCCACCUAUUAAUUUGGUUGUAAAAGAAGCAUCUAAAGAUUCAGCCUUCAUUUCAUGGGAACCUCCUAUAAUUGAUGGUGGGAGUCCAGUGAAGAACUAUGUGGUUGAAAAACGGGAUGCAGAAAGAAAAUCGUGGUCCACGGUAGCCACAGAAUGUCCAAAAACCAGUUUUAGGAUUUCUAAUUUAGAAGAAGGAAAAUCUUACUUCUUCAGAGUUUUUGCUGAAAAUGAAUAUGGCAUUGGUGACCCCUGUGAAACUCAUGAUGCUGUUAAAGCUUCUGAAACACCUGGACCUGUUGUUGACCUAAAAGCUCCAGUUAUUACAAAGUCAUAUUGCAAUUUAUCAUGGAAAAAGCCUAUUAGUGAUGGUGGAAGCCGUAUUAAUGCAUACAUUGUUGAGCUUAUGGUUGGUGAAAAUCAAUGGCAAGAAGUUAUGAGGUCGAAGAAUCUCCAGUACACAUCAAGAGACCUGAAAGAAGGAAAAGAAUACCUUUUCAGAGUAAGAGCACAAAAUGAAGCUGGAUAUGGAACACCAAGUGAAAUUACAGUGCUUGCAAGGGAUGAUAUUGUGGCACCUGAUCUUGAUCUAAGGGACCUGCCAGGCCUGACGUAUUUAGCUAGAGAAGGAAGUUGUUUCCGUUUGAAGAUCCCAAUUAAAGGUAAACCAGCACCAACCGUGACAUGGAAAAAAGGAGAAGAUCUGGUCCUUACUGAGACAGGAAGAGUGGCAUUUGAAGCUACAGCAGUUAACACUACACUUCUUGUACGUGACUGCCAUAAAGAUGAUGCUGGAAAAUACACAAUCACACUGAAGAACAUAGCUGGCAGUAAAGAAGGCACUAUCACUGUCAAAGUUGUUGGCAAACCUGGAAUCCCAACAGGACCUGUGAAAUUUGAUGAAGUUACAGCUGAUGCUAUGACAUUAAAAUGGGGUCCUCCAAAAGACGAUGGUGGUUCAGAAAUCACUAACUACAUCCUUGAGAAGAGGGACAAUGUGAAUAAUAAAUGGGUGACAUGUGCUUCUGCUGUCCAGAAAACUACCUUUAGAGUUACAAGACUUCAUGAAGGCUCUGAAUAUACUUUCAGAAUCAGUGCUGAAAAUAAAUACGGAGUAGGUGAAGGACUUAAAUCUGACCCUAUAAUUGCAAGGCAUCCAUUUGAUGUUCCUGAUGCUCCACCACCACCCAAAAUUGUUGAGGUCAGGCAUGAUUCUGCUUCUUUAGUAUGGACAGAUCCUAAGAAAACAGGUGGAUCUCCAAUCACAGGUUAUCACAUUGAAUAUAAAGAAAGAAACAGUAUUUUGUGGAAGCGAGCGAACAAGACUCCACUAAAAAUGAAGGAUUUCAGGGUAGCAGGGUUAACUGAAGGUUUGGAAUAUGAAUUCAGAGUUAUGGCAAUCAAUCUAGCUGGAGUUGGUAAACCAAGUCUUCCAUCUGAACCCAUCGUGGCUCUAGAUCCAAUUGAUCCUCCUGGGAAGCCUGAAGUCAUCAGUGUAACCAGAAACUCUGUGACACUGAUCUGGACAGAACCAAAGUAUGAUGGUGGACACAAAUUAAUUGGUUACAUAGUAGAGAAACGUGAUCUACCUGGAAAAACUUGGAUGAAAGCAAAUCAUGUAAACGUUCAGGAAUGUGCAUAUACAGUGACUGACCUAUUUGAAGGUUCAAAAUAUGAAUUCAGAAUCAGAGCUAAGAAUACUGCUGGAGCUAUCAGCCCUCCAUCAGAAACUACUGGAGCCAUUAUAUGCAAGGAUGAGUAUGAGGCACCCACCAUUGUAAUUGAUCCUACCAUCAAAGAAGGCUUGACUGUUAAAGCAGGGGAAACCAUUGCAAUGUCUGCUAUUAGCAUCCAUGGUAAACCACUUCCAACUGCAGUGUGGUCCAAAGCAGGAAAAGAUUUUAAACUUUCAGAGACUGUUCAUAUUGAAUCAACUCCAACCUCUUCUACACUAACUGUCAAAUAUGCAGCUAGAAAAGAUUCUGGUGAAUAUACAAUCACUGCUACCAAUCCUUUUGGUACUAAAGAAGAGCAUGUGCAUGUAAAAGUUUUAGAUGUACCAGGUCCCCCAGGACCAGUUGAAAUCAACAAUGUCUCAGCUGAAAAAGCUACUCUCACAUGGACCCCUCCUGCUGAAGAUGGUGGAUCACCAAUCAAGUCUUAUGUACUUGAAAAGAGAGAAACUAGCCGACUGCUAUGGACUCAGGUUGCUGAAGACAUUCAAUCUUGUAGGCAUGUUGUUACUAAGCUUAUUCAAGGAAAUGAGUAUAUCUUCCGUGUCUCAGCUGUGAACCAGUAUGGCAAGGGAGAGCCAUCUCAUUCAGAACCAGUUAAAAUGGUGGAUAGAUUUGGCCCCCCUGGUCCUCCUGGUAAACCAGAAGUGUCAAAUAUUACAAAAAACACUGUUACAGUGAACUGGAAGAGGCCAGCUGAUGAUGGUGGCAGUGAAAUCACAGGCUACCAUGUAGAAAGAAGAGAAAAGAAAGGCGUGAGAUGGGUCAGAGUUUCAAAGAAACCAGUGUCGGACCUUAGGUGCAAAGUGACUGGACUCCUAGAAGGAAAUGAAUAUGAAUUCCGUGUUAGUGCUGAAAAUAGAGCAGGAAUUGGUCCACCAAGUGAUAUUUCUCAACCAGUGUUGACCAAGGAUGCUACAUAUCCACCAGGACCUCCUUCAAAUCCACGAGUAACUGAUACAACAAAGACUACUGCUAGCCUAUCGUGGGGAAAACCUCAUUAUGAUGGUGGACUUGAUAUUAUUGGUUACAUUGUGGAGCACCAAAAGGAAGGAGAGGAAACAUGGGUGAAAGAUACCACAGGAACUGCUCUAAGAAUUACAGAAUUUGUUGUUGCUAACCUCCAACCAGGAGCCAAAUACAAUUUUAGAAUUAUCGCCAUUAAUGCUGCUGGUGCUGGUGAACCAGCAAAAAUUCCAAACGUUGAAAUCAAGGAACGUGAAAUGGCUCCUGAUUUUGAAUUAGAUGCUGAACUGAGGAAAACUCUUGUUGUUAGAGCUGGACUGAGCAUUCGGAUAUUUGUUCCAAUUAGAGGGCGUCCAGCUCCUGAAGUUACAUGGACCAAGGAUGAUAUCCCACUCAAAAUACGUGCCAAUAUUGAAAAUACAGAUUCAUUCUCUCUUCUCAUUAUCACAGAAUGUAAUCGAUAUGAUGCAGGAAAGUACGUAAUGACUCUUGAAAAUGCUGCUGGCAAGAAGACUGGCUUUGUCAAUGUAAAAGUCCUGGAUACCCCAGGGCCACCAAUAAAUCUUAAACCCAGAGACAUAUGUAAAGACAGCAUCACUCUCCAGUGGGAUAUGCCUCUAAUUGAUGGUGGUUCACGCAUAACAAAUUAUAUAGUUGAAAAACGUGAGUCUACAAGAAAGGCAUAUUCUACCAUCACAACCAAAUGCUCAAAAUGUUCCCUUAGGAUUCCUAAUUUGGCUGAAGGAUGUGAAUAUUACUUCAGAGUACUGGCUGAAAAUGAAUUUGGAAUUGGUGAACCUGCUGAAACUGCUGAACCUAUAAGAGCAUCUGAAGCACCAUCUCCUCCAGAAAGCCUUAAUAUUAUGGAUAUCACAAGGAACUCAGUCAGCCUUGCUUGGCCAAAGCCAGAACAUGAUGGUGGUAGCAAGAUUACUGGAUAUGUAAUUGAAGCACAGAAAAGGGGUUCAACUCAGUGGACACAUAUCACUACUGUGAAAACAUUAGAAUGUCUGGUGAAAAAUCUAACUGAAAAUGAAGAAUAUACUUUCCAGGUUAUGGCAGUUAAUAGUGCUGGCAGAAGUGAUCCAAGAGAAAGUAGACCAGUUGUUGUGAAAGAACAAAUGAUGCUUCCAGAAUUUGAUUUACGUGGUGUUUAUCAGAAAACAGUAAUUGCUAGAGCUGGUGACAAUAUCAAAGUUGAGAUUCCUGUGCUUGGUCGUCCAAGGCCAACUAUUACUUGGAAAAAAGAAGACCAGUUGCUUAAACAAACCCAAAGAAUAAAUGUUGAAAAUACUGCUACUGCAACAAUCUUAACUAUUAAUGAAUGCACAAGAAGUGACAGUGGCAGAUAUCCACUCUCAGCUAAAAACAUUGUUGGUGAAGUGAGUGAUGUUAUAACUGUACAGGUGCAUGAUGUUCCUGGACCUCCCAUAGGACCAAUCAAAUUUGAUGAAAUUUCAUCUGACUUUGUCACCUUUUCAUGGCAGCCUCCACUGAAUGAUGGAGGGGUUCCAAUAAGUAACUAUGUUGUAGAAAUGCGUAAAACUGACAGCACCACAUGGGCUGAGUUAGCAACUACUGUCAUACGUACCACAUUCAAAGCUGCUCGUCUCACUACUGGAACUGAGUAUCAAUUCCGUGUUAAAGCUCAGAACAGAUAUGGCUCAGGUCCAGCUAUCAGUUCAGAGAAUGUAAUUGCUACCUACCCUUUUAAAGUCCCUGGGCCUCCAGGCACUCCUCAAGUGAUUGCAGUCACAAAGGAUUCAAUUAGUAUUAGCUGGCAUGAACCUCUUACAGAUGGAGGAAGUCCAAUUUUGGGAUAUCAUGUUGAAAGAAAAGAACGAAAUAGCAUUCUUUGGCAGACUGUAAGUAAAGCCUUGAUAUCAGCCAACAUCUUCAAGUCAAGUGGUCUUACAGAUGGCAUUGCAUACGAAUUCCGAGUCAUAGCAGAAAAUAUGGCAGGCAAAAGUAAACCAAGCAAGCCAUCUGAGCCAACGCUUGCUCUAGAUCCUAUUGAUCCUCCUGGUAAGCCAGUUCCUCUCAACAUCACAAGGCAUGCAGUAGCACUCAGGUGGACCAAGCCUGAAUAUAAUGGUGGUUUUAAGAUAAUUGGUUACACUGUUGAAAAGAGAGAUCUUCCCAAUGGCCGAUGGCUUAAGGCUAACUUCAGCAAUAUACUAGAAACUGAGUUCACUGUUAGUGGUCUCACAGAAGAUGCAGCUUAUGAAUUCCGUAUAAUUGCAAGAAAUGCUGCUGGUGCUGUUAGCCAUCCGUCUGAACCAUCAGAUGCAAUAACAUGCAGAGAUGAGAUUGAGGCACCAAGGAUAAUGGUUGAUGCUAAAUAUAAAGACAUUUUAGUAUUAAAAGCAGGCGAAGUUUUCAAACUCGAAGCUGAUGUCUCAGGUCGGCCUCCACCUACUCUUACAUGGACAAAAGAAGGAAAGGAGCUUGAAGAUACAGCAAAAUUAGAAAUGAAAAUAGCAGAUUUCUCAACAGUCCUUACUAAUAAGGAUUCUACACGAAGGGAUGGAGGUGCAUAUACACUUACAGCUUCAAAUCCAGGUGGCUUUGCCAAACAUAUUUUCAAUGUCAAAGUUCUAGACAGGCCUGGUCCUCCAGAAGGUCCUCUGGCUGUGUCUGAUGUUACCACAGAGAAAUGUGUCCUAUCAUGGUUGCCCCCUCUGGAUGAUGGAGGUGCAAGUAUUGAUCAUUAUGUUGUUGAAAAACGUGAAACUAGUAGGUUGGCAUGGACAUCUGUAGCCACAGAAGUUCCUGUAACAAAAUUAAAGGUCACAAAGCUAUUGAAAGGCAAUGAAUAUGUGUUCCGUGUUAUGGCUGUUAACAAAUAUGGAGUUGGUGAAUCUCUAGAGUCAGAACCUGUUCUUGCAGUAAAUCCUUAUGUAGUACCCGAUCCACCCAAGACACCAGAAGUUACAGCUGCAAACAAAGAUUCUAUGGUUGUAUGCUGGGGACAUCCUGAUUCUGAUGGUGGAAGUCCUAUAACCAAUUACAUUGUAGAACGUCGUGACAGAGCUGGAUUACACUGGGUGAAAUGUAACAAGCGGAUUGUCACUGAUUUACGUUAUAAAGUAUCUGGACUCACAGAAGGUCAUGAAUAUGAAUAUCGAGUAAAGGCUGAAAAUGCUGCUGGCAUAAGUGAACCAAGUCCCAACAGCCAGUUCUACAAAGCUGCUGAUACUGUGUUUAAGCCUGGUCCACCUGGCAACCCUCGGGUCUUAGAUACAAGCAAAUCUUCCAUUACAAUUGCUUGGAAUAAGCCAAUAUAUGAUGGUGGCUCAGAAAUCACAGGCUACAUGGUAGAAAUAGCAUUACCUGAUGAAGAUGAAUGGAAAAUUGUAACUCCACCAGCAGGACUGAAAGCUACUUCCUUUACCAUCACUGGCCUAAAAGAAAACCAGGAAUACAAAAUCAGAAUAUAUGCCAUGAACUCUGAAGGCAUUGGAGAACCUGCUCUUGUUCCUGGAACACCAAAGGCUGAAGAAAGGAUGCUGCCUCCAGAGAUUGAACUGGAUGCAGAACUACGUAAAGUUGUGACUAUUAGAGCUUGCUGUACUUUAAGACUUUUUGUUCCAAUCAAAGGAAGACCAGCACCUGAAGUAAAAUGGACACGAGAACAUGGAGAGUCUUUAGACAAAGCCACUAUUGAAUCUACAAGCUCUUAUACACUGCUUACUGUAGGAAAUGUGAACAGAUUUGACAGCGGCAAGUAUAUCUUGACUAUAGAAAACAGUUCAGGGAGCAAAUCAGCAUUUGUAAUUGUAAGGGUUCUUGAUACACCUGGAGCCCCACAGAAUCUAAAAAUAAAAGAGGUCAGCAAGUCAUCUGUCACUCUUACAUGGGACCCACCUCUCAUAGAUGGUGGUUCUAAAAUAAAGAACUAUAUAGUUGAAAAGCGUGAAGCAACAAGAAAAGCAUACUCAACUGUUAUGGCCAAUUGCCACAAGACCAGCUGGAAAGUUGAACCAUUACAGGAAGGUUGUAACUAUUAUUUCAGAGUCCUUGCAGAAAAUGAAUAUGGAAUCGGUCUUCCUGUUGAAACAUCAGAAUCUGUUAAGGUAUCAGAAAGACCUCUUCCUCCUGGAAAAAUAACUUUAUUGGAUGUAACAAGGAAAAGCGUAUCCUUGACCUGGGAAAAACCUGAACAUGAUGGAGGAAGCAGGAUUUUGGGCUACAUUGUUGAAAUGCAAAGCAAGGGCAGUGACAAAUGGGCCACAUGUGCCACUGUAAAAGUGACUGAAGCUACUGUAACUGGACUAAUCCAAGGUGAAGAAUAUUCCUUCCGAGUUUCUGCUCAGAAUGAAAAAGGAAUCAGUGAUCCUCGACAACUGAGUGUUCCAGUUAUUGCAAAAGAUCUUGUGAUACCACCAGCCUUCAAACUGUUGUUCACCACUUUCAGUGUACUAGCAGGUGAAGAUUUAAAGGUUGAUGUUCCAUUUAUCGGUCGACCCAAGCCAUCUGUAGUAUGGCUUAAAGAUAAUGUGCCGCUGAGACAAACUACUAGAGUAAAUGAAGAAAAUACAGACAACAACACUUUACUAACAAUAAAAGAAGCAUGUAAAGAAGAUGUUGGACAAUAUUUAGUCAAACUUUCUAAUUCUGCGGGUGAAGCUACUGAAAUUCUUAGCAUUGUUGUCCUUGAUAAACCUGGACCUCCAACUGGACCAGUAAAGAUUGAUGAAGUCACUGCAGACAGUGUUAUCAUUUCUUGGGAACCACCCAAAUAUGAUGGUGGCAGUUCUAUCAACAAUUAUAUUGUAGAAAAACGGGACACUUCUACUACUGCUUGGCAGAUAGUUUCAGCUACUGUUGCCCGAACAACUCUGAAAGCAUCUAGGCUGAAAACUGGAAGUGAAUAUCAGUUCAGAAUUGCUGCUGAAAAUAGAUAUGGGAAGAGUACAUAUCUCACAUCAGAAUCUGUGGUUGCCCAGUAUCCAUACAAACUACCAGGCCCACCUGGAACUCCAUAUGUACCAGAGGUCUCCAGGGAUAGCAUGGUUGUGUAUUGGAAUGAACCUGUCAAUGAUGGUGGCAGUAAGAUCAUUGGCUAUCAUUUGGAGCGUAAGGAAAGAAAUAGCAUCCUCUGGGUUAAAUUAAACAAAACACCAAUUCCUGACACUAAGUUUAAAACAACUGGACUCGAGGAAGGACUUGAAUAUGAAUUCAGAGUUUAUGCAGAAAAUAUUGUUGGUAUUGGAAAGGCAAGUAAAGGUUCAGAAUGCUAUACAGCUCAUGAUCCUUGUGACCCUCCAGGUCGUCCAGAACCUAUCAUUGUCACACGAAACUCUGUUACUCUUCAGUGGAAGAAACCAGAGUAUGAUGGUGGAAGCAAGAUCACAGGCUAUAUUGUUGAAAAGAAGGAGUUACCAGAUGGUCGCUGGAUGAAAGCAAGCUUUACAAAUGUAAUUGAGACUGAAUUUGCAGUAACUGGCCUAAUUGAAAAUCAAAGGUACGAGUUCCGUGUCAUUGCACGAAAUGCUGCAGGUGUCUUCAGUGAGCCAUCUGAAAGUUCAGGAGCAGUCACAGCAAGAGAUGAAGUUGAUCCACCUCGUAUAAGUAUGGAUCCCAAAUUUAAAGAAACACUUGUACUACAUGCUGGUGAAUCAUUCAAGAUUGAUGCUGAUGUUUAUGGCAAGCCACUACCUUCUAUUCAGUGGCUGAAAGGUGAUAAGGAACUGGCAAACACAGCACGCUUGGAUAUAAAAAGUACUGACUUUGCCACAAGCCUAAGUGUUAAAGAAGCCAUUCGUGUUGACAGUGGGCAUUAUGUACUGCUAGUGAAGAAUGUUGCAGGUGAAAAAACAGCUUCUAUUAAUGUCAAAGUUCUCGACAGGCCUGGCCCACCCGAAGGGCCUGUUGUCAUAACAGGAGUUACAGCUGAAAAAUGCAUGUUGUCAUGGAAGCCCCCACUACAGGAUGGUGGCAGUGACAUUUCACACUACAUUGUUGAAAGAAGAGAAACAAGUCGCUUAGUUUGGACUUUAGUUGAUGCCAAUGUACAAACCCUUAACUGCAAAGUUACUAAACUUUUGGAAGGCAAUGAAUAUAUCUUCCGUAUUAUGGCUGUAAACAAAUACGGUGUCGGCGAGCCUCUUGAAUCUGAGCCUGUUCUUGCAAAAAAUCCUUUUGUGGUGCCACUUCCACCAAAGGCCCCAGAAGUCUCAGCAGUUACCAAAGAUUCGAUGAUUGUUGUAUGGGACAGACCAGCCUCUGAUGGUGGCAGUGAAAUUUUGGGUUAUGUGCUAGAAAAACGUGACAAAGAAGGCAUUCGAUGGACAAGAUGUAACAAGCGUUUGAUAAGUGAACUCCGAUACCGAGUCACUGGACUUAUAGAAAAUCAUGAUUAUGAAUACAGAGUUUCAGCUGAAAAUGCAGCUGGCCUCAGUGAACCCAGUCCACCUUCUAUUUAUUAUAAAGCCUGUGAUCCUAUAUACAAACCAGGUCCUCCUAAUAAUCCCAAGGCAACAGAUGUUACAAGAUCUUCAGUUUUCCUUUCUUGGAGUAAACCAAUCUAUGAUGGUGGCUCUGAAAUUCAAGGAUACAUUGUUGAAAAGUGUGAUGUAAGUGUGGGAGACUGGGAGAUUUGUACACCACCAACUGGAAUUAAGAAAACAAACAUGGAAGUGGAAAAACUGUUGGAGAAGCAUGAAUACAAAUUUCGUAUUUGUGCUGUUAAUAAAGCAGGAGUGGGAGAGCAUGCUGAUGUUCCUGGAACAAUUAUUGUUGAAGAAAAACUUGAAGCUCCAGACCUAGAUCUUGAUAUGGAACUGAGGAAAGUUAUAAAUGUAAGAGCUGGUGGUUCAUUGAGAUUAUUUGUUCCUAUCAGAGGGCGCCCAACUCCUGAAGUAAAAUGGAGUAAAGUGGAUGGUGACAUCAGAGAAGCAGCUAUGAUUGACAUCACUAGCAGCUUUACCUCACUGGUUCUUGACAACGUUAACAGAUUUGACUCUGGAAAGUACACUCUCACUUUAGAAAACAGCAGUGGGACGAAAUCUGCCUUUGUCAUUGUAAGAGUCCUAGAUACUCCAGGUCCUCCAAUUAACCUGAAAAUUAAGGAUAUCACCAAAGAUUCUGUUUCCCUUGCAUGGGAGCCCCCCUUCAUAGAUGGUGGAGCUAAAAUUAAAAAUUACAUUAUUGAAAAGCGUGAAGCCACAAGAAAAGCCUAUGCAGCUGUUGUAACAAACUGCCAUAAAACAUCAUGGAAAAUAGAUCAGCUUCAAGAGGGCUGCUAUUAUUACUUCAGAGUUUGUGCAGAAAAUGAAUUUGGAAUUGGCCUGCCUGAAGAAACAAGUGAUCCUGUUAAAGUUGCUGAAGUUCCUCAGCCUCCAGGAAAGAUAACUGUGGAUGAUGUUACAAGAAACAGUGUUUCAUUGAGCUGGGCAAAGCCUGAACAUGAUGGUGGAAGUAAAAUCUUACAGUACAUUGUGGAAAUGCAAGUUAAAGGCAGUGACAAAUGGUCAGAGUGUACACGUGUCAAGGUUCUUGAGGCACUUGUUACUAAUCUAACCCAAGGAGGAGAGUAUCUCUUUAGAGUAAUAGCUGUAAAUGAAAAGGGUAAGAGUGAUCCACGGUCCCUUGCAGUUCCAAUAACGGCCAAGGAUCUAGUUAUUGAGCCAGAUGUAAGACCGACCUUCCACAGUUAUAGUAUACAAGUGGGACAAGAUUUAAAGAUUGAAGUACCAAUAGCAGGUCGACCAAAGCCUACAAUUACUUGGACUAAAGAUGGCAUGCCAUUAAAACAAACUACUAGAGUUAAUGUCAUUGAUUCACAUAACCUUACCAUCCUAAAUAUUAAAGAGACCACUAAAGAGGACAGUGGGAUGUAUGAGAUUGCAGUUGCUAACGUUGUUGGACAGAAAUCUGCAUCUAUUGAAAUUAUAACACUAGACAAACCCGAUCCUCCUAAAGGCCCUGUUAAAUUUGAUGAUAUUAGUGCUGAAAGCAUUACAUUAUCAUGGAAUCCUCCAGCAUAUACUGGUGGCUGCCAAAUUACUAAUUACAUUGUUCAUAAGCGAGAUACAACCACCACAGUGUGGGAGACAGUUUCAGCUACUGUUGCAAGAACUACCCUCAAAGUGAGCAAACUGAAAACUGGUUCAGAAUAUCAGUUUAGAAUAUUUGCUGAAAAUAGGUAUGGACAGAGCUUUGCCCUGGAGUCUGAAGCAGUUGUUGCUCAGUAUCCCUAUAAAGAGCCAGGACCUCCUGGUACACCAUUUGUGACGACAGUUACAAAGGACUCUAUGGUUGUACAGUGGCACGAACCAAUCAUUGAUGGUGGAAGUAAAAUUUUAGGUUAUCAUCUGGAGAGAAAGGAAAAAAAUAGUAUUCUGUGGACUAAAGUAAACAAGACAAUUAUUCAAGACACUCACUAUAAGACAACCAACCUUGAAGAAGGAAUUGAAUAUGAAUUUAGAGUUUCUGCAGAAAAUAUUGUUGGUGUUGGUAAAACAAGCAAAGUUUCAGAGUGCUAUGUAGCACGUGAUCCAUGUGAUCCCCCAGGAUGCCCUGAAGCUAUUGUUGUAAAAAGAAGUUCAAUUACACUUCAGUGGACUAAACCAGAAUAUGAUGGUGGCAGCAAAAUUACAGGCUAUGUAGUAGAGAAACGUGAUUUGCCUGAGGGCCGCUGGAUGAAAGCAAGCUUUACCAAUAUAACUGAAACUCAGUUUACUGUAACUGGCCUUACUGAAGACCAAAGAUAUGAAUUUAGAGUAAUUGCAAGGAAUGCUGCUGGAGCAGUAAGUAAACCUUCUGAUAGCACAGGACCAAUAACAGCCAAAGAUGAAGUUGAACUUCCAAGAAUUUCCAUGGAUCCCAAAUACAAAGAUGUGAUUGUUGUAAAUGCAGGAGAUACAUUCAGACUUGAGGCAGAUGUCCAUGGCAAGCCAAUUCCUACUAUUAUGUGGUUGAAAGGUGAUAAAGUUCUUGAAGAUACUGCCCGAUAUGAAAUAAGGAAUACUGACUUCAAGGCCUUGAUUACUGUAAAAGAUGCAAUACGUAUUGAUGGUGGGCAAUAUAUUUUACAGGCCUCCAAUGUUGCAGGAACAAAAUCAGUACCGAUAACAGUAAAAGUACUUGAUAGACCAGGGCCACCAGAGAGUAUUCAAGUUUCAGGAGUAACUUGUGAAAAGUGUUCCUUAGCAUGGGUUCCACCAAUCCACGAUGGUGGCAGUGACAUUUCUCACUACAUCAUUGAGAAGAGAGAAACAAGUCGCCUUGCUUGGACAGUUGUUGCUUCAGAGGCAGUAGCUACAAUGCUGAAGGUAACAAAACUCCUGGAAGGAAAUGAGUAUAUCUUCCGCAUAAUGGCAGUUAAUAAAUAUGGAGUUGGUGAACCACUCGAGUCUGCACCAGUCUUAAUGAAAAACCCAUUUGUUGUUCCUGGUCCACCAAAGUCCCUUGAAGUCACCAAUAUUACAAGGGAUUCUAUGACUGUCUGCUGGAAUCGUCCAGAUAGUGAUGGUGGCAGUGAAAUUAUUGGCUACAUUGUAGAAAAACGAGACAGAGCUGGUAUCAGAUGGGUGAAAUGUAAUAAACGCCGAAUUACAGAUUUACGAUUAAGAGUCACAGGACUGACAGAAGACCAUGAAUAUGAAUUUAGAGUGUCUGCUGAAAAUGCAGCUGGAGUGGGUGAACCAAGUCAAGUUACUCCCUACUGGAAAGCAUGCGAUCCUAUGUUCAAGCCUGGCCCACCUACAAAUGCCCAUGCUGUAGAUACUACCAAGAAUUCAAUUACGGUUGCAUGGGGCAAACCUAUUUAUGAUGGUGGUAGUGAAAUCCUGGGGUAUAUUGUAGAAAUUUGUAAAGGUGAUGAAGAAGAAUGGACAGUAGCUACUCCACAGACAGGUUUAAGAGUCAAUCGUUUUGAGAUCAAAAAGCUAAUUGAACAUCAAGAGUAUAAACUAAGAGUGUGUGCCCUCAACAAAAUUGGAGUUGGUGAAGCUGCAGCAAUUCCUGGUACAGUUAAACCAGAAGAUAAACUUGAGGCUCCAGAACUUGAUAUUGACUCAGAGCUAAGGAAAGGAAUUGUGGUUAGAGCAGGUAGCUCUGUCAGGAUAAAUAUACCAUUUAAAGGACGCCCUACUCCUGAAAUUACAUGGUCUCGAGAAGAAGGAGAAUUUACAGAUAAAGUUCAAAUUGAAAGAGGCCUGAAUUACACACAACUAUCAAUUGAUUACUGUGACAGAAAUGAUGCUGGAAAGUAUACGCUUAAGCUGGAGAACAGCAGUGGAUCAAAGUCUGCAUUUGUCACAGUUAAAGUACUUGACACACCAGGACCACCACAAAAUCUAGUAGUCAAAGAAAUAAGGAAAGAUUAUGCUGUACUGACAUGGGAACCUCCAGCUAACGAUGGAGGUGCAAAGAUAAAGAACUAUGUGAUUGACAAACGUGAGUCAACCAGAAAAGCAUAUGCCAAUGUAAGUGCAAAGUGCAGCAAAACAAACUUUAAAGUUGAAAACCUUGCAGAAGGGUCAAUUUAUUACUUCAGAGUUAUGGCUGAAAAUGAAUUUGGAAUCGGUGCUCCAGCAGAAACUGCAGAUGCCUCCAAAGCUUCAGAACCACCAUUGCCUCCUGGGAAAGUAACACUCACUGAUGUGACUCAGAGAAGUGCAUCAUUUAUGUGGGAGAAGCCUGAACAUGAUGGAGGCAGCAGAAUUAUGGGAUACAUUGUUGAAAUGCAGCCAAAGGGGUCUGAUAAAUGGAGUGUGGUAACUGAAAGCAAAGUAUGCAGUGCUGUUGUAUCUGGUUUAAGUUCUGGACAUGAAUAUCAAUUCCGUGUCAUAGCAUAUAAUGAAAAAGGCAAAAGUGAUCCUAGGCCACUGGCAGUUCCAGUCAUUGCUAGUGACCUGACAAUUCAGCCAAAUUUCAAACUCAUGUUCAAUACAUAUACUGUACAAGCUGGAGAAGACCUUAAAGUAGAAGUACCCUUUAUAGCUCGGCCAAAGCCUACUAUCACUUGGGAAAAAGAUGGUCAGCCUCUAAAACAAACAACCAGAAUGCACGUUGAAGAUACACCAACAACUACCACUUUGUUCAUUAAAGAAAGUAACAAAGAUGACUUUGGGAAAUAUUCUGUAACAGCAACCAACACUGCAGGCACAGCAACAGAGCAUCUUAAUAUAAUUGUGCUUGAGAAGCCUGGUCCACCACAAGGACCUGUCCGCUUUGAUGAGGUUAGCUCAAAUUAUGUUGUCUUAUCAUGGGAACCACCAGCAUACACAGGUGGCUGCCAAAUAUCCAAUUACAUUGUAGAGAAACGUGACACCACUACCACUGCCUGGCAGAUGGUAUCUGCCACUGUUGCAAGAACAACUAUUAAAGUAACAAAACUUAAAACAGGUGCUGAAUACCAGUUUAGAAUCAGUGCUGAAAACCGUUAUGGAAAGAGCACUGCAUUAGAUUCUAAACCAGUUCUUGUGCAAUAUCCAUACAAGGAACCAGGACCACCAGGAACACCAUUUGUUACCAUAGCUACCAAAGAUUACAUGAUAGUACAGUGGAAUGAACCAGUUAAUGAUGGAGGAAGCAAAGUUCUUGGAUAUCACCUAGAACGCAAAGAUAAAAACAGCAUUCUUUGGACAAAAUUGAAUAAGACCCUCAUCCAGGAUACAAGAUAUAAAACAGAAGGCCUUGAAGAAGGUCUUGAAUAUGAAUUCAGAGUUUCUGCAGAAAAUAUUGUUGGCAUUGGCAAGGUUAGCAAGACAUCUGAACUGUAUGUUGCCCGAGAUGCUUGUGACCCACCAGGCCGCCCUGAUGCCAUUGUUAUCACAAGAAACUAUAUAACACUAAAAUGGAAAAAACCUGAAUAUGAUGGUGGCAGCAAAAUAAUCGGAUAUAUUGUGGAAAAGAGAGAAUUGCCUGAAGGCCGUUGGAUGAAAGCCAGUUUUACCAAUGUAAUAGAAACUGAGUUUACAGUAACUGGUCUUGUGGAAGAACAAAGAUAUGAAUUCAGAGUAAUUGCAAGAAAUGCAGCUGGUAGUCUAAGUGAACCAUCUGAAAGUACUGGACCAAUUAUUGCUAGAGAUGAAGUUGAAGCACCCAAAGCUUCACUGGAUCCAAAAUACAAAGAUGUCAUUGUUGUUCAUGCUGGGGAAACAUUUGUUCUUGAGGCUGACAUUCAUGGCAAACCUAUUCCUGAAAUCACAUGGGCAAAAGAUGGAAAAGAAUUUGAAGGUGCAACUGCAAGGAUGGAAAUAAAGUCUACCAUUCAAAGAACAACUCUCACGGUCAAAGAUUGCAUCAGAAUAGAUGGAGGCCUUUACACACUUAAACUGAGCAAUGUUGGUGGCACCAAGUCUAUACCAAUCACUGUAAAAGUGCUUGACAGACCUGGACCUCCAGAAGGUCCUUUGAAAGUUACAGGUGUGAUGGCAGAGAAAUGUUACCUGGCAUGGGGACCACCAUCACAUGAUGGCGGUGCUAGCAUUUCCCAUUACGUCAUAGAAAAGAGAGAGACAAGUCGGCUUUCAUGGACGCAGGUGGCCUCUGAGGUGCAAGCUCUGAACCACAAAGUAACCAGGCUUCUCCCAGGCAAUGAGUACAUUUUCCGUGUAAUGGCUGUUAACAAAUAUGGAAUUGGUGAGCCACUGGAAUCUGAGCCUGUCCUGGCACGCAAUCCAUACAAACCUCCAGGUCCUCCUUCAACACCUGAAGUUUCCGCUAUCACAAAAGAUUCUAUGAUUGUAACCUGGGGCCGUCCCUCAGACAAUGGUGGAGCUGAAAUUGAAGGUUAUAUAUUAGAAAAGCGAGACAAAGAUGGCAUCCGAUGGACCAAGUGCAAUAAAAAGAGACUGACAGACUUACGGCUCAGAGUAACUGGACUUACAGAUGGCCAUUUCUAUGAAUUUAGGGUUUCUGCUGAAAAUGCUGCUGGUGUUGGAGAACCCAGUGAACCAUCAGUUUUCUAUCGUGCCUGUGAUGCAGUGUAUCCCCCAGGCCCUCCCAGCAAUCCAAAGGUGACAGAUACCUCCAGAUCAUCUGUGUCACUUGCAUGGAACAAGCCUAUUUAUGAUGGAGGUGCUCCUGUUAAAGGAUACAUUGUGGAAUUUAAAGAAGCUGGUGCUGAUGAAUGGACAACCUGCACACCACCAUCUGGAUUGCAAGGAAAGCAAUUCACAGUAACAAAACUUAAAGAGAAUAGUGAAUAUAACUUCCGCAUCUGUGCCAUGAACUCAGAAGGAGUGGGAGAACCAGCAACUAUACCUGGCAGUGUUGUUGCUGCUGAAAAAAUUGAACCACCUGAAAUUGAACUUGAUGCAGAUCUCAGAAAAGUAGUCACAGUACGUGCCAGUGGUACCUUGCGUUUGUUUGUCACCAUCAAAGGCAGACCAGAGCCAGAAGUAAAAUGGGAAAAAGCAGAAGGCACUUUAAGUGACAGAGCUCAGAUUGAGGUUACUAGUUCUUAUACAAUGCUGGUAAUUGAUAAUGUCAACAGAUUUGACAGUGGUAAAUAUAACUUGACUCUAGAAAACAAUAGCGGCAAGAAAUCUGCUUUUGUUAAUGUGAGAGUGCUUGACACACCAAGUGCACCUAUAAACCUGACUAUCAGAGAAGUGAAGAAAGAUUCAGUGACAUUAGCUUGGGAGCCUCCAGUUAUUGAUGGUGGAGCUAAAAUUACAAACUAUAUAAUUGAAAAACGAGAAACUACAAGAAAAGCCUAUGCCACUAUUACAAAUAACUGUUCCAAGAAUGUCUUCAAAAUUGAACAGCUACAAGAGGGAUGCAGUUACUACUUCCGUGUCUUGGCUGCAAAUGAAUAUGGAGUUGGUUUGCCAGCAGAAACAUCUGAACCAGUUAAGGUUUCUGAGCCACCAUAUCCACCUGGAAAAAUAACUCUUGUUGAUGUUACACGCCAUACUGCUACUAUUAAAUGGGAGAAGCCUGAGAGUGAUGGUGGCAGUAAAAUAACUGGCUAUGUAGUUGAAAUGCAAACUAAAGGAAGUGAAAAAUGGAGCACGUGUACACAGGUUAAGACAUUAGAAGCAACAAUAUCAGGAUUAUCUAUGGGAGAAGAAUAUACUUUCCGAGUCUGUGCUGUCAAUGAAAAAGGAAAGAGUGAUCCAAAGCAGCUUGGAGUCCCAGUAGUUGCCAAGGAUAUUGAAAUCCAGCCUUCUGUUGAACUACUUUUCAAUACUUUUAGUGUUAAAGCUGGUGAGGAUCUUAAGAUUGAUGUGCCCAUCAGAGGAAGGCCAAUUCCAACAGUUAGCUGGAAGAAGGAUGGAAUACUUUUAAGAGAGACAACUAGAGUAAAUGUCCAGACAUCAAAAACAUCAACAUCGCUAACAAUCAAGGAAGCGUCAAGAGAAGAUGUAGGAAGUUAUGAAUUACACGUUUCAAAUAGUGCUGGCUCUACAAUAGUUUCCAUCACUGUAAUUGUACUUGACAAGCCAGGACCUCCAACUGCAUUACAUAUUGAUAAUGUCAGUAAUGACAACAUAACCAUAUCCUGGAAACCCCCUGAGUAUGAUGGUGGCUGUCAGAUUAGUAAUUAUAUUGUGGAGAAGAGAGAAACAUCUACAACAGUGUGGAGCAUAGUGUCAGCAGCAGUUGCACGAACUUCAAUUAAAAUAUCCCGCUUAACCACAGGAUCAGAGUAUCAAUUCCGUGUUCGUGCAGAAAAUCGCUAUGGCAAGAGCACCCAUGUUGAAACAACCCCUGUUGUUGCAGAAUAUCCAUUUCAUCCUCCUGGGCCACCUGGUACUCCCAAGGUUGUACAUGCAACUAAAAUCUUCAUGCUUGUCAGCUGGCAGGAGCCAGUUAAUGAUGGAGGAAGCAAAAUACUUGGUUAUCACCUUGAGCGUAAAGAAAGAAGUAGCAUCCUUUGGACUAAAAUAAAUAAAACUCUUAUAACUGACACACAGAUGAAGGUCACAGGCCUUGAUGAAGGACUGCUGUAUGAAUAUCGUGUGUAUGCUGAAAAUAUUGUAGGAAUAGGUAAAUGUAGCAAAUCAUGUGAGCCUGUUGCUGCAAGGGACCCAUGUGAUCCUCCUGGCCAGCCAGAAGUGACUAAUAUUACAAGAACAUGUGUCUCACUGUCAUGGACCAAACCAGAAUAUGAUGGUGGUGCUAAGAUCACAGGAUAUCUUAUUGAACGGAAAGAGCUACCAGAUGGUCGUUGGUUGAAGUGCAACUUCACCAAUGUACAAGAAACCUUCUUUGAUGUCACAGGCCUUACUGAAGAUCAGCGUUAUGAAUUCCGUGUCAUAGCAAGAAAUGCUGCUGGAUUAUUCAGUGGACCAUCCGAAACAACAGGGCCAAUAACCGUAAAAGAUGAUGUUGAUGCUCCAAGAAUUAUGAUGGAUGUCAAAUUCAGAGAUGUUGUUGUUGUUAAAGCGGGAGAGAUUUUGAAAAUUAAUGCUGACAUUGCAGGACGACCCUUGCCAGUAGUUUUAUGGUCAAAGGACGGCAAAGAGAUUGAGGAACAAGCAAGAGUUGAAAUUAUCUCGACAGAUCACACUACUGCAAUAACUGUUAAAGACUGCAUUCGACGUGAUUCAGGACAAUAUGUGCUUACACUGCAAAAUGUUGCUGGAACAAGAUCAUUAGCUGUCAAUUGCAAAGUACUUGAUAGACCAGGUCCCCCAGCAGCCCCACUAGAAAUCAAAGGACUUACUGCUGAGAAGUGUCACCUUUCAUGGGGUCCACCUCAAGAAAAUGGAGGUGCAGAAAUUGAUUAUUAUAUUGUGGAAAAACGUGAGACCAGUAGAAUUGCAUGGACUCUUUGUGAAACAGAGAUCCCAACAACAUCCUGCAAAGUGACAAAACUACUUCGAGGAAAUGAGUAUAUCUUCAGAGUGAUGGCUGUAAACAAAUACGGUGUUGGUGAACCACUGGAAAGUGAUGCCGUCAAGGCUCUAGAUCCUUUUACUGUCCCAACUCCACCUAAAUCUUUAGAGAUUACUAGUGUGACUAAGGAAUCCAUGACCAUCUGCUGGGCAAGACCUGACAGUGAUGGAGGUAAUGAAAUUUCUGGAUAUGUGAUUGAAAGGCGUGAGAAAAAUAGUCUGCGGUGGAUACGUGUAAACAAAAAGCCCGUUUAUGAUCUAAGAGUAAAAUCAUCAGGCCUUCGUGAAGGAUGUGAAUAUGAAUAUCGAGUAUAUGCAGAAAAUGCAGCAGGGCUCAGUCUUCCUAGUGAUCCUUCACCUCUAAUUAAAGCUGAAGAUCCUAUUUUCCUGCCAUCACCUCCAAAUAGGCCCAAGAUUAUGGACUCUACAAGGUCACACAUAACAAUUGGUUGGACAAAGCCAUUAUUUGAUGGAGGUUCUCCUGUUACUGGAUAUACAGUUGAAUACAAGCUGACUAGUGAAACCAAUUGGUCAACUGCUAUUCAAAACUUAAGAGGCACAGAAUAUACUGUAAUUGGCCUUACACCAGGAGCUGAAUAUGUUUUCAGAGUAAGAUCUCUCAACAAAGUUGGUGCUAGUGACCCAAGUGAGAUCUCAGAACCUCAAAUAGCAAAAGAAAGGGAAGAAGAACCUGCUUUUGAUAUUGACAAUGAAAUGAGAAAGACUUUAAUUGUGAAAGCUGGCGGAUCAUUUACAAUGAAUGUGCCUUUCAGAGGAAAGCCUGUCCCAAAUGUACUGUGGAGUAAGCCAGAUACUGAUCUCCGUACACGAGCAAAUAUUGAUUCUUCAGAUAAUCGUACCUCACUUACCAUUGAAAAAGCAACCAGGAAUGAUUCUGGAAAGUACACAUUGACAUUACAAAAUAUUGUAAAUACAGCUACUUUGACAUUAGUUGUGAAAGUUCUUGACACACCAGGACCUCCAUCUAAUAUUGUUGUUAAAGAUGUAACAAAAGAAUCAGCUGUCUUAUCUUGGGAAGCUCCUGAGAAUGAUGGAGGUGCUCCAGUAAAGAACUAUUACAUUGAAAAGCGAGAAGCCAGCAAGAAAGCCUGGGUCACUGUUACCAACAACUGUCAUCGUCUUUCCUAUAAAGUCACCAAUCUACAAGAAGGUGGAAUUUAUUACUUCAGAGUCUCUGGAGAAAAUGAGUUUGGUGUUGGAGUUCCUGUUGAAACCAAAGAUGGAACUAAAAUAACAGAAAAACCAAGUCCACCAGAAAAACUGGGAGUAUCAAGUGUUACUAAAGGCAGUGUCUCUCUUGUGUGGCUAAAGCCAGAACACGAUGGUGGAAGCAGAAUUGUAGGUUAUCUUGUUGAAGCCCUGGAAAAAGGGCAGCAAAAAUGGGUCAAAUGUGCUGAGGUCAAGACAACUCAUCAUGUUGUUCAAGGUCUCAAGGAAAAUACAGAGUACUUCUUCAGAGUAUUUGCUGAAAACCAAGCUGGUCUAAGUGAUCCCAGAGAGCUUCCUAUUGCUGUUACAGUUAAAGAGCAACUGGAAUCUCCUGAGGUUGACAUGAAAGGUUUCCCGAACCACACAGUUUACGUAAGAGCAGGUUCAAACCUAAAGGCUGAGAUUCCAAUUUCUGGAAAGCCACUGCCAAAGGUGACUUUAUCCAAAGAUGGCAUCCCUCUCAAACCAACCAUGAGGUUCAACACAGAAACCACAGCAGAAAGUGUUAUAAUCAACCUUAAAGAAAGUGUUGCUACUGAUGCUGGUAAAUAUGACAUCACAGCUGCCAACUCCAGUGGAACUACUAAAUCGUUCAUUAAGAUUGUUGUCCUCGAUAGACCUGGUCCUCCUGUUGGCCCUGUUGUUAUCAGUGAUAUCACUGAAGAAAGUGUUAUCCUUAAGUGGGAGCCACCACGUUACGAUGGCGGAAGUCAAGUUACCAACUACAUUGUGCUGAAAAGAGAAACAAGCACUGCUGUGUGGUCUGAAGUGUCUGCAACUGUUGCCAGAAAUAUGAUUAAAAUUAUGAAGCUAGUGACAGGAGAAGAAUAUCAAUUCCGUAUCAAAGCAGAAAAUCGCUUUGGCAUAAGUGACCAUAUCGAUUCAGCAUGUGUAACUAUUAAAUUACCUUACACAACCCCUGGACCACCUUCCACACCAUGGAUCACCAAUGUAACGCGAGAAAGCAUUACGGUUGGAUGGCAUGAGCCUGUUUCCAAUGGAGGCAGUGCAGUCACUGGCUAUCAUCUGGAGAUGAAAGACAGAAACAGUAUUUUAUGGAAGAAAGCAAAUAAAAUGGUUAUACGCACAACUCAUUUCAAGGUCUCCAAUAUUACAGCUGGACUUAUUUAUGAAUUCAGGGUAUAUGCAGAAAAUGCAGCUGGGAUUGGAAAACCAAGUCAUCCAUCUGAUGCCGUUCUUGCUAUUGAUGCAUGUGAGCCUCCAAGAAAUCUUCGUGUCACAGAUAUUUCCAAGACGUUUGUUAGUCUUUCUUGGAUACAGCCGGCUUUUGAUGGUGGUAGCAAAAUUACUGGCUACAUUGUUGAGAAACGUGAUCUUCCGAAUGGAAGAUGGACAAAAGCAAGCUUCACCAAUGUCAUUGAGACUCAGUUUACCGUAUCAGGAUUAACUCAGAGCUCCCAAUAUGAAUUCCGUGUUUUUGCUAAGAAUGCUGCAGGCUCAAUCAGUAACCCAUCAGAUGUUUUAGGUCCUAUCACCUGUGUGGAUACAUACGGUGCACCUGAAAUAGAUAUACCGCCAGAAUAUACAGAAGUUGUCAAAUACAAAGCUGGCACUUUAGUUAAGCUGAAACUUGGAAUUUCCGGAAAGCCCAUACCUACAAUUGAAUGGUUCAGAAAUGGUAAAGAAGUGCAAACCAGUGCCCAAGUAUCCUUUGAAAACACUACUGAAUUUUCAUCCAUACUGAUCAAAGAUGCAACUCGUCUUAAUAGUGGAAACUAUGAACUGAAACUAAAAAAUGCCAUGGGUUCUGCUUCUGCCACUGUUAGAGUACAGAUACUUGAUAAGCCAGGACCUCCAGGUGGACCUGUACAGUUCAGAACAGUCACUGCUGAAAAGAUUACCCUUAUGUGGGAACCACCAGCAGAUGAUGGAGGCGCUAAUGUGACACAUUAUAUUGUUGAAAAACGUGAGACAAGCCGUGUGGUAUGGUCUGUAGUUUCGGAAAAACAAGAAGAAUGCAUUGUUACUACCACAAAAAUCAUAAAAGGAAAUGAAUACAUAUUCCGUAUACGAGCUGUAAACAAAUUUGGUGUUGGUGAUCCACUGGAAUCUGAUGCUGUUGUAGCGAAGAAUGCUUUUGUUACACCUGGACAACCUGGUAUGCCAGAAGUUACUAUGAUAACUAAGCAAUCAAUGACAGUAGUCUGGAGCAGGCCUACUGUGGAUGGUGGGAGCGAAAUAAGUGGAUAUUACCUUGAAAAACGUGAUAAGAAAAGUCUGAGCUGGUUCAAGGUCACUAAAGAAACCAUUCGUGAUACCAGACAGAAAGUGACGGGAUUAACAGAAAACAGUGAAUACCAGUUCAGGGUUUCUGCUGUGAACGCAGCUGGACAAGGUCCCUUCUCUGAUGCAUCUGAUUUCUUCAAAGCAGCAGAUCCUAUUGAUAAACCUGGACCACCUGUUAAGCUAAAGGUUGUGGAUACUACAAAGACCUCUAUCACACUUAGCUGGGCUAAACCAGCCUAUGAUGGAGGAAGUGCAAUUACCAGCUAUGCUAUAGAAAAGAGAGAGGGGGAGGAAGAAGAAUGGGCUGUGGUCAGUGCAAGAGGAGAAGUGAGAACCACAGAAUAUGUUGUUUCUCAUCUUCAACCAGGGAUCAAUUACUACUUCCGUGUAGCCGCUAUAAAUUAUGCUGGACAAGGUGAACCUAUUGAAAUGACAGAACCUGUACAAGCUAAAGACAUACUUGAAGAGCCAGAGAUUGAUUUAGAUGUGGCCCUCAGAACCUCCAUUGUAGCCAAAGCUGGUGAAGAUGUACAAAUAAUGAUUCCAUUUAAAGGAAGACCUCCCCCAACUGUCACAUGGAGAAAGGGUGAAAAGAAUCUUGGUACUGAUGAAAGAUACAACAUUCAGAACACAGAAUCGUCCACACUCCUUAGUAUUCCUCAAGUCACUCGCAAUGAUACAGGAAAAUAUGUCCUCACAAUUGAGAAUGGAGUUGGAAAACCGAAAACUUCAUUUGUGAAUGUUAAAGUACUUGACACUCCAUCUGCAUGCCAGAGGCUGACUCUUAAAAAUGUUUCUCGUGGAACUGUGACAUUACUGUGGGAGCCCCCACUCAUCAAUGGUGGUUCUGAAGUAACAAAUUACGUUGUUGAAAAAAGAGAUGCUACAAAGAGAGCUUGGUCUUCUGUUACAGCAAAGUGUUCCAAUACAACAUUUAAGAUAACUGGUCUGUCAGAGAAAACUCCAUACUUCUUCCGUGUUUUUGCAGAAAAUGAAAAUGGAUUGGGUGAGCCUUGUGAAACCUCAGAACCAAUAAAAGCUGCAGAAGUUCCUGGACCUGUACGGGAUCUGACCAUGAAAGAUUCAACUAAGACUUCUGUCACUUUACAAUGGAACAAACCUGAAUUUGAUGGCGGUAGCAUCAUAUCAGACUAUGUAAUUGAAAAGAGACUGAAGGAGGAAACAGAAUGGUCCUUUGCAGGGACAAGUAAAGCAUGUGAAUUUGAAAUUGAUAAGCUUAAGGAACUUACUGUUCUAGAAUUCAGAGUGUCUGCUAGAAAUGAAAAAGGAAAAAGUGAUGGUGUUACCACUGGGCCAAUUACAGUUAAAGACUAUGUAAUAACACCUGAAGCAGACCUUUCUGAUAUACCUGGGGGACAGGUAAGUGUGAGAAUAGGAUAUAAUGUACACAUUGAAUUGCCCUAUAAGGGAAAGCCAAAACCAACAAUGAGCUGGCUAAAAGACAACAUUCCUCUUAAAGAAAGUGAACAGAUUCGCUUCAAGAAGACAGAAAACAAAAUAACGUUAAGCAUUAAGAAUGUGAAAAAAGAAAAUGGAGGCAAAUAUACCUUAAUUCUUGAAAAUGGCGUUCACAGAAAGUCAUUCCCAAUUACAGUUAUAACACUAGGCCCUCCAUCAAAGCCAAAGGGACCUAUCAAACUAGAAGAAAUCAAAGCAGAUAGCAUGGUUCUUUCAUGGGGUGCUCCUGAUGAUGAUGGAGGAGCAGAAAUUACUGGCUACAGUGUUGAGAAGCGGGAAACUUCACAAACCAACUGGAAAAUGGUAUGUUCCAGUGCAGAAAAGACGACAUUCAAAGUUUCCAACCUGGUCAAAGAUUCAGAAUAUCAAAUCAGAAUCCGUGCAGAAAACAGAUAUGGUGUGAGCCCACCACUUAACUCCAUAGAGGUCAUUGCAAGACACCAGUUUAAACCACCAGGUUCACCAGGGAAGCCUGUUGUUUAUAAUAUAACAGCUGAUGGGAUGACCAUAUCCUGGGAUGCUCCAGUUUAUGACGGAGGUGCAGAAAUUAUUGGAUAUCAUGUAGAAAAGAAAGAAAGAAACAGCAUCCUGUGGCAGAAAGUAAAUGUUUCACCAGUAUCUAGUAGAGAAUACAGAAUUACUGGAUUAAUGGAAGGCUUGGACUAUCAGUUCCGUGUAUAUGCAGAAAACUCAGCUGGAUUGAGCUCGGCCAGUGAUCCAAGCAAAUUGACUUUAGCUGUGUCUCCAGUUGAUCCACCUGGCACACCUGACUACAUUGAUGUGACUAGGGAAACUAUUACUCUUAAGUGGACUGCACCUCUUCGUGAUGGAGGCAGCAAGAUUGUAGGCUACAGUAUUGAGAAACGUCAAGGAAGUGGCGAUCGCUGGGUCCGAUGCAAUUUUAUUGAUGUCAGUGAAUGCCAGUACACGGUUACAGGACUUAGCCCUGGUGAUCGAUAUGAAUUUAGAAUACUUGCAAGAAAUGCUGUUGGAACUAUUAGCCCUCCUUCUCAGUCUUCGGGCUAUAUCAUGACCAGAGAUGAAGCUGUUGCACCAAAUAUUGAAUUUGGUGCUGAGCAUUUUGAAGGCCUUACAGUUAAAGCUGGAGAAAGCAUAAGACUUAAAGCUCUCAUCACAGGGCGCCCAGUUCCCCAGGUGACCUGGUUUAAAGAUGGACAAGAGAUUGAUAAGAGAUUGAAUAUAGAAAUAACCAGUGCUCUUGGAUUUAGCACCAUCUUUGUUAGAGAUGCUUCUCGUGACCAUCGUGGCGUAUAUAGAGUAGAAGCCAAGAAUUCAUCAGGAGUCAAACAUGAAGAUAUAACCAUAAGAGUACAAGAUACUCCAGGAAAAGUUGGUGGGCCAAUACGGUUUACCAAUAUUACUGAAGAAAAGGCAACAUUAUGGUGGGAGCCUCCAGCUAACGAUGGCUGUGCAGCGAUUACUCAUUAUGUCAUUGAAAAGCGUGAAACUAGCAGAGUAUCCUGGGCACUAGUUGAAGACAACUGUGAAGCCUGCAGCUAUACUGCUCUUAAAUUAAUAAAAGGCAAUGAAUACCAGUUCCGUGUUUCUGCAGCCAACAAGUUUGGAGUUGGCAGGCCAUUGGAAUCUGAUCCAUUUGUAGCACAACCACAUUACACUGUUCCUGAUGCUCCUGGCACCCCAGAACCUAGCAACGUGACAGGAAACAGUAUUACACUCUCAUGGGAAAGGCCAAAAUCAGAUGGUGGAAGUGACAUUAACCAAUAUAUCUUGGAGAGAAGAGAAAAGAAGAGCAUUCUUUGGGUUAAAGUAUCCAGUAAGAGGCCCAUUACUGAAACAAGAUUCAGAGUCACUGGCCUAACUGAAGGCAAUGAAUAUGAGUUCCAGGUUUUGGCAGAAAACAAGGCUGGAGUGGGGCCACCAAGUGGUAUCUCAAGGCUGAUUAAAUGCAGGGAGCCAGUCCAUCCACCAAGUGCUCCUACUGUUGUCAAAGUGACAGAUACAUCAAAGACAAGUGUCAGCUUAGAAUGGACCAGGCCAGUUUUUGAUGGAGGCCUAGAAAUAAUGGGCUACAUCAUUGAAAUGUGCAAAGCUGAUUUGGAAGAGUGGCAUAAAGUCAAUGCUGAGACUUGCCUUGCUACCAAGUAUACUGUAACUGACCUGGAACCAAAUGAACACUAUAAAUUCCGAGUCAGUGCUGUAAAUGGUGCAGGCAAAGGCGAAAGCUGUAUGGUUGCUGCCUCUGUGCAAACCAUAGACAGACUCUCUUUACCUGAACUAGAUAUUGAUGCUAACUUCAAGCAGACUCAUAUUGUCAGAGCAGGUGCAACCAUCCGUUUAUUUAUUGCCUUUAAGGGCAGACCUGUUCCUACUGCUGUAUGGUCCAAAGCAGAUUCUAAUCUUACCUUGCGUGCUGACAUUCAUACAACUGACUCAUUCAGUACAUUAACUGUGGAGAAUUGCAAUAGAACAGAUUCGGGCAAAUAUGUUUUUACUGUAGAAAAUAACAGUGGUAAGAAAUCCAUUGCUUUCACUGUUAAAGUACUAGACACUCCUGGGCCACCAGGACCUAUUACAUUUAAGGAUGUGACUAGAGACUCUAUCACUUUAAUGUGGGAUGCUCCGAUCCUGGAUGGAGGUGCUCGUAUCCAUCAUUAUAUUGUGGAGAGACGAGAAGCAAGCCGCCGCAGUUGGCAAAUUGUUAAUGAAAAAUGUACCCGACAGAUUGCUAAGGUCUCUGGUCUUGCAGAAGGCAUGCCCUAUUUUUACCGUGUAUCAGCAGAAAAUGAAUAUGGAGUAGGUGAACCAUGUGAAUUAACAGAACCAGUUGUAGCCACUGAAGAGCCUGCUCCACCUAAGAGAUUAGAUAUUGUGGAUACCACUCGGUCAUCUGUGGUAUUAGCCUGGCUUAAGCCAGAUCAUGAUGGUGGCAGUCGUAUUACUGGGUACCUGCUAGAGAUGAAACAAAAGGGAUCUGAUGUUUGGGUGGAAGCUGGUCAAACAAAACAGUUGACUUUUACAGUUGAAGGUCUCACAGAGAACAAUGAAUAUGAGUUCCGUGUUAAAGCAAAGAAUAAUGCUGGUUACAGCCAGCCAAGAGAUGCCUUCUCUUCUGUCAUUGUUAAAGAGCCACAAAUUGAACCAACUGCAGAUCUCAGUGGAAUAACUAACCAACUUGUAACUUGCAAAACUGGAAGCACAUUUACUAUUGAUAUACCAAUUAGUGGGCGUCCUGUUCCAAAAGUAACAUGGAAGCUUGAAGAAAUGAGACUCAAAGAAACAGACAGAGUGUCUAUCAAGACAACAAAGGAUAGGACCACACUAACUGUAAAGGACAGCAUGAGAGGAGACUCUGGUAAAUAUUAUUUAACACUUGAGAACACCGCCGGUGUGAAAACAUUCACUGUGACUGUCAUUGUUAUUGGAAGACCAGGCCCAGUUACCCGUCCCAUAGAAAUAUCAUCUAUAACAGCUGAAUCAUGUGUGUUGUCAUGGAAAGAGCCUGAAGAUGAUGGUGGCAGUGAUAUUACAAACUACAUUGUUGAGAAACGUGAAUCUGGUACAACAGCAUGGCAACUGGUAAAUUCCAGUGUCAAACGUACACAGAUCAAAGUAACUCAUCUCACUAAAUAUAUGGAAUACAGUUUCCGUGUCAGCUCAGAAAACAGAUUUGGCGUCAGCAAGCCAGUAGAAUCAGUACCAAUAGUGGCUGAACAUCCAUUUGUCCCACCAAGCCCACCCACUAGACCUGAGGUCUAUUUUGUUUCUGCUACUGCCAUGUCCAUUCGAUGGGAGGAACCAUAUCAUGAUGGUGGUAGCAAAAUUGUUGGAUACUGGAUUGAAAAGAAAGAACGCAACUCAAUCCUUUGGGUGAAGGAAAAUAAAACUCCAUGUUUUGAGUGCAACUACAAAGUAACAACACUUGUGGAAGGUCUGGAGUAUCAAUUCAGAACAUAUGCCUUAAAUGCUGCUGGCAUUAGCAAACCUAGUGAAGCUUCUAGACCAGUACUAGCCCAAAACCCAGUCGAUCCACCAGGCAGACCAGAGGUAACAGAUGUCUCAAGGUCUUCAGUAUCAUUAAGCUGGUCUCCUCCACUUUAUGAUGGUGGAAGCAAAGUCAUUGGCUAUAUUGUAGAACGCAAACCAUACAGUGAAUCUGGAGAUGGACGUUGGCUGAAAUGCAACUACACCAUCGUCUCAGAAAAUUUCUUUACUGUAACAGCUCUCAGUGAAGGAGAGGAAUAUGAAUUCCGAGUGUUGGCAAAGAAUGCUGCUGGUGUAAUUAGCAAAGGUUCUGAAUCCACUGGCCCUGUCGCCUGUAGAGAUGAAUAUUCACCACCUAAAGCUGAACUGGAUGCCAAAUUGCAAGGAGAAAUUGUAACAAUUAGAGCUGGGUCUGAUCUUGUUCUCGAAGCAUCAAUUGGUGGAAAACCAGAACCAAAAGUCUUUUGGUCUAAGGCUGACAAGGAGCUGGAUCCAAGUGAAAAGGUCGUUUUACAAUACACAAGCAAGCAUGCAGUUGCAAUCAUCAAGUUCUGUGACAGAAGUGAUUCUGGAAAAUAUACCUUAACUGUUAAAAAUGCCAGUGGAACAAAACAAGUUGCUGUCCUCGUCAAAGUGCUUGAUUCUCCUGGUCCAUGUGCUGGCAAAAUCACCAUUAGCAGAGUAACAGAAGAGAAGUGUACUUUGGCCUGGAACAUUCCUCAAGAAGAUGGAGGGGCAGAAAUUACCCAUUACAUUGUAGAGAGACGCGAGACUAGUAGACUGAACUGGGUUAUUGUUGAACCCGAAUGUCAAACACUGUCAUGGGUUGUAACAAGACUUAUCAAGAACAAUGAAUACAUAUUCCGUGUAAGAGCUGUCAACAAGUAUGGGCCUGGUGUUCCACUGGAAACAGAACCUAUUAUUGCUAGAAAUUCAUUUACUAUUCCAUCACCCCCUGGUGUACCUGAAGCUGUGGGUGUUGGCAAAGAGCACAUCAUUAUUCAGUGGCUGAAACCAGAGUCAGAUGGUGGCAAUGAAAUUAGCACCUAUCUUGUGGACAAACGGGAAAAAAGAAGUCUACGCUGGACACGAGUUAACAGAGACUAUACCAUUUACGAUACAAGGCUGAAAGUUACUAGUCUAAUGGAAGGCAGUGAAUAUCAGUUCCGUGUCACUGCUGUAAAUGCUGCUGGUAACAGUGAGCCUAGUGAUGCGUCUCACUACAUUUUGUGCAAAGAACCAUCAUACACUCCAGCAGCACCUUCAUCACCAAGAGUUGUGGACACUACUAAAACCAGCAUAAGCUUGGUAUGGACAAAGCCCAUGUAUGAUGGUGGAGUUGAUAUAUUAGGCUACGUUCUUGAAAUGAAAGAGGAUGGUACUGAACAAUGGUAUAGGGCACAUACUACUGCCACUCUAAGAAAUGCUGAAUUCACUGUGACUGGUCUUAAAACAAGCCAGAAAUAUCGCUUUAGAGUAGCUGCCACCAACAUCAAUGGCAUGAGUGAAUACAGUGAGUCAUCUGCUGAAAUAGAACCUGUGGAGAGACUAGAAAUACCAGAUCUUGAACUUGCUGAGGAUCUAAAGAAGACUGUUGUUGUUAGAGCAGGUGGCUCUUUACGUCUAAUGGUGUCAGUAUCUGGCAGACCACCACCAAUAAUUACAUGGCACAAGAAGGGUGUUGACCUGGCAAGUCGGGGAAUUAUUGACACCACAGAUAGUUAUACACUGUUGGUUGUGGAUAAAGUCAACCGGUAUGAUGCUGGAAAAUAUGUCAUUGAAGCUGAAAAUCAAUCAGGAAAGAAAUCAGCAACAAUUCUUGUAAAAGUCUAUGAUACACCUGGCCCACCAGCAGCAGUGAGAAUCAAAGAAGUCUCAAAAGAGUCUGUGACAAUUACUUGGGAUAUUCCUACUAUUGAUGGUGGUGCUCCUGUCAACAACUACAUAAUUGAGAAACGUGAAGCUGCUAUGAGAGCUUACAAGACAGUAACUACUAAAUGCAACAAAACCUUUUAUCGUAUUUCUGGACUCAUAGAAGGAGCCCGAUACUAUUUCCGAGUACUUCCAGAAAACAUCUAUGGUAUUGGUGAACCUUGUGAGACCUUAGAUGCAGUGCUUGUGUCAGAGGUUCCAGGUGUGCCUCAGAAACUGGAGGUGGUUGAUAUUACAAAAUCUACGGUAUCACUUGCAUGGGAAAAACCACAGCAUGAUGGUGGCAGCAGAUUAACUGGCUAUGUAAUUGAGGCUAGUAAAGCUGGAUCUGAAAGAUGGAUGAAGGUUGUAACACUGAAGCCCACCGUCUUUGAACACACGAUAAUUUCAUUAAAUGAAGGUGAACAGUACUUGUUUAGAGUGAGAGCACAAAACCAGAAGGGUGUGUCUGAACCAAGAGAGAUAGUCACAGCAGUGACAGUACAAGAACAAAAAGUUCUACCUGCAAUUGAUCUUGCUGGAAUACCUCAAAAGACUGUUCAUGUACCAUCUGGCAGGCCUAUCGAACUAGCUAUUCCAAUUUCUGGAAGACCACCUCCAGCUGUGUCUUGGUUCUUUGCUGGCUCUAAACUAAGAGAAUCAGAACGUGUCAAGGUUGAAACAGUUGCUAAGACAGCUAAACUAACCAUACGCGAAACCACAAUACAUGACACUGGAGAGUACACACUUGAACUGAAGAAUACAAGUGGAACUGCUCUUGAAAGGAUCAAAGUCAUUAUUCUUGACAAACCUGGACCGCCCACUGGGCCUAUUAAAAUUGUUGAUAUUGAUUCAACUUUUGUAACCAUUUCCUGGGAACCACCUGAGAUGGAUGGUGGUGCAACACUAAGUGGCUAUGUGGUGGAACAACGUGAUGCUCAUCGGCCAGGAUGGCUACCAGUUUCUGAAUCUGUAACUCGGACAACAUUUAAGUUUAGUAAACUUACUGAGGGUGCUGAAUAUGUGUUCCGUGUGGCUGCUACCAACCGCUUUGGCAUUGGUUCAUACUUGCAGUCUGAAAUUGUAGAAUGCAAAAGCAGAAUCAGUCUUCCUGGUCCUCCUGGUACCCCAGAGGUAUUUGAUAUCUCUCGUGAUGGCAUGACACUUACUUGGUAUCCACCAGAAGAGGACGGUGGUUCACAGAUCAGUGGUUAUAUUGUGGAACGCAAAGAAGUUAGAUCUGAUAGAUGGGUCCGUGUUAAUAAAAUUGCAAUCACUAUGACACGCUACCGAUCAACCGGGUUGAUUGAAGGACUGGAGUAUGAACACCGUGUCACAGCUGUCAAUGCUAGGGGCACUGGCAAGCCAAGCAGGGCCUCCAAGCCUGCAGUUGCUAUGGAUCCAAUUGCUCCCCCAGGCAAACCUCAGAAUCCAAGAGUUACAGAUACAACAAGAACAUCAAUUUCCCUGGCUUGGAGUCCACCAGAAGAUGAAGGCGGGUCUAAGGUGACUGGCUAUUUGAUUGAAAUGCAAAAGAUUGAUCAGUUUGAAUGGACGAAAUGCAACACCACUCCCACCAAGAUCCGUGAAUACACAAUAACACAUCUUCCACAAGGUGCAGAAUACAGAUUCCGUGUUUUGGCUUGUAAUGCUGGUGGUCCUGGUGAACCUGCUGAAGUGCCAGGAGUAGCCAAAGUGACUGAAAUGCUUGAAUUUCCUGAUUAUGAACUUGAUGAAAAAUAUCUGGAAGGUGUAUUUAUAAGACAAGGUGGAGUAAUUAAGCUUACAGUGCCAAUUAAAGGUAAACCCCUUCCAAUAUGCAAAUGGACUAAAGAAGGACAUGAUGUCAUCAAGAGAGCCAUGAUUGCCACUUCUGAAUCAGACACUGAACUCGUGAUAAAAGAUGCAGAAAGAGAAGAUUCUGGUACCUACGAUUUGACACUUGAAAACAAAUGUGGCAAAAAGGUUGUUUACAUCAAAGUCAGAGUGAUUGGCAUGCCAAAUCCACCAGAAGGGCCACUUGAAUAUGAUGACAUACAAGCACGCUCUGUUAGGGUCAGCUGGAAACCUCCAAGUGAUGAUGGUGGUGCUGAUCUACUGGGAUACAUUGUUGAGAGGCGAGAAGUACCAAAAACUGCCUGGUACACUGUUGGUUCCAGAAUAAAGGGUACAUCACUAGUAGUGAAAGGACUGAAAGAAAAUGUGGAAUAUCACUUCCGUGUUUCUGCUGAAAACCAGUUUGGCAUAAGCAAGUCCCUGAAAUCUGAAGAGCCAGUUGUGCCCAAAACACCUUUGCAUCCUCCAGAGCCUCCAAGUUAUCCACCAGAAAUACUUGAUGUCACAAAGAGUUCCAUUAGCUUAUCUUGGUCCAGACCUAGAGAUGACGGUGGCUCUCGUGUCACUGGCUACUAUAUAGAACGCAGAGAAACAUCUACUGAGAAAUGGGUCAGGCACAACAAGACUCACAUCACGACCACUAUGUACACUGUCACAGGGCUGGUUCCAGAUGCUGAAUAUCAGUUCCGUAUUGUAGCCCAAAAUGAUAUUGGUGAGGGUGAACCCAGUCCUGCUUCUGAACCUGUUGUGUGCAAGGAUCCAUUUGACAAACCAAGCCAGCCUGGAGAAAUUGAGAUUACGUCAAUAUCUAAGGAUAGCAUUACUUUAGAAUGGGAGCGCCCUGAAUGUGAUGGUGGUAAAGAUAUCAUUGGAUACUGGGUUGAAUAUCGCCAGUCUGGAGAAACGGCCUGGAAAAAGUGCAAUAAAGAACGUAUCAAAGACAGGCAGUUCAUAAUGGGAGGCUUACUGGAAGCUACAGAAUAUGAAUUCAGAGUAUUUGCAGAAAAUGAAAGAGGAAUUGGCAGGCCUCGUAGAACAGCAAUGACUGUAAAGACUAAAUUGACAUCUGGAGAAGCUCCUGGAAUAAGACAAGAAAUGAAGGAUGUUUCUACCAAUUUGGGUGAACCAGCUCAGUUAUCAUGCCAGAUUGUUGGGAGACCUCUUCCUGAUAUAAAAUGGUACCGUUUUGGUAAGGAGCUUGUACAGAGCAGAAAAUACAAAACGUCAUCAGAUGGACGCACCCAUACACUUACAGUUCUUACAGAGGAGCAAGAAGAUGAAGGACUUUACACUUGCAAGGCUGUCAAUGAUGUUGGAGAGAUUGAAACUAGUGGCAAGCUAUUAUUGCAAGCUCCUCCACAAUUCCAUCCAGGUUUCCCAUUGAAAGAGAAAUACUGUGCAGGUGUGGGUUCCACUCUUCGCAUCCAUGUUGUAUACAUUGGUCGUCCAGUACCUGCCAUCACUUGGUUCCAUGGCAAGAAACCUUUGAAGAGUGCAGAAAAUGUUACUAUUGAGAACACAGAGCAUUAUACCCACCUUGUCAUUAAAAAUGUUCAGCAUAAGUCCCAUUCAGGAAAGUACAAAGUGCAACUUAGUAACAUAUUUGGCACUGUUGAUACUGUUCUCAACGUGGAAAUACAAGAUAAGCCAGAUAAACCGGCAGGACCAAUUGUUGUGGAAGCACUGCUGAAGAACUCUGCAGUCAUAAGCUGGAAGCCACCUGAAGAUGAUGGAGGUGCCUUAGUAACAAAUUAUAUUGUAGAGAAAAGAGAAGCAAAAGAAGGCACAGAGUGGCAGCUGGUAUCUUCAAGCAUAUCUGGCACAACCUGUAGAAUUGUUAACCUAACUGAAAAUGCAGGCUACUAUUUCCGUGUCUUUGCUCAGAACACUUUUGGCAUCAGUGAAGCAUUAGAGGUUUCAUCUAUUGUUGUUAUCAAGACUCCAUUUGAAAAACCAGGCCAACCAAUUCGUCCAGUUGCAUCUGCUGUGACCGCAGAUUCCUGUGUUGUAUCUUGGAAGCCACCUGCUAGUGAUGGAGGCUCAAAGAUUAGAAAUUACUACCUUGAGAAACGUGAAAAGAAGCAAAACAAAUGGAUUGCCGUAACAACAGAAGAAAUUCGUGAAACUGUUUAUUCUGUCACAGGCCUUAUUGAAGGCCUUGAAUAUGAGUUCCGUGUAAAAUGUGAAAAUCUAGGUGGUGAAAGUGAAUGGAGUGACAUUUCAGAGCCAAUCACUCCCAGAUCUGAUGUACCAAUUCAAGCACCACAUUUCAAGGAAGAAAUCAGAAACUUGAAUGUGAGAUUCAGAGGUCAUGCUACUUUUGUUUGCAAAGUCACCGGUCAUCCUAAGCCUAUUGUAAAAUGGUUCCGGCAAGGCAAAGAGAUUUUGCCAGAUGGGGAGAAAGUAAAGAUACAAGAAUUUAAGGGUGGAUAUCACCAACUGGUAAUUUCAAAUGUAACAGACGAUGAUGCCACUGUAUAUCAAGUGAGAGCAACCAACCAAGGAGGAUCUGUAUCUGGAACUGCCUCCUUGGAUGUUGAAGUUCCUGCUAAGAUCCACCUGCCUAAAAAUCUUGAAGGCAUGGGAGCUGUUCAUGCCCUCCGUGGUGAAGUUGUCAGCAUCAAAAUCCCAUUCAGUGGCAAGCCUGAUCCAGUGAUCACAUGGCAGAAAGGCCAAGAUCUCAUUGAUACCAAUGGGCACUAUCAAGUUAUUGUUACUCGGUCAUUCACAUCUCUUGUUUUCCCUAAUGGUGUGGACAGAAAAGAUGCAGGCUUCUACAUUGUCUGUGCCAAAAACAGAUUUGGAAUUGACCAGAAAACAGUUGAACUGGAUGUAGCUGAUGUACCUGAUCCACCAAGGGGACUGAAAGCAAGUGACAUUUCAAGAGACUCUGUUAACCUAACAUGGAAUGCUCCAGCUAAUGAUGGAGGAAGCAAAGUCACUCACUAUACUGUUGAGAAACGUGCUACCACAGCUGAGAGAUGGAUUCGUGUUGGUCAAGCUCGUGAUACACGGUACACUGUAGUAAGCCUGUUUGGUAAGACGAGCUAUGUAUUCCGUGUUAUAGCAGAAAAUAAAUUUGGCCAGAGCCAGCCUUCUGAACCUACAGAUCCUGUCAUAACAAAGGAAGAUAAGACCAGAACUGUAAAUUAUGAUGAAGAAGUUGAUGAAGCCAGAGAGGUCACCACAGCAAAAGCACCUCACUCUUCUACAAAGGAGCUCUAUGACAGAUAUAUGAUUGCUGAAGAACUUGGACGUGGGCAGUUUGGAAUUGCCCACCGGUGUGUCGAGACAACUUCUAAGAAGACUUACUUGGCCAAGUUUGUCAAAGUGAAAGGUGCUGAUCAGGUGCUGGUAAAGAAAGAAAUUUCCAUCUUAAACAUUGCUAGGCAUAGAAAUAUCCUGUACCUUCAUGAAUCAUUUGAAAGCCUGGAAGAAUUGAUCAUGAUCUCUGAGUUCAUUUCCGGAGUUGACAUCUUUGAGAGACUUAAUACCCCUGCCUUUGAGUUUAAUGAAAGGGAAAUUGUAAGUUAUGUACGUCAAGUCUGUGAAGCACUUGAAUUCCUACACAGUCAUAGCAUUGGACACUUUGAUAUUAGGCCAGAGAACAUUAUUUACUUCACAAGAAGAAGCUCUAUAGUUAAAAUAAUUGAAUUUGGUCAGGCAAGGCAACUGAAACCUGGGGAUAAUUUCAGACUUCAGUUUACUUCCCCUGAAUAUUAUGGACCUGAAGUCCAUCAGCAUGAUAUGGUCAACACAGCCACUGAUAUGUGGUCACUUGGAACUCUAGUUUAUGUACUUCUGAGUGGUUUGAAUCCUUUCAUUGCUGAAACAAACCAACAGACAAUUGAAAACAUCACCAGUGCUGAAUACAAUUUUGAUGAUGAAGCCUUCAAAGAUAUAAGUAUUGAGGCCUUGGACUUUAUUGACCGCCUGCUGGUAAAAGAAAGGAAAGCUCGUAUGACUGCUACAGAAGCCCUUGAACACACUUGGUUGAAGCAGAGGACAGAAAAAUGCAGCACUAAAGUAAUCAAAACACUGAGACACAGACGUUAUUACCAAACCUUGGUAAAGAAAGAGUGGAAUACUGUUGUGUCAGUUGCCCGUGUUUCAUGGGGUGGUGCAAUCAGAUCUCAGAAAGGUGUUACUGUUGCUAAAGUUAAAGUGGCAUCCAUUGAAAUUGGACCCAUUACUGGGCAGAUAAUGCAUGCCGUUGCUGAAGAAGGUGGACAUGCCAAAUAUGUCUGCAAAAUUGAAAAUUAUGACUCAUCCACAGAAGUAACUUGGUACUUUGGAGUACGACAGUUGGAGAGCAGUGAAAAAUAUGAAAUCACCUACCAUGAAGGAGUGGCCACAAUGUAUGUCAAAGAUAUUGCUAAAUCAGAUGAUGGUACCUACAGGUGCAAAGUUGUAAAUGAUUAUGGGGAAGACAGUUCCUAUGCAGAACUAUUUGUCAAAGGUGUGAGAGAAGUUUCUGACUACUACAGAUGCAGAACUGUCAAAAGAGUCAAACGCCGAGUAGAUACCAUGAGACUUUUGGAAAGGCCACCAGAAUUUACUCUUCCUCUUUACAACCGAACAGCCUAUGUUGGUGAAAAUGUUAGGUUUGGAGUAACUAUAACUGUCCACCCAGAACCUCGAGUAACAUGGUUCAAAUCAGGUCAAAAGAUCAAGCCAGGAGAUGAUGAUAGAAAGUACACCUUUGAGACUGAUAAAGGUCUUUAUCAACUUCUCAUCCAUAAUGUCAGUGAAGAAGAUGAUGCUGAAUAUACUGUCCUGGCACGCAACAAAUAUGGUGAAGACAGCUGCAAAGCUAAGCUAACUGUUGUUCAGCAUGCUCCUCCAGAGGCCUCCACACUGAGACCCAUGUUCAAGAGGCUCCUGGCAAAUGCAGAAUGCCAUGAAGGCCAAAGUGUCUGCUUUGAGAUAAGAGUAUCUGGUACACCAAAACCAACACUAAAAUGGGAAAAAGAUGGUCAGCCUUUGUCAGCUAGCCCCAAUAUUGAAAUUGUACAUGAAGGAUUAGAUUACUAUGCUUUGCAUAUCAGGGACACUUUACCAGAAGACAGUGGUUACUACAGAGUUACUGCUACAAAUAGUGCUGGAUCCACAAGCUGCCAAGCCUACUUGAAAGUAGAGCGCUUGAAAUAUGUCAAACGGGAAUAUGAGUCAGAAGAGGAGAGGCAAAUCCAUGUGCAGAAGAGAAUUGACAAGACAGUGAGAAUGGCAGAAAUUCUUUCUAGGACGGAAUCUGUUCCACUGACACAAGUUGCACAAGAAGCUCUAAGGCAAGCUGCCAUCAUGUAUAAACCAGCUGUAAGCACAAAGACAGUCAAAGGGGAAUAUGAGAUUAAGAAGGAAGAAGUGAAAGAAGAAAGGAGACUCCGAAUGCCUUAUGAAAUCCCAGAGCCUCGCAGACCUGCAGGAGCUGCUCUUGAAGAAGAUCAGAGCAUCAAAUUGUUUGUGCCUAUGUCCGACAUGAAGUGGUACAAGAAGCUGAGAGAUCAAUAUGAAAUGCCAGGUAAAAUUGACAGAAUUGUUCAGAAGAGACCAAAGCGCAUUCGCCUUUCAAGAUGGGAACAAUUCUAUGUGAUGCCACUGCCACGCCUUACUGAUCAAUAUAAACCUAAGUGGCGCAUACCUAAAUUGUCACAAGAUGAUCUUGAGAUAGUGAGACCAGCACGCCGGCGUACACCAUCUCCUGACUAUGAGUUUUAUUACAGACCAAGAAGGCGAUCACUUAGUGACCUGUCAGAUGAAGAAUUACUUCUUCCAGUUGAUGAUUACUUAGCCAUGAAAAGAACUGAAGAAGAAAGAUUGCGACUUGAAGAAGAACUAGAGUUAGGCUUUUCUGCUUCACCUCCAAGCAGAAGCCCACCACGCUUCGAAUUGUCUUCUCUUCAUUACUCUGCAGCACAUGCACAAGCUGCAGCAGAAGAAUCUGCAGGAAGAGAACUGAGGUAUGCAACCUAUCAUAUACCAUCUAAAGAAGAAACUGGUGCAACUUAUGCACAGCUCCGACAGCGCCAUGAUAGAGCAGUUUAUAGACCAUCAAAACAAAAACUGAGAAUAAUGGCAGAGAAAGAAGAUGAAGAGUUGCUACGACCAGUUACCACAAGCCAGCGGCUCUCAGAGUACAAAAGUGAACUUGAGUACAUGUCACAAGAAGAAAAGAGCCGAAGGAGAAGAAGGAGAGAAGAAAUAACUGAAAUAACCUCAAAAGAAGAGGAGGAGGAGGAGAUAGAAAUGGUGAGACAUGCUCACAGGGAAUUUUCACCUCCCUCAAGAUUGCUAGGAAGAAGACGCUCUCUUUCUCCAACUUACAUUGAGCUUAUGCGCCCUGUAUCUGAAUUAAUUCGACCCCGUUCCCGUCCUGUAGAAGAACCUGAGAGAAGAUCUCCUACUCCAGAGAGAACUCGUCCACGCUCACCAAGUCCAGUGUCCAGUGAGAGAUCUCUCUCUCGAUUUGAAAGAACAGCAAGAUUUGACAUAUUUUCCAGAUACGAGUCAAUGAAAGCUGCUUUGAAAACUCAAAAAACAAUGGAGAGGAAAUAUGAAGUUCUGACCCAAGAACCUUUCACUUUGGAUCAUGCCCCACGCAUCACUUUAAGAAUGCGCUCUCACCGUGUGCCAUGUGGCACCAACACCAGGUUCAUUUUGAAUGUACAGUCCAAGCCUACCGCUGAAGUUAAAUGGUAUCAUAAUGGUGUUGAAAUCCAAGAAAGCCAUAAGAUACAUUUCACUAAUACUAGUGGGGUGUUGACCUUGGAGAUCCUUGACUGCCAUAUUGAUGAUAGUGGUACAUAUCGUGUUGUGUGCACAAACUAUAAAGGGGAAUGUUCUGACUAUGCAACAUUAGAUGUUACAGGAGGAGAUUAUACUACUUAUACCUCCCACCGCAGAGAUGAUGAAGUACCAAGAUCUAUUGUUCCUGAUUUGACAAGGACUGAGGCAUAUGCAGUUUCUUCAUUUAAGAAAGUAUCUGCGACAGAAGCAAGUUCUUCAGUAAGAGAAGUCAAGUCAGAACUGACAGCAACAAGAGAAUCAUUAUCAUCAUAUGAACAUCAUGCUUCUGCAGAAAUGAAAGUGAGUGCAUCAGCAGAAAAAUCACUAGAAGAAAGAGCUGUGCACCGAAAGUUUAAAACUACUCUGCCUGCUACAAUAUUAACAAAACCAAGAUCAAUCACUGUUUCUGAAGGAGAAACUGCAAGAUUUUCUUGUGAUAUUGAUGGUGAGCCAACACCAACAGUGACAUGGAUACAUGCAGGCCAAGCUAUUGUUUCUUCUGGGCGCUACCAAGUCACACGUACACAAUAUAAAUCUACCUUUGAAAUUUCAUCUGUCCAGAGCUCAGAUGAAGGAAGCUACACUGUUGUAGUAGAAAAUUCAGAAGGAAGACAGGAAGCUCACUUUACUUUGACUGUACAAAGGAAAAGAGCUCCAGAAAAAGCAAUUACAUCACCCACAAGGGUAAAAUCUCCUGAGCGCCAUGUAAAGUCCCCAGACAAAGUAAAAUCUCCCAAGAGAGUCAAAUCACCUGAACCGUCUCCUGCCCACUCCAAAGCCAAAUCAACAGCUGCAGGAAAGACAACACCAGGAGACAAAGCACACUUGCCAGUUUCUGCUCCUCCUAAAAUAAAACAGCAGCUAAAGUUGGAAGCUACUGGUGAUAAAGUAAAACUAUUCUGUUCAGUUGAAAGCAGUGUUUUAAGUGUCCAAGAAGUAGUCUGGUACAAAGAUGGCAAGAAAUUAAAAGAAGGUGAUCAUUUCAAAUUUCAUUAUGCAUCUGAUGGAACAUAUGAACUUAAGAUCCAUAACCUCAAGGAAUCUGAUCAAGGAGAAUAUACCUGUGAAGUUGUUGCAGAAGGUGGUACCUCCAAAACCAACUUCCAGUUUGUUGGCCAAGUUUUUAAAAGUGCCUUCUCUCAGGUAUCAAGCUUAGCCAAAACUCAGAAAAUUGAAACAGCUGAAAUAUCUACCCAGAAGAAAUCUACAGUGACUUCCCAAGAAAAGGCAGUGGUGCAAGAGGAAUCUGUUAAGAGGUCUCUGGUGUCUGAAGAUACUAAAACAUCUCACACAGAAAUUAAAUCUACUACCACUAAAAUGAGUGUGUCUGAAGGUCAAAAAACUACCCUUAAAGCCAGUAUUGCUGGUGCUUCUCAUGUAAAAUGGUUUCUGAAUGGAAUAGAGCUAAGUAACUCUGAAGAUUAUAGAUAUGGUGUGUCAGGAAGUGAUCAUACUCUGACCAUCAAAAAAGCAACCCAUAAAGAUGAAGGAAUACUUACUUGUGAAGGAAAGACUGACCAGGGCAUUGUCAAAUGUCACUUUGAAAUGAGUUUUUCAAAAGACACUUCAAAUGUUCCUGUCUUUAUCAUACAACCUAAAUCUCAAAACAUCAAUGAAGGACAAGAUGUGUUGCUUACCUGUGAAGUCUCUGGAGAUCCUUCUCCUGAAAUCAGCUGGUUUAAGGAUAACCAGCCAAUUGCUCUUUCAUCCAACAUGAGAGUAAAUCGUUCCAAGAAUGUUUAUUCUCUUGCAAUCCAAAAUGCUGCAGUGAGCGAUAGUGGAAAAUACACAGUCAAAGCAAAAAACUUCCAUGGGCAAUGCUCUGCCACUGCAUCCUUGACUGUCCUUUCUCUAAUUGAAGAACCUCCCAAAGAGGUAGUGUUGAGGACAAGUGGUGAUACAAGCAUGCAAGAAAGUUUCUCUUCGCAGUCACUUCAAAUGUCCGCUUCUAAACAAGAAGCUUCGUUCAGCAGUAGCAGCAGUAGCAGCAUGAGUGAAAUGAAAUUUGCAAGCAUGUCUGCCAAAAGCAUGUCCUCCAUGAAAGAAUCCUUUGUAGAGAUGAGCUCCAGCAGUAUAAUGGGGAAAUCUAGUCUGACCCAACUGGAGAGUUCAACUAGUAGAAUGAUUAAAUCUGGUUUGAGAGGUGUACCACCCAAAAUUGAAGCUCUUCCUAAUGACAUCUCAAUUGAGGAAGGAAAGGUUCUCACUGUAUCCUGUGCCUUCUCUGGUGAACCCGCUCCUGAAAUAACAUGGUCCUGUGGAGGAAAAAGCAUUUCAAGUCAGGGGGGUAGAUUCCAUGUGGAAACCAGUGAAGAUUUAACUACGCUUAUCAUCAUGGACGUUCAAAAGAAUGAUGGGGGACUUUAUACGUUGAAUUUAGACAAUGAGUUUGGCACUGACUCUGCCACUGUGAAUAUUAACAUUAGAUCAAUUUAAAAGGCCUGGCCUAUUUUAUUUACACUUGACUUUUGGCAAGUGAUUGAUAUGGACUGGAAUAACGGAUCUGUAAAUAUAUAUUUAAAAAAAUAUUUUUAUACCUACCUGAACCAGACAAAGUCCAAGGAUAUACGCUAUGACUUAUAGUCAUUAUUGUCUGACUUUAAAACUAUUUUUCACUUGACAUGUACAUACUGUAUAUAGCCGAAGUUAACGGUUAUGAAGUUUUGUACCAUUUAUUUUAUGACAUUUUAAAAUGUAACUUUUGGAACAGUUGGUAGGAGAAAGUUUCUUAGGAAACGAAUACCCUGCUCAACAUUUAACUAAUAUUUGUGCCUCAACAAAACGUUGAUGUCUAAGAAUGCCUCAACAGGUAGAGAGGCUCCCUGUUGAAGACCUAUUUACCUACACCUAAGAGAUGAUGCUGUGCAUGGUUUCCUUGAACCUGCACGAAUUUAUUUUGAAUCAGCAACAUAAGGCAUUGGUGAGGUUUGCAUCUACCCUCCUGUAAGCCACACUGUAAUGUCUUACGUUGUAUCUGAUCAAUGGCAAACUAUAUUUUGUUCAUGACUCACAAUCCUUUGAGCAAAGUGCAAGCGGCCAGCAUUUUGUUCACCACCUGUUCAUGUACUGUUUCUGGCACACGGACUGCCUGAAUAACUUUAUAAAAAAGUAACAUCACCUGGCCAUCCCUUGGAUAAAUAAAGCUUAUUUGGGCACUCAAGUGCAGAAGCAGUACCAACUCGGGGAGGUUCUUAGGAUGCAGUGAUUGUGUGGUAGCAUUAGGAUUCUGCUAGAUACUGUCAACUUCAGGCAACCAAAGUUUGAGCCACAGUUUCAGAAAAGUUAAAACUGUUGUUAUAACAUCACAUGUGCCUUGAACUUAAAUUUGAACUAGCAUCGUUUAUGUAGUAGAAAAAAAACUGUAUUGUUAGCUGUUUUGUUGAACCUCCUUGAGAUAGUAUUGUUCAUUUGAAAUAAAGCAUGCUACCUGCACUUCA
Sceloporus undulatus (fence lizard) is the source of this 92880-nucleotide messenger RNA. It is a transcript of the gene TTN, whose product is annotated as titin. Gene Ontology annotation, molecular function: ATP binding; protein kinase activity; protein binding. Gene Ontology annotation, biological process: protein phosphorylation. The record is from RefSeq and is a predicted model, not a curated record. NCBI's taxonomy places the organism in Eukaryota, Metazoa, Chordata, Lepidosauria, Squamata, Phrynosomatidae.